GGCGCUCUCCGCCUCCUCCUCCUCCCUUUUGCGUAGGAGGGGCGGGGGCGGCUCCCCCUCCCUCCAGGCCCCUCCCACGGCGCCCUGCUUAAGGGCCGGGGUCCGAGCGCCCUUAAAGGGACAGGCUGCGGAAGAGGACCUUGGUGGGACGCCAAGCUCUUGGCUGGGGAGCAGGGAAGAGCGUGGGCUCGAGGCGCGGCGGGUAGCAGAGCAUGGCAGGAGCGGCGGGAAGAAGGAGGGGAGGUGGGCAGCCGAAGGGCACAGGCGAGCUCCUGCCGGCUGGAGCUUGGGGAGAAGGAGGGAGGCAGCGGCGGCUGAGCGUCGGGGGAGCGCGGGCGGUACGCCGAGCACGCGAGGGCUCCUCCGGCCACUCCGCCGAUUAGCUCGCAGGUGUGUUCCGCGCUGGGAUCCGUCUGGCUUCUCCCGGUCCAACCUUGGGUGCGUGCUGGGUGCUUUAGAGCCUACGAGGCACCCUCUGCCUCUUCGGGCCGCCUAUGGGCGCCGCACGUGGGGACACCUCGGUCUUCCGACGGCGCCGCUUCUUUAAAGGCGAGGUUGCCCCGCGCGUCCUUUCUGGGGAAGGGGGGCGAUCGAGAGGCGGACCGAGGCCACCGGGCGAGCGGAGGCCAAGGCCACUCGCCCGCUUCCCGCCCCGAGCGCCCUCCCUCUCCCUAAACUGGGAGCGGUGCCCGCGCAGACGGAGCGAGGCAGCUUUAAUCGGAGCCACCUGUCCCCCUCCUGGGACUCGCUGGCCCAGCGCCUAGGCGCCAAGUUGCAGGAGGGUUCAGGCCGGGUUAGAGGGGAGGGGAGGGGAUGGCAGCCCGGGCGGCCCCGCGCGCACGGAAGGACAUCUGCCCGAUCUUUGUGCCAGCGCCCUGCGCAGCCUUGCUGCUGUCUAAGAUCCUCUCCGCCGUCCCGCCCGCCUCCUCCUCCUCCUCCUCGGCCGCGGAGAUGGAGAAGAGCCGCGGAGGGCGAUGAAGCGGGCGGGAAGGAGGCACUUGCUGGCAUCCCGGGCGCGCGGCCGUCUCGCCUCCUCCAAGGGCGACCCUCGACGGAGGGCAAGUCCUCCGCCUUGCUAGCCGCCGCCGCCGCCGCCGGCUGCCCAAAUUGGAUCUCGCCACCUUCCUCGCUCCAAAGCCGUUGGGAUCCCUCGGUCCCGUCCCCCCCGUCCCCACUCCUUGCAAGGAUACGCUGGUGACCCCCGCCAGGCAGCCACGGAGAGCCCUUCGCGCCACUCGUCUGGCUCCGUGGUGGCGACAGGGAAGGCGGGAGAGGACGCGCGGAAGAAGGAGCCGAGGGUCGCUUAUGCCUCGCCCAGCCAGCCGCCAGAGGGUUGGCGAGCGGACAGGGGGGCCGACCCCCGACAGCACCCCCCUCUUCCCGAGACCGCGAGGAGCCCAGACGUGCCCCGGAGACCAGGGGAUGCAGCCCUCCGCCGCCGCACUUGCCCUCUAGUAAGUAGCCCCGGUUUGUUUACUUCUCCCUCCGCCGCCGCAGCAGCAACAGCGGCGUCUGGCUAGUAAGUAACCCGAGAGGCGCCCAUCCCGCUGCCACCUUGUCAAUGUCACGCCUGGAGUUGUUCCUGGAGGGCUUUGCGCAGCGCCAAGUCCGUGGCGCUUUCCCCAAGUUCUGCACCCCCAAGGAAGAACUCGCCCUCCCUUUAAAAAACAACUCCCUUUCCUUGCUAUCCCUCUCUCUCGCCUUCACUCUGAAAGCAGCUCCCAUCCAUCCACCCUCCGGGUUGUGUUGGGAACGUUUCCACGAAACACCAAGGUUGGCUUGGUUGGAAGGCAAGAGAGUUUGGUUGGUGUGUGUGUGUGUUUUGGCGCUCGCUUGUUCUCCCCUCCUAAAUCGCCGAGUGUCGGUAUUUUUACAUCCCCCCCACCCCCCUUCCAGCACCUUGCGUAACAUCGCAUCAGGCAGGACACUUUGCAUUUAUUUUUGGUUAAUCCAUAUGCGACCUUUUUAAGCUGCAUUUUUUUGCCUCGCUCCCUCCCUUCUUCCUUCUUGCGUGUCUGAGCCGGAGCCCGGGAGGGAGGAAGUCUUGUCCCGGUGACAAAUGGUCCUCUCCCCCCCCCCCCAUGUUCCUCCUGGGCUUCUGGCAUUUGUCUACAAACGAUUAGGGUUCUAAUUGGUAUUGAUAACGCUCUUCCACCCUCCCGCCCCGUCUCCAACUGUUGCUGCAGGAGGAGCAAAGGGGAGAAAGGGGGAAAUUACAUAAGAAUGCUAUGAAUAAUACGGUUUCUACUAAUAAGGCGGACAUACAUUAGAGCAUCGGGGUCUUAGAGGAAAGGUAGCUGUUGGGAACGAAGGUUUUUUUUUUUGGGUGGGUGUGUGGCGAUUAUUCAUGCGCAUCCGGAAGUUUUUUGGGGGGGAGAGAGAGGGAGACCUUUUGGGGGUAGAGGAACAAAAAGUCAGACAGGAUAAUGGGGCAGAGUGUGGCAUGUCAUGGAAGUACCUUCCUGAGGGGAAGAAUUACAUCACCAUCAUUUUCUCCCCUCCUCAAGUAUCCUUGGAAGCGCUACAGAAGUAGAUUCUCCUGAAUCUCCCUCUGUUCCUUUUUCUCCUUCUGUUCUGUAAUCUCAGUUUUCCACUUUGUCCUCUGUAUAUCAACAACGUGCACUAUUCCCUGCUACCCAGUUCUAACUAACUUUCCUCCCUUCCUUUAGUUAUAUUCUCUUAAACUUGGUUGUUUCCUGGAAUGGGAUCAUUAUAAUGCAAGUGAUCCUUCUAGCCCAGUUAAAAGACAUCAGAAUCUCAAUCAUGGAGGAGGGAAACCUGUGCUUCACUCCAUCCUCAAAUUUAGGAUUUUUAAAAGUUUGUAGCUUUGGUUAGUGCAGUGCGGUGGUUAGAUUAUGGGGCUAGGACCUGGGAGACCAGGGUUCAAAUCACAACCCAGCCAAGUUGGGCAUCCUUGGGCCAGUCACUGUCUCUCAGCCUAACCUACUUAACAGGGUGGUUGUGAGGAUACAAUAGAAAGGGGGGGUAACCCCCUUGAGCUUAUUUUCAACACAUAACAGUAGCAAAUAAACAAAAUAUAACUCUCACACAGAUAACAGGUAGAUUUAAACGUACAGAUAUUUUAAGGAAUUUUCAUCAUCCACAAAAUUAAGGGGAGUUAAAAUAAUUUCCACUGACAGUUGUGUGUGUUACCUGGAGAUACGUUUUGGGAGGAGAGGAAGGUGAUAGUAAAGUGAGGUUUAUAAAUAAGGCCGUUUUGUUCUCCAUAACCACCUGCCAUGACUUGAUAUGAGUGGCGAGAAAGAAACUGAAUCUGAAAUGAAAUAUUCUCCAGGUUGGUUGGAUAUUUAUUUUUUUAAUGGGGGGGGGGGAAUCAUACCAUUAAAAAGAAAAGAAAAGAACAACAAAUCAUACCAUCAAGUAAAAAACUGAAAACUGAAACCUUAACAUGGGAGAAAAAAGCCGAGUUAAAACCUUCUUUCAUAUAUUAAAGAUGCAUUAAAAGCUAUGCAGAAUCGGAAUGUUUUCACCCGCAGCCUGAGCGCUGUCAGGGAUGGGGUUAGUCUCACCGCCUUUGGAAUUAGAAACUGGAAACUCUGCUCCUACUGGAGGUGAAGAGGGGGCACCCAGGAGGUUCUCUUCUGCAAGCUCCAUGGAUAUACAAGGGAAGGAUCUGUUCAGUUUCCAUUCAUUUCCACUGGAACUCUUUGCUGCUGUUCUUGGGGUUUUCCUUCUUCUCUUCCACCUUUCUCUGUGUACUCUUUAGCAAUCCACAAUGUGUGUGUGUGUGUGUGUGUGUGUGUGUGUGUUGGCAAAUGCAGCACCAACAAAAUUCACUGUUUACGGCAGCACCAACAAAAUACGGCUGCGACAGGUUUGCCUAUGUAUAUUAUAAAACAAUAUGCUUGAAAGGUGUUCCCUACAAACGGAGCUUUGCAUGCAAAAUGUUGGGAGCUGUGAUAAGGUAGAUGUUCUUCCUCUUCUUCCUCCUCCUGGGAAAGAGAAAUACGCAGUACUGGGUUUUGAGGGCUUUCUCAAGAAGCCAUCAGCCUUCACUUUCCUUGAGCUCCACAGAGGUGAAAAUGUUGCCCUUCCAUUGUGUCCAAUAGCAAAAAAUCUCUCCGACUUCAGGACCAAGGACCAAAUCUGCUCCCACAUUUCAUAAGGUGGCGGUGGGGACAUAUGCCAAGAUUUGCUUCCACCUGAAUUUAUUCCCUGCACCCACGGCCUCUGCCUUGUUUGAAGAGGGAAUGUAGUAGCUCUGAAAUGCCUUGGGGCUGACCACCCUCAGCAUAGCAGCAGUGACUUCCCAAUCCUUUCGGCUCAUAAUCUCCCUUUUAAAUAAUUUUCCUAAAUAAGUACUUAUGUGAUGCUUAUUUAGAGGGCUUUAGGAAAUAUGGAUUAAAGAGGCUGUUUUUUCCUCCCGCUUUUUAAUACAUUUUUAAAAAGUACAGUCAGAGCAGGGGGUGGGGGCUGGGAAUCUGUAGCAUGCAGGGAAACUGGACAAGGAGGCAGGGAAGCAGGAUCGAACCAUCACCACCGGCUCUUCCUGCUACGUAUUUCCUGGGGAAAGAAGAGAGAAGGGCAGCACUGGUGAUGUUCUGUGUAGCCACAGCUUGAAAUUGACAGAGGGAAAACACAGCACAGGAGUCUAUACUUGCUUACAACUCUCAUUCUUGAAAGAUUUCCUUGGGUCUUUCUCGUUCCCUUGUAGUUUGGCAAGACUUGGAUCACUUGACAUACCAGUAAAAAUAGGAAAAAGGUAUAUUUGAAUUUAGCACAUUCGGAGCCUCUUGGUCCCUUUUCCAUCCAUUCUGUGCUCUGGGUUGAAACAGCAUCAUCGUGGAGAGUCAUCUCUGAGACACAGGGGUGAUUGGAACUGCUUGAUUCCAGCUGCAGCCUGAGAUGGGUGCAUCAAGCCUAGAUAGUUACUGACUUUAUACAUUUCCUCAGUAGUUCAUCUUUGGGUUCUGUUUUGCCGCAUUCCCUCCCCGCACAACAGGGAGGAAUAUCUUACAAUUCUGAAUUGCUGGUCCUCUCUCAGCUCUUCAUAUCUGGUGUUCAAAUUUACUGUCCACAUUCUCCUGCCCUUGACAUUACUGAAAUGCUACUAAACAUUUCAGGUCUCGGCCUUUGGAAGAGUUAAGCAAACACAAUUCUGUUUACGCUCACUAAGUGUCAUCCUUGCAACAAUCUCCAAAUCACUUUAGCUGCAGACACUUGUGACUUCUUCAGCCUUCAUCACACUUUGCAGAGCUAGGCAGGGCUUUUCCCCCAGCCAAGACUCAAUUUUGGCACCUCUCAGUGGGUGCCAUUCCCAUUAUAAGAGAGGCGUUUGUGGUGAGUUUCGGCACCUCUUCUUCUAGAAAAACAGCAGUGGUCCUGUGUCAGUUACGUGGUUCUGUCCUCAACAGAAUGCUUCAGAGAAAUUGCUCGUCUCGCAGCUCCUCUGUGAAAUGGCUACUUUGCAUGUAGGUUGUGUCAAGGGAUCCCGAUACAAAUGCAGGGAGAUGGACAAGUGAGUGGAAAGCUGGAGAAAGAUCUAAUUGGAUCUAUGGAAAGCAAACUAGUGAACCCUGAUCACAACCACCCACCUGCAGCAAUAUUGUUGUGCUUGUGCUUCCUCCGUACAGUGGUACCUCAGGUUACAGACGCUUCAGGUUACAGACUCCACUAACCCAGAAAUAGUACCUUGGGUUAAGAACUUUGCUUCAGGAUGAGAACAGAAAUCGUGCUCCGGUGGCGCGGCAGCAGCAGGAGGCCCCAUUAGCUAAAGUGGUGCUUCAGGUUAAGAACGGUUUCAGGUUAAGAACGGACCUUCGGAACGAAUUAAGUACUUAACCCGAGGUACCACUGUAGUUGAAUAUCGCACAGCUCCAUGCAGGCAAUUGUGACGGGACAAUCUGGAAAAGAUGUUGUGUCUAUGUGGGCAAGUAGCUUUUUCACGGGUCUCGCAACUUCCUAUUGCUGCUGCUGCUGUGCAAUGUGUUGCAGCUGCCCACUGUUGUGUCAGUAAAACAGACCGGCACGCUAAUGGAAAUACCGUUUUUUACAUGACCACCCCUUGGAAGAUAUUAAUUCAGUUAAUGACUUUUCUCUUUUGCAAACAGUGGAGGCUAUCAGUGGGGGUAGUUUUUACUUGUUUUAUGGUGUGUUUGUAAAUUGCCUUGAGAUGUGUGUAAAAGGCAAUCGAUAAAUUAAUAAAUGAUGAUGAUAGAUAAGAAUAACAGAAGCCUUAGCUGGCAGUAUCUGCAGCUGUUCACAAGUACUGAAUAUACUUUCCCACAAGUUCCCUCUGCAUUUGCUUGAUCAGGGAUAUUAACAGAUCAAAACGGUUUUCACGUGAGAGAGGCGCUUCCCGCAUGGAAGCUGCUUACAUAAUUCCUGUGAGUAGUUCAUCAGCUGUGAUGAAUGCUUGGUGGCUAUUUUGAUACAGGUAUGUUCAGCAGGAAGCCACAACUGACGGUGCAGUGGAAUAGAUGCCUUGUCACAUUCAUAUUUGACAAACUGCACAUGGCACCCAUAAAGUUUCCUAGGCAGAAGUGAUCUCCAUGUUAAUACCUUUUUUCUGAAUUGCCUUCGAUCAGGAACCCCCAGCCUUUUGGGGCCUGGGAGACACAUCUGAAAUCGAAGAAACUGCCAUGGGCACCUCAAAAUACCCAUUUUGCAGAAGGAAAACUGACUAAUCAAGACACAAAUGCCAAACAACAGGCAAACGCCUAUACUCCCAAAAUAAAAAAGAUAAAAAGCUGCCUCCCAAAAAGCAUUCCCCCCAAACAAACAAAAUACAUAUUUUAAAGUAAAAAAUAAGAAGGAGCAGUGGAAACCUUGGUGGACACCAAGGGAUGUCUGAGGGCACAAUGGUGUCUAUGAGUGCCAUGCUGGGGACUAUGGUCUUAAAUCUUUAUGUCCCAUUCUCUUGGUAUCUCUGCCAAAAAAAUGUGUGGCAGGUGGUUACUGGGGACAGGGCCUUUUCAAUGGUGGCACCCUAGCUAUGGAAUGCUGUCCUCAUAGAGGCUUGCCUGGCAUUCACUUUGUGGUCUUUUGGGCAUCAGGUGAAAACUUCUUUUUAUUUCUUUCGCAGGUUUUUUAAAUUUUAAAACCUGCUUGGAAUAUCUUCUGGUGUUGCUUGAGAGUAAUUCUCUACUAAUUCUAAUCUCUGCUGCUGGAGUUUUUAUGCUUCAGCAUUGUUGUUUUUUAUUAGAUGUCUUGCCUGCCCUUCACCACAAGUUCCCAGGGCAAGCUGCAACAGUGUAAAACAACAACAUUGGAACCAGCUAAAUUGCUAAAACAAUUUACAAUUAGAAGCGUAGAGGGGUGCCCUAAAAUACAGGUAUAUAGUGUGUCAAAGGCCAGGGCAGGAAAUAUUACUAUUAUUAUUAUUAUUAUUAUUAUUAUUAUUACUAUUAUUAUUAUUAUUACUACUACUACUAUUCCACCCACCUGGCUGGGUUUCUCCAGCCACUCUGGGCAGCUUACAGCAUAUCUAAAAACAUCAAGCAUUAAAAAUCUCACAAUACAGGGCUGCCUUCAGAUGUCUUCUAAAAGUUGUGUACUUCUUUAUCUCCUUGACACCUAAAGGGAGGGCGUUCCACAGGGAGGGCGCCACUACCAAGAAGGUACAUGUUUAGUAUACAACUGAACUGAUUUGCCUUAGUGUGUCAUCUCAACCAGGCGUGAGGUCUGUCUCUGCCCCAGACAAGCCAAUAAUUAUAACCAAGGUUUUGCUCACCAUUUACAGCUUGUGGUCUGUCUGGAAUGAGACAAACCUUGAGCCCAGGUUCAGAUAACAUUCAAAGCAAAACCAUGGCUUUGCUUGCAGGAGUGCAGCAACAGCCGCAGGAUCAGAGGAACAGCAAAAUAGCCACAAUCUCCUCUCCAGCAGCUUGUGCAUUUGUGCUAAGCCAUGGUUUGGCUUCACAUCACUUGUCUCUGACUGAAUAUGUCGUUGGACCCUGACUCUUAAGCAAAUAACAUUUUCUUGGCAAAGAUGACUUCUCAACAGAAUAGAGGCUUCUUUCACCUGUCCAGUUGGAGGAAGUAAAACUUCAGAAUAUUAUCCUUGGCUAACUAGACUGCCUUUUAAGCAGGCAACAAUUCUUAUUUCAGGGCAGGUCUGUGUAUGGAGCAGAAUGAAGUGGCAGAGUCCUGCAGUUUUAGAAGUGACUGUACCACUCCAGUUUGCAUAGGGUGGUGGUGGGGGACAUGAUUGGAUGCCCGCAUUUAGAAAGGAAGAAAGCAAAAGCCCUCGCAAGUUACUUUGCUAUUGCCCUAGGAAUAAUCUGGGCUGUGUAAACUUGAUUUUUAAAUUGUAUAUGGCGGGAGGGGCGGGACAUUCACAAAUGUACUCUGAAACAGUGCAAUCACUUAUACCAUCUUGUUCUGCUGUACUUGUUGAUUGAGCCUCAUUCACACAACAGCUGUGUGUGCCUGCCUCGCAUUUGUCCCCCCCCCCCCCUUGGAAUGAAGAACUGAGAUUGUAUGAUUGACUCGCCUGUGGCUGAUUUGUGAUUUGAGCCCGGGCUGCAGAUCCCAAGCCAGCUGCUGCCUUUACGUGAUGGGUUUUGGAAAUGCUGAGGAAGAUGGAUGCCCUGUGAAGUUGCGGGGGGGAGGGUUUGGAGUUAUUUCCAUGAGCUGGGCUAGCCAUGAGGACCCAGCGGUAUGGAUGCAACACUGAGCACAACUGCUUCUCUGUAUUAACUGUAUCAGUUAGGUUCCCCUUUGUGCUUCUAAUCUCAGAGUGACAGGAAGACCUAAUAUCCCUAUUGUAUAAGAAUCUCUGUGUGAAACUUAAAUGGGCUACCACCCCCUGUGCCCACAUGAGUGGGAGAGAGGAUUAUUCCAUGCAGCAGGAAAAUGUCUCAGCCUUUUCUCACUCCUUACAGAAUGCUGUGAUGUCACAGCAUUCCGUAAGGAUUGGGGCGAGGGAUGUGACGUUCUCUUGCAUGAAUUGGUCCCGAGUCUUAUCUCCCACUUAUGUAAGUGUUUUCUUGAGGGGUAAGACACAUCCUACAAGAGAGGAUGAAUCCUUUUUCAGUUCUACCUCUCUUUCAAAUCAGAACCAGUGAAGGCAGUGAAGGUCCUGUGUGAGUGCCUGGAGGCGGUUGGAAGAUGGAUGGCGGCUAACGGAUUGAGGUUGAAUCCUGACAAGACAGAAGUACUGUUCUUGGGGGACAGGGGGCGGGCUGGUGUGGAGGACUCCCUGGUCCUGAAUGGGGCAACUGGUCCCCUGAAAGACCAGGUGCGCAGCCUGGGAGUCAUUCUGGACUCACAGCUGUCCAUGGAGGCGCAGGUCAAUUCGGUAUCCAGGGCGGCUGUGUACCAGCUCCAUCUGGUACACAGGCUAAGACCCUACCUGCCCGUGGACUGUCUCGCCAGAGUGGUGCAUGCUGUAGUUAUCUCCCGCUUGGACUACUGCAACACACUCUACGUGGGGGCUACCUUUGAAGGUGACCCGGAAACUACAAUUAAUCCAGAAUGCAGCAGCUAGACUGAUGGGGGCAGCCGCCGAGACCAUAUAACACCGGUCUUGGAAGACCUUCAUUGGCUCCCAGUAUGUUUCCGAGCACAAUUCAAAGUGUUGCUGUUGACCUUUAAAGCCCUAAACAGCCUUGGCCUAGUAUACCUGAAGGAGCGUCUCCACCCCCAUCGUUCUGCCCGGAUGCUGAGGUCCAAUGCCGAGGGCCUUCUGGCGGUUCCCUCACUGCGAGAAGCAAACCUACAGGGAACCAGGCAGAGGGCCUUCUCGGUAGUGUCACCCGCCCUGUGGAACCACCUCCCAUCAGAUGUCAAGGAAAUAAACAAUUACCUGACUUUUAGAAGACACCUGAAGGCAGCCCUGUUUAGGGAAGUUUUUACUGUGUGACAUUUUAAUGUAUCUUUAAUCUUUGUUGGAAGCCACCCAGAGUGGCGGGGGAAACCCAGCCAGAUGGGCGGGGUACAAAUAAUAAAUUAUUAUAAUAUCAUUAUUAUUGUUGGUAUCUAUCUGUCUCAAGAGACCAUGGAGAGCACCUCCAGGGAUGAAGUCAAAUCGCUGCAUUAGCACCAAAGUGACCUCCCCUAGGCACAAGCCUGGGCAGUGUGUAUGGAGGUCCUGGGCUGCCCAGACAACAAGACCCUCCUCUUGGCCUCACUGAUGUGAUUCAAAGGAAAGCAGGGCAAUAUGCUUGGCACCAGCUUGGCUGCAGGAGUUGCCAGAAGAAGGCAUACAAGACAACAUCAACCAUCUUAGGGACUCCCCUCUGGAUUUGUGAAGGGUUUUACUCCUUAGCCAUUUCUACUCCCAAAGAUAUCCUGCAAGGCAGCAGAGGUUUAGGAUCCUAGAUGGGCUACCUUUCCAGGUUGAUGAACCCCAUCUGUCCCUCACUUCUCUCUACAGCACAUUCAGAAACCUCCUUCUUGACUGUUGGGUCCAGUAUUGGUCUCAUCCGCUCAAUCUGCCACAUCUUCGCAAGUCCCUAACUCGCUGAGGGUUUGAGACCCAUUGGCUACCCUCACCUGGUUUAGCCGGUCAGUUGAAGCCAUUUCCAGGGUGUGGCCACUGUCAUAUACUGACAGCUUCUAGGAGCCACAGGUGAGAGCUGAGUACAGGGUGGGGUCCAAAGAUGGACAAACCACCCGAGAAGGAGCACAACAUGUCCCCCACUAGCAGUAUUACACUUCCCCUAACACCCCCUACACUUUUUCAGUAGGGAGCCAGAUUUGACUGGUGCUGUUGCGAGUUGGUUUGGGUUGGUUCGGUUUUGCCCAAACGACUGCAAAAAGAAAUGUCCUCGUUUUGUCUGUUGUAUGGACUAAUCCAGCCUUAAAGGUGGGGCCAAAGUGAGUAAAGGACGAUGAUUUGACUAGGGUCUGGAGUUUAGGUAUGCUUGUUUACUUACACUCAGUGAAAGAAUUGUCGUCUCUCUGCUGGUAUAUCAAAGGGAGAAAAACAGAGGGGGGGGCUUGGUGCUUCUAGUGCUACUUUUGGUCCCAUCUUUGUUCGAAAGGGGUUGUUGCUGAUCGAAAGAAGUAGAUCAGUUUGUGCCUUGCUACUAGUCAAGAGGACAUAGGUGGCGCUGUGGGUUAAACCACAGAGCCUAGGGCUUGCCAAUCAGAAGGUUGGCGGUUCGAAUCUCCGUGAUGGGUUGAGCUCCUGUUGCUCGGUCCCAGCUCCUGCCAACCUAGCAGUUCGAAAACACGUCAAAGUACAAGUAGAUAAAUAGAUACCACUCCGGCGGGAAGGUGAAUGGCGUUUCCGUGCACUGCUCUGGUUCGCCAGAAGCGGCUUAGUCAUGCUGGCCACAUGACCUGGAAGCUGUACACUGUCUCCCUCGGCCAAUAAAGUGAGAUGAGCGCCGCAACUCCAGAGUCGUCCGCGACUGGACCUAAUGGUCAGGGGUCCCUUUACCCUUUACCUUUAUUAGUCAAGAGGGUAAUCGGGUCCUGCAAUGAGACAUUGCAGUGUGGUACACACCUGUUCAGGGUGCCAGACCACUUGCUCCAUUCCAUUCCUCCCUCUCCCCCAGCUUUUCAUUACUAAGAAUCCUGUGGUCGCUGAGCAUGUUCUGUUCUCAGUGGUCCAUUGGGGAGAUUUUUCUCCCCUUUAUCUUCCCCUCAGUAGUGGCAGGGUGGAAUUUCAGAGCUGCCCUCUUCGCAGUGCUGCAGUUUACCUGGGAUUAGGGUGGUGUGGUGGUGAGGUUGAGGCUGCACGGGUGCCCUGGUCUAGCCAAGUCUGUGUUCCUCCUGUCCAUGUGCCCACACAAUCCUGACCUUGCAGCCACCCUGCCCAUCUCCAUCUAGGUCAGCUUCAUUGAUGAUGGCAGUGUCGGGAGGGAGGCUCCGCAGUGCAGCCCAGCCACACAAGCUGCUACUGCUUUCCCCUAAAUGUAUUUCAUAUUUCUCCAAACCCUGAGGGUUAUCCCAGACAUGCCGACACCUCUCUUCUGUUUCUCGGCAGUCCCAUUUGGGCUGCAUAGCUGAUGGCGCUCAGCACUAGAGUUUGUUUUUUAUGAGAUUUAUAAACCUGCCCAUCACCAAAUGGUCCCAGGACAGGGUGCAUACAUUAUUAAAAUCAAAUUAAAUGCAAUCUAGGCAGAAACGUACCCGCCAUCUAAAACAUUAAACCUACUGCAAGUGAUGGACAAAGUUUGCCUGCUUUUGCUUGGGAUGUCCUUAAACCGUGGAGUGUUGUCAGAACUUCAGGACCUCCCCUGAACUGGCCCCUUUUCCAGGGGUUUAUUAGAGCAGGUGAAUGUUGUGAUCUCCAUUAUCUGCUUCUCACUUAUCUUAACUUAUUGAUUAUUCCAUAGUCUAUGUUGUCCAUGAGCUCCUUAUAAGUGUUGUUGCUACAACACUUCAAACUUUUCCUAUUCGCAAAUUCUGGAUGUCCUUCAGAAUGUCUGGGUGUCAAGAGAACAUUGUGUCAAGCAAGUGUUAUCGCCACACUUUCCAGUGCAUUUCCCCAUCACUUUCUUUAUUGCCAAAAAGCCAGUUUAGGGCAGUGGGGUUUGUUACGCAAGAGCAGCAAAUCAACUUUGAGUGUGCUUGUCUGGAUUUUCUGCAAUGUGAUUGAAUUCCCCUUGAGCCCAGCACCAUCAGAACUGAAGAAUUCAGAGCCAUCAGUUUGUUUGGAGUUCCAAAAACAAACACACAACAAGCUCAAAGUCCUGCUACACAAACCAGGUUACUCUCCCCUUGCCAGCUUUCUUAAUUUCAGGGGAAGUCACUUCAUUGUUGCCACUGCUAAACAUAUGUGUAUCAGAAAUCCUAGCUGAUCUACCUCAAAUUACCCAGGGAUCUACCACUAGAUCAUGAUCUCCCUUCUGCCUACCCCUAGUCUACAGAACAGAAGAUAUAUAUACUGGUUAAGCAGUAAUUCCUCUCCCUGUGGAAUCUUGGGGCUGGUAGUGUUCUGUAGGCGGGUAUUUAGAACGUCUAAUGGGAUUUUUGCACACUGUGAAUCCCAGGAUUCUUUGGGAGGGGGCAGCUAUCACAGUUCAGCUAUCAAUGGGCAGUUCAGCUAAUAUAAAGCCAAUCUCUGUAUGUAAUGUAGAUGUUGCCCGCAGGCUCGUGAAGGAUGUCUCCCCAAGCUUUGCUUUUCAUAAUGCUCCUGAGGGGGAGAAUUGGGGAAGGCACUUUCACAGAUCAGGGGUGUCCCCUUUGAAUAAGACAAUGGGUGCUAUUGAGAUUCGGAGUGCCUGUGACAUUGCGUUGCAAGCUCAAGGUGAUCCAACUGGGUGUGAAUUAUAGAGACUGCAUCCCAGUGCAUUGUAGAGCCAGUGCUCUUGAAUCAGAAAACAAGGCAUCAACCCUUGUCUCGGAGGUGCCCUUUCCCCAAGUUCUGACCACUUGUUGUCAGUCAUCGCACUCUGGUGCUCUGCAAGCAGAGCUGAAGGGUUCUUCUGGCUGGAUUUCCAAAGUCCCAGCAACGUACUGACCUCAAUUUAAUUCUGUAUUUAGAAAUGGAGAUGGCAUCCUCGUUCUCUUUAUCCUGUCCUUGGCUGUUUUGUGUGUGUGUGUGUGUGUGUGUGUGUGUGUGUGUGUUGCAACUUGGCACUUAAGGAGAUGCCACUGUUUAGCCCUGGAAUAGUGUGUAUUUUAGAGCUAGUUGAAUUGAUCUUUGCAUUUGCCCUUAAGAAGUCGCCUCUUUUGUAUUUUAUUUUUUGCAGGUUAAGGGGCUGCUGUGAGAUACAGGGGACAGUGAGAUGAGGAAAGAGGUGAACAAUCUGGCCCCAGCCCAGCAAAGCACUCAAGUAUGAUUAUUAACAUUAUGCUUGUGAAUAAUCCCAUUGAAGUCUGUGCUUAGUUUAAGCACAAGCGUAAGUGCUUUGCUGGAUAGGAACCAGGGUGCACUGUACCUUAGAGCAAGGUCAAAGAGUUAUAGCGCACCUUUAGCAAAUUUCACAAGGGCGACCCUUUUUGGUCUGUAUGAACCAGUCAUUUAUUAUUAGUAUUUUAUUCGAAGAAUUCGAUUUAUAAAAAGGUAGAGUGACCAAAAAAAGAAAGAAAAAAGUGAGUGAGAAUGAAAAAAGAGGGGGGGGGAAUACUCCAUUACAUUUCCAUACAUUAGUAUAUAGAUGUUUAUAAUCUUUUUAUCCUAAUACACACAUAGUUAUCAAUAACCAAAUAUAUUCUGUGUAAACUCAUUCCAAAUAUCAUUUAUCCAAAGAGAGUCUGCAUUUAUAAGCUGCCCAUUCGUAUGUUGCCAAUAUUGUCAUGUUGUCAAGUCAUUGAUUAAGGGGAAUUGUAUCUUUAUGCUUCCAAUUCAUCAGUAUCUGCCUCUUGGCCACCAUUAGGGUGCAUAGAAUCCAUUUUCAUUUUUGGGCACACUGCGAUAUCGCAGCCCCCCCAAAACCACCUUUUUUAGGGCGAGUUCUCAGCAUGAAAUUGUACACUUAAAAUGGCCGCUGUACUCUUGUAGGGGGAAAUGGGAUGUUCCUUCUUUUUCGGGACACUUGUGGUGUAUGCACACACACACAAACACCCGCCCGCCCCCAUAGCUCAAAUGACAUUUCAUGUAUGAUAUGUUCAGGGAAUCAUAACAUUACUUUUGUUGUUCAUUUCUGGUUUUCAAUCUAUCUCUCUGGCUCUGGAUCUUCAUCUUAGCAUUGAGUAACGAACUUGAUAUUAUGAAGGAACCAUGGAGUUUCCAACCUCCUUUUCACUGUCUAACAUUAAUAUGCUCAAACCACCUUGCUCUGGUGAGCAACCUGGCCGCUGAAUUCUGCACUAGCUGAAGUUUAUGAACCAUCUUCAGAGGCAGCCCUCUUCUUCUUCUUCUUCUGUGAUUACUCGUAGCCGAGUAAAGUUGUCUUCCAUAAACAUGGUUUUAACAAUGGGCCGUAAGGGACUAUGGAGGCCAAUUCUGGAUCCACACAUCCUCCCCACAGUGUGGACAUUGGUUUCCUGGAGGGAGUUGAUCACGGUGUGGAUUUGCCAAGUGUGCCUUCCUCUUAGCACAUUUCUCCCUUGCUUCCUAAGAUGCAUCCUGAGUGUCUUCAAAGCCCAUGACACCUUUGGUAAAGGCUGUUCUCCAGUUGGAGCACUCGCAGGCAAGUGUUUCCCAAUUGUUGGUGUUUAUAACUACAUUUUAAAAAAUUUGCCUUGAGACAGUCUUUAAACCUCUUUUGUUGAAAACCAGCAUUAAGCUUUCCAUUUUUAAGUUUGGAAUAGAGAAGUUGCUUUGGAAUCAGGCAUCCGCACAACAUGACCAAUCCAACAAAGUUGAUAUUGAAGAAUCAUUGCUUUGACACUGGUGAUCUUUGCUUCUUCCAGUACACUGGUAUUAGUUUGCCUGUCUUCCCAAGUAAUGUGUAAAAUUUUUCGGAGACACCGUUGAUGGAAUCUUUUGAGGAGUUGGAGAUGGCGUUUAUAAGCGGUCCAUGUUUCACAAGCAUACAGUAAGGUUGGUAGUACAAUAGCUUUGUAAACAAGCAUUUUGGUUUCCUUGCGAAUGUCCCAGUCGUCAAACACUCUGCACUUCAAUCGGCAGGAAAGCCACGAAAGACCAAAGUCUGUCCCUGCUUCUGUGAUACUUGAACGUUGGCUCUUCUUCUGUUAAAGAUUAAGUCCUGGUAUCAAGCAGGCUGGUUCCGGUGUGCAUAACUCUUCUCACUAGACAGAGGUAGUCUUGAAGCUGAAGAUGGAGCCACAAAGCAGCUGAAGCAUGAUGCAGGAGUUUCUGUAGUGUUAGUGGUGCAUCAAAUCUGAUACAGAAGAAACUUAUUAGCCUCUAUGGGGAGAAAGUGCUGCCUACAAUGUGUUUAAAUGUCCUUGAAGUGAAAUUAAAAUGGGCGAAUCUUGGAUUUAAGAGACUCUGGGCCUCUUUUUUUUGGUGUGUUUUUUAACUGUUCUCAGGUAGUUGAUGCCAUAAUCACCAUGAAUUAUUGAUCACAGGGCUAAAAAUACUUGGAAAUUCACAGCAAUGAAUAGAAGAGCCUUUCCUACCAGCCCGGCCCAGCCCAGGCAGGGAGGCUGGAGUGUGUAAACUUGAGUAUGUCAUGUUACGAUGCCUUCACAAAUUUGAUGCAGUCACAAUAACCGCGAAUGUCAGCUCUGAGAAGGUAUCAGGUGUCUGUUUGUAUUGGCUUCAAUGCCUUCUCCAUUUCCCCAUGCUGAGGUUGAGGAGGAUCGGGCAGGCACUAGGACCUAGGAACUACCUCCUAGCUUAAGACGCUUGAGAAACUGGCCCAGGAUAGUAGCAUCAUUUAGGUCCCACCUUUUCUCCUUGCGGAGAGCCAAAUAUUUCUUCCCCUUGCUUCUGCGAUCCCAAUACAACUCCUAUACGUCCCUGUGGCAGGCCCCCUUUUGCCCCAUAUGUGCUGAGGACUGACAUGUCUUAUGCUCAUGCAAUGUGGCAAGAAAUAUGAAGCCUGCAUUGUAAUAGCACUGAUACGCAUCACAUUUCCUGCUGGCAGAAUGGGAGAUCUCUGUUCACAUAAUCUGGAUCCUCCCUUUUCUUAAGUUUGAUGCUUCUAAUUUGUUAUUGCUUAGUCGUUUAGUCGUGUCCGACUGUUCGUGACCCCAUGGACCAGAGCACUUCCACUGCCUCCUGCAGUCUGGUCAAACUCAUGUUUGUAGCUUCGAGAACACUGUCCAACCAUCUCGUCCUCUGGCGUCCCCUUCUCCUUGUGCCCUCCAUCUUUCCCAACAUCAGGGUCUUUUCCAGGGAGUCUCCUCUUCUCAUGAGGUGGCCCAAGUAUUGGCGCCUCAGCGUCACGAUCUGUCCUCCCAGUGAGAACUCAGGGCUGAUUUCCUUAAGAACGGAUAGGUUUGAUCUUCUUGCAGUCCAUGGGACUCUCAAUGCUUCUAAUAACAAGGGGUUAUGUACACAAGGGUAGCUGCGGCUGGAAGCCCUGCAACCCUCGCCAAGGGUAGGAACAGCCUGUGGCCGUUUGGUGCGCAAGCCUAGGCUGUCAGGGCUGGCCCAAAACAUUUUGCCGCCUGAGGCGCAAAGGACAAGAUGGCGCUCCCCCUCCGCCAUUCGUUGUACAAAGGCCAACCAGAUGGACAGUUAACUCUUAAUUCAAUGUCCGUGUUGAGACAGCAUCCUUUGCCACACCUGAGGGCAGCAAGUUAACUUAUGGAGAACAGGGCAGCCACCUUACAUGGCUCAGUCCUGCAACAGAGGGGAAUGUCUGGUGGUUCCGAAGGAAUAGCUGGGGAGGAGGCAGCUGCUAUUGCCACCAAAGCCCUCAGUGGCCUCACUCUGCAUCUGAAAGGGUGUGAAGGAGGGUGGCACAUCAAACAGGCUACAGUUUACUGUAAUUCUAAUUCCUGUCCCUAGUGAAUUAAUAAGGACCUUGAUGUACUACUGAAUUGUCCUGGCUGUUUUCUCCUUUGGGUUCCCCACUUAGGCCUUAAAAGCCUAUCCUCUUUUCUUUCUUUUUUUUCCUGUGCAAAGCUCAGAUGCAUACUUGAGUACUGAACCUUUUAUUAUCAAAUUUUCAUUAAAAGUUUUCUGCGUAAAAUACAGGAACAUUCAAACUAAUCUAAAGAGGGGGUGGGGAAUGAAAGAGCAGAAGUAAAGAGAAAAGAAUAGAAAGGAGGGGGGAUGUUAAAAAGAAUACAGAGCCCUCUGUCAACAAUACAUUUUAACUUUUAUUCUAUGUCAUGAGGGUGGACCCUCCCAGCUCUCACCUGGGAUCCUCGCUGUCUUCUGCCUAAUCUCCCACCUUGAAAUAUCUUCUCUUUAAAAGCCUAUCCUCAAUGCUAGGCCAUCCAUAUUGUUUUCCUUUUAGGAAGCAUCCUUAUAUCAUGUUUAAGACUCUUUGGCCAUCUAGCCCAAUAUUGUCUCAUCUGACCUACGGGACCUUUCUUAGGAACUCAGACAAUGGGGCCUACCCGCUAUCUCACCUAAUCUCCCUAACUAGAGAUACCAGUGACUGAACUGGGUGCCUUCUGCAUCCAACACAUGUGGUCUACCACCGAGUUAUGGCCCUUCCUUGGUGUCAGGUAUGAAGGCGGGGGAGACCUACCUGCAAUGCUUCAAGGUGCUCUUAUUUUCUAUUUGGCUGGCUGGUUCCUAAAAAAUCAAAAUGAGGUGAAUGAGGGGAGGGAACAAAAGAGGCAAAGUUGGCCUUACAUUAGGGUUGUCCAUCUCUUUGCUUUACCUUGGACAUUUAACAGCAGCCAGACUGAGGACACCAUUUAGGGAGAAGGAGGUUGGGAGCAGACACUUCUGGUCUUCAGGCUGCAUGUGAUAAUUCCUCAGGAAUAUCCAUGUCUCUUGUCACGAAGUAGUCUAAUUUAUCGCAAUUUUAUUAAAGCCAAAAAGAGUGAAAGGAAAGGAGGAAGUGUGGAAAAGAAAGAAAAUCCCAUCAGCUCACAUUCGCAAUGCAGUAACCACCAGUUCAUCCGUCUUAGUUUACACAUAAAGCUCGAUCUAUGUCAUCCAAAUGUCCAGAUAGGUAUCCAAGUGAAGUUAGCCUUUAUAAAAAGUGGUUUGAAAUGCAGCAAGGGCAUUGAGGUCUUCUGAUAGCAGACAUUUAGCCUUCCAGGUUUGAAGUAGAAAUCUCUUAGCGGCCCAUAAUGGUUCUCAACACCCUUUUUCAUUGUUAUGAAGUAUACAAGUAACAAAAACAAAUGCUCUUUGACAGAUUCCAGAUAUAGGCUCCAAGAGCAGAUCUUCAAACCUUGCUCUGCAGUUUGCACUACCAACCUAAAAAUCUACCCGCCCCCCUCAGCGCAUGCAUUUAAAAGAGUCUGAAGCAGCCCCCCUCCACCUGACAUGCAGAAAUGAAGGCGCUGAAACAUUUCCCCCUUCAUUUUGUCUCUGUGCCAGGGGAAAUUGAUACAGUGGUACCUCGGGUUAAGAACUUAAUUCGUUCUGGAGGUCUGUUCUUAACCUGAAACUGUUCUUAACCUGAGGUACCACUUUAGCUAAUGGGGCCUCCUGCUGCUGCUGCGCCGCCGGAGCACGAUUUCUGUUCGCAUCCUGAAGCAAAGUUCUUAACCCGAGGUACUAUUUCUGGGUUAGCGGAGUCUGUAACCUGACGCGUCUGUAACCUGAGGUACCACUGUAUUUGCUUGGAAUGCAUGUUUUACAUGCAUUAUAUUCAGUGCUCUUUUUCAGGGGGUACACUCAAGGGUACACAGUAAUGGCACCUCUUUUUCAUUGUUAAAAAGUGUGGUGCUUACUGUAACAACUUCAUGGCGAGUAUCGGCACCUAUUUUUCUAGAGAAAAAAAGCACUGAUUAUAUUAGAUGCAAAGUCUACUGCAAGGAUAGCCAACCUGUUGCCCUCCAGAGGCUGGGCUAAAACUCCCAUCAUCCCUAAUGAGCCAGGGGUGCAAAGAUCCGCCUGGCACGCACCUCCCUGGUUGCCCAGUCCCAGGCACGCAGGAGGGUGGAGCCGUCCGCCUGCCUCGGCGUCUCGCUGGCUCAGUCGCCCCCAAACUCAUGGCGCAGAGCCUCCCGCAGCAGAAGAGCCCGCUGUGGCGCUCUGACCGAUGGGCAGGCUCUUCCUCGGACUCUCGGGCCCCGGACUCUCGGGCUGGCACCCCCGAGAGCCCGGCGCCCGGGUGCCCCACACCCUUAGUGCCUAUGGGUAAGAUGGCCCUGCUGUCAUGUUUUGAACACGCAUAUGAUUAACAGAAUGCACCGGUGGGCGGACGGACAGGUUUGCGCUCCCCUCAUUUCCUCCUUCCCAACUUUUGCACAUUCAUCCAUUAUAUGUACAUGGAGCCUAUAUGCAUGCAGGAUUGCCUGACUUGGAGACUUAAGCACAAACCAGGCACCCUGAUUGCACCUCCUUGUGUAUAUAACUUGCGGAGAUGUAGACUCUGUGCAUACAGAGCUGAUGAAUGCAUGAGGUUGGGAGUGUGUGUGUGUGUGUGUGUGUGUGUGUGUGUGUUUGUUUGCAAUCCUCCUUCCUCUCAUUGUGUUCGUUGCACACUGCUCUAAACCAGUGUUUAAACAUGCCACAUUUAAGCCAGAGAUAAGGAUGGAAAAUGAUCGUCACAUUUCAGCAGAGGUGCAAAUCUUGAGUAUCCAAAGCACCCUACAACUCUUAGGCCAAACAUAGCCAACCCUUUACUUGACACACCUGAAUGUUUUCUAUGGUGUGUGUAUGGGGCAGGGGAUCAGAUAUCAAAUCCCUAGAGAACUUGAGGGAGACUCUAGUGCCUUCCCCUGUUAGGAUUGACCCACUUGCAUUGGUGUUAUUCCUCCCCCCCCCCCCAGUUGUUUAGUCUGUUCAUCAGAACUCCCCUAUUCAUAAUAUAUAUUUGGUCUCUUCUUCUCUUCAAAGUAACAUGGAAUGGCUGCAUUGCUAUAAUUUGCAACAACACAGAGUGCUUUCCUGAUUUGUGCCCCCAGGGAUAUGCUGAGGAUGAUACCUUUCUGUGGAGAUAGGCAGCCAUGUGAUUGUCAUCAUUAAUCCCUGCUCUCCAGGCUGCAUAUGGAUGAACAUGUUUUGAGAAGAGUUAUAACGCCAGUCGCAUUGUGAUGGAUUUAUUGGCUCUCGUUACUUUCCAAAGGAGGCCCUGCCAUGAGGCGAGGCGAGGCGAGGCGGCUGCCUCAGGCAGAUGAUUUUGGGAAUUGCUAUUGGUGGCCGUGUGGGGAGAUAGACAGAUUGGGCCCAUCCAGGACCAUAAGGUGGUGCUGUGCAAACCUCAUCGAAAGUCAUUUCUAUGGGACUUGUCCAGAAGAAUUUUCUAGUAGAGUGGGUGACAUAGUAUUUUGUGUGUGUGAUGUAUUCCUCUCUAGAAAACAACAGAGAAAGCAUGCAGGAGGGAAAUCUAAGAUUGCACUCAUUCACUCGCCACACACACCCAACUUAAAUGCAUUAAUUCAUGCUCUGUGCAUAGAACUUACUGCGCAUGUGAAAGAAAAGAAUUUACUGCACAUGCAUUGUGCACAGAACCUGAUACUUUGGUUUAGUGCAUAUGUUUGAAUUAACGUGUGGAGGUCAGGGAUGGGACCCCAUCUAGGGUUGCCGUAUUUUGAAGAGCAAAAAAGAGGAGACAUUUGCUGACUUAACUAUGGAUCACUAUGGUGACUCUACCCAUGAAAAAGAGGACAUGUCCUGGAAAAAGAGGACAUAUAGCAACCCUACCAUGGACAUGAAUCUUACUCUCCUACUUCCACACGUUCCUUCUUCCUUGGUUGUUAUUUGAAAAGGGCUUCUACCUUUCUACCAUGUUGCAUCCUGCUCUGCCUCUAAGAAGCAGCCCAGUUCAGCAGACCUGAGAUUAUCCCGUUCUCUGCCCCCACCCCAAAUAUAUGAAUAGUGAACAUUUUCUAUAGUGCUUAUAUAGCAGCCCCAUCCAUGCAGAAAGGGACAGAAUCAACAGGCUUGAAGGCUAUACAAACUUAACCAGGAGCAAGUCCCAUGAAACUCAAUGAGGUAUACUUCGGACAUGCAUAGGGAAUGUGCUGUGAGUUCCUUCGUACUGGAAGGAAAUGCCAUAAGCAGACUCUCUUAAUCACCUCUGCUGGAACAGCAUCAGAGGUAAUUAUCUCCAGUACAAUCAUUACAGUUGGUAUUAAUAGUCGAAAGAACACUUGGGGUGGGGCAGAGAGCACUUUUUAUGCACACCAUUACAGAUGUGAAGUUGGGUUAUAUCACCCCAUUCAUCAUUUUUAGCAGUUGCUCACAUUUUAGGAGAUCUGCCCCGCAAUAUGAAGCAAAUGUACUGUGAAAAGAGUUUAUCCAGAUUUUUUUUCCUUUUAAUUGUCGCAAAGCAAUUUCUCCUUCAAUUAUAAUUGAAAAUAAGAAUUUUAACAUGAAUACUUGGAGGUGCUGCAAUUUGGUGAAAGAACACAUGCAGAGAACACAGAAUUAUCUGGGUUUCCCAUCAUUCCUGGCAUCCCCAAAGAUCUCAGAUUGCAACGUUGAGAAAGACCUUUGCCUGAGACCUUGCAGAGUAGACAAUAUCGCAGGGCUGGUGAGCAUCUGACCCUCCCGAUUUUGCUGGAAUCCCUGACUAUUGGCUAUGCCGGCUGGGCUGAUGGGAGAUGCUUAGUCCUGCCACACCUGGAGAGCCCACAGGUUAGCUACCCCUGCAAUACUGAGUGGUUUGACUCUGUGCAAGGCAGAUUUCGUUCAUAGGAUGAAUCACUGACGGUGUAUUCUGCACUUUGAUUGAAUUACUCCAUGUGCCACAGCUCUGUACUUAAAUAAUAUAAGAAUUAAAAGUGGUAUGGUUUGGGUCCCCUAAAGCAGGCAUGUCCAAAGUCCGUUUUGGGGGCCUAAUCCGGCCCGCUGGUCGAUUCAAUCCUAAAAAAAAAAAGCUCAACAAUUUCAGUCGGUCCUCAUGCAUGUUCACUUCAUCAAAUCUGGCCCUCUUUGAAAAAGGUUUGGGUUCCCCUGCCCUAAAGUGUAUAACACAGUCACAACAAGUCCUUUGAUGUCAAUGUUAGCUGUUGUACCUUGACUAUGGAAUCCGGGCUCCACAUCAAUGUUGGCAAAUUUUGUUUUAUUAGUGUUGGACAUUCUCUCUCUGUAUGUGAGAGAGAAUCAAUUGUUCCAGAAACAGAGAAGUUGUUUCAGGAAUCAUCAGAAGGCUGAGAUUGUUUUUUCCUAUGCAAGGACAUUUUCUGUGGGAACUGUUCUUUGGACAGGCACAAUGUGACAGGAAGUACUGAUAACAACUGUUCUAUGUAACUUGUAGCUUGUUGUGAGUCUCUUGCUUGCACCUUGCGGGGAGAGAAGCAGAGAGAGAGAGAGAGUCUUGGACUCUUAUUGGACUCAAGUUUGCCUUUACCAUGGUAGUGGUGAGUGAUUGCAUAUAUUUGCUACCAAUACACUUUUAUACCUGUCAAGUAAACUUCUGCACUUGACUGAAUCUUUAUGGCAUCCAUGAGUGUUUAUUGUCUACUGUGUGUACCUUCAACCCGAAGGAAGGAGCUGCGUUGAGAUGUAACUCUGCUGAGUAUGGAUACUGGCACACAUGCACAGCGAAAGUGAUGCCGGACCCAAUCCUACUAAAGCAUCCAUCAGAGGUUGAUGGAUUGAUCCAUCAAUUAGUUUACGCAGUUCCCCUGGCAGGGGUCUUAAUGCAGACCUGCAGCAGUGUUUCACUUAAGCCAGAUGAAGUCUGUGUGGCACUUAAGAAAACAGUGCAAAAGUUAAAGGGACAGUGCACAGUACAUGAAGAGUGCAGCGCAGAUGACCUAAUAUGUUUGGCUUCACUAAUGCAGGGAAUGGCUGGGCAGUUUAUAAUAUGCCAGAUUCGAAAGCACCCUGCUUGAGCCCAACCUAGUUCCAGAGAACGAUCUUCUGAGUGUGUGAAUGACCUUCUAGUAUCCAUCUUCUGAAAAGAAAUUGGGCAUGGUGGGCAAGUGCUGAGGAUUGUGCUGGGAGGCACCAGGAGUGCAACUACCCUGGGCCCUGCCAAUGUCCUGUUUCCUCCAGUUGUUUUUCAGCUAAGUGCUUGCAUCUGUCUAAAUGGAGCCCAGCAGGCAAAGGUCCGCCCAGCAAGGGAUGUUCUCCCCACAAAGCAGCGCCGUAUUUGGAAAUCCAAUUUUUUAAUUACAGUUGGUGCGUCCAAGACUCCUGCUGGCAGCUGACAUCUUGCAGCAAAAAGAGAGAGGAAGAGGGAUGGAGAGGAAACCCGGAUUAGUGACGGCAAGAGAGCAGGAGCCCAGGGCAAAACUGAUUCCCGCCCUCUUCCAACCCCGUUAAUGCUUUGAUUAUCACUGGCCAAGUUUUUGCCGUUAAAUUUUUGCAUUUCCUUUUCCAAAUGCUAACAUUUGCGCUUGGGGCAUCAAGCUGGUGUUAGCAUUGGGGUGGAAUGGAAUUUUGCUCAGUGAACGGACUUCCGGGGUGGCGCCAUCGGCAAUGGCGGACUCCCUCUGAAUUGGAGGGACUAGCUCCGCGCGAAACGGGUCUUUUCCGCUAUGGCGAAGCGGGGACCCUUUUAAAAAUCACAGGCAGAUGAAGCCUGUGACCAUGGGACUCGGCGGGCACCCUUAGCGCCCCCCCAACCCGCAAAGGAACCCACUAACGGGCUCCGAAGCGAAGAGGGGGAAGUGGCGCGGUGCUGUGAGUCAACUGCUAUUUCCGUGGAGCGAAGCCGCACAGCCGUUGCCGGAGAGCGCUGCCUUUUUCGUGGGACAAUUUGGCUUCUAAAAUAAGCACCCGUGAGUACUCAAACUUUGAACAAUUGGACUUUAAAUAAGGACUUGCGACCAGAAAGGAAUUGGACUUAAAAAUUUUAUUUCAAUUUGGUACUGAAACGGGAAGGUCUAAACAGGAAGUCAGCCUUCCGUUUCUUUGUAGACAGAAUAAAGCAAAGACAACGUAAACUAGAGCUCAGAAAAUCGCUUUUAAAGGAUUGGCUUUCAUCAUUUAAAAUUGUUGAACCCCCCUUCGGCAGCAGGAGAAGAAGGGGGAUCUUUUCUGGAUUGUUUAAACCUGCAGAAGUGAGUUUAAAGUAAAGUAACUUUCCAUCGUCCUGACCCUGGAGCGGGGUGUCAGGACUGACGUUUGAAGCUCAUUGACCAAAGACAAACGCUUUUGACAGAUAGCUAAAAGAAGAGAAACAUAGUGAUUCCAUUGUUUCCUUUCGCACCUUAAAGGAACAAAUAUUGACAAAAUAUCUGGAAAAAGGAAACUCUGUUGCUAGACUUGUCUUUAAAAGAAAGAUUAAAUAGAAGUUUUCCCCCUAGAGGGAGACUGUGAAACUGUAACCAACUCCUGGGAGCUGGCAGCUGUUACAGAUUACAAUCAUGGGAAUAGACAUCUGACCUUCAGGACAAUGUAUUCAGAAGCUCUGUUGUGUGCUUUCUAUAAAACAAAUGCCCUACUGGAACAGCUACAUGAGAAGACGAAUUUGAUGGCUGAUUCGAUUAGAAAUUUUGAACAGGCAGUGGGAAAUUUUGAACAGGCAGUGGGAAAAUAUGUGGAGCCCACCCAGGAAUUAAAUCAGGAGUGUGCCCUGACAGAACAGGCCCAACAGGAAUAUGAACUUUCGGAUUUGACAAAUGAACUUGGAAAAAGCCAGAUUUGGAAAGAAAAAGUUUGGUUUGGUUUGGAAAUGGGGGGUUGGAUAGACCGUCCUAUGCAGGGAUGUUUGGACUUUUCAAGUCUGGCAAUGGGCCGUGAGAUGUUUGGGAUUGUGGGGGCUCUCAAUUUUAGAGGGAUUUUGAAACAUGUUUUUAAAUACCACAUGGAAUUUAGUGUCGAUUAUGGAAAAGGGGCUGAUCUGUCGAGAAGGGUCAAAAAUAUUGCUAAGCUGGAGUUCCCACGAGUGAAACGAGCAGGAGACAAGGGAAAAUACAGUUACAAAUAUGAAGAAGAGCUGCGGAAGGGACAUGGAAGAGACUUAAGGGCCUUGGAUAUUAGGAUACCAGGUUAAUGUGCCAGAUCGAUGGGAUAACAAGGACUGACAAAACCCGGGACCAGGAGGAAGGGACGCUGGAUGAAGAUUGGAUUUGUUUUUAUUUCUCUUUUUCACUACUAGGACUGUUUUACAAAAUUGAUGAAUGUUAGAAAAAUGUUGGAAUGAAAUUACUUGGCUUUAGUAAAAAUGUUUAAAGAAUUAUGCAAGAAUAUUAUGGUUAUGAGAAGUUGGUAAAAAUAAGAUUUAAGUUUUAAGUUUCAAGGUUUUUAUAGUAAGAUAAGAUUAAAAUAGUUUAAGGUAAUGUAAUGACAGAAUAUUAUGAAAUAUGGAAAGGAUUUGCUGUGACAAUUAACAACCAGGAUACAAGGAAGGGGAGGAGGAGGAGGUCAAGGAAAGAGGGUAAUGACAGUUGAGGAGUUGAGAAUAAUGGAUUUGUUUUUAAAUGUUUUUAAAUGUUUCUGGUGUAUUUUUUCCCCCCUCUCUUAUUUUGAAUUUGUAUAUGUAUGGUUGGAAGUGGCUUGUUUUUCUCUUUUUCUACUUUGUUUUUCUUUUGUAACUUAAAAAUUUUUUUUCCCAAUAAAUAUCAUUUUUUUUAAAAAAAGGAAUUUUGCUCAGUGAACGUUGGGCCUGCCAACUUGCUCACUGGCCCUCUUCCUCCUCCUGCUGCUGCUGUGCCUUUAAACUGUAACCUUGCAUGCAGAAAUUCAGUCCAUGAGGUUUUCCUGGCACAGAGAGGAAUUGUUUGGGACAGGUUUUGUUUGCUUGAAUUUCUGCAUGCAUGUCUGUUGUAAAAGACACAGGAACCAGAGACAAUAAAAUAAAUAAAAUUCUGCAUCUCAGGGAUGGGUGUGUGUGUAUUACAUAUGUCUACAACACACACUGCAAUGUAGUGUGUGUUUAUGUAUGUGUGUUGGCAAUAUUUUCCUGAGAUGUUUCCUGUAUCUUGAUGGGGGAAAGCUUCACCUGUUGAUUUUCUACCUGCUAUGUCACUUUUGAAGAUACAGAAAGCUUCCAAGGUGUGUGUGGGGGGAAAUGACAACCCUAAUCAACUUGGAUGGCUUUGAGAGUGGUUGUGGGAAAUAAGGAUGAGGAAUAUGGUUUGGUAGCCUCUCAAAACUUAUAGAGAUGGAUGGAAGAACAAUGUUUAAUGGCUGAAUACAAACUCUGUUCAAAGUAAAAAUCUAAUCACUCUUAUUAGAGUUUUAAAAUGGUAUGAUGUACUACAUUCUUAAUAAUUUUUGUGAUUUGCUUUGAAUUUAUAAAAUGUCAUUAUAGAUAUGUGUAAAUAUAAUGAAUAAAACCUAAAUAGCCAGGAAUGAAAUGGUUGUAAUGUGUGUGAGGGUGGUAUUCAGCUAACUUUUUUUAAUAUUUAGAACAGACCCAUUAAAGUUAAUAAACAUGACUACUUUGUCAUGCUUAUUAUGAGUUCAUUAGGAGUAAAACCUAGUUGAAAACCACCCAGUUUUUCUCACAGCUGAGUUAAAUCACAAUGGCAGAAGCUGAGAACAGCCAAAUGAGGGAGUUGACGCCUCACCUGUUGGAUCUUGUGUGAAGAGCAGGGAGGUUAAAAAGUUUGUCAAGCUUCCCCAUUCUGUGGGCUGUAUUUUGGGAACACCUGUCUGAGCUACACAUAGGAUUUCAUCCUAAGGACCAAAAAACCCCCCAGGUAAUGUAGCACAUUUUGGUAAAAUCCCUCAGUGGGAUGGAAGCCAGCAGAAUUCCUCUCAGUCCUUGUAGCUUGGGUAGUAUGACCUUGAUGCUUAGAAGUAGGUCCUCUCAAAUGAGUUUGCAAAGAGGCCACUUUGGCAAAUAGGCAAGGUAGUAAUUGGAUGAGGCAGUAGAGUUCAACCUUUUCAGACCUGGGACCCACCUUUAGCUUAACCAUGCAUUUGGGAACCUGCUAGCUUGCUUCCUUAUUAAUUUAUUUUACCAAAAAUGUGUAUGGUGUUAGUGCCACUGUUUGGACUUGCCUUAGUUCAGGCUGCAAACCACGCUUGGUUCCUAAUAAUAAUAAUAAUAAUAAUUAUUUAUUAUUUGUACCCCGGCCAUCUGUCUGGGUUUCCCUAGCCACUCUGGGCGGCUUCCAACAAGCAUUAAAAAUACAUCAAAAUGUCACACAUUAAAAACUUCCCAACCUUCUGCUGCACAAAGAUCAGUCUUAUUAAAUGGUUUAGUAACUCACACAGUUUCAGAAAAGUGCAAGGCUCACAGCUGGAUUUCAUAACUGCUCGUCUUGGGUUUCUGCGGUCUGUUGAAGCAGUUGAAUUGGAGCUGGGACACCAAGCUAGAGCGGUUUGAUUUGGUUUGGCCAUUUCUAUGCCGCUCAAAGCCAUUUUGGAAAAGGGAACUGAAGGGACCUUUUUGAGGCAGCUGAGAAAGUCGAGCAGAGAGGGCUCUUCAAGCUGCUGGCUGCGACAGGGACCUUGUCCCCAUUUGCCGGCAGUAGAGCUGGGGAACCUGUGGCUCUGCAGAUGUUGUUGGCCUCCAACUCAUAUCGGCCCCAGGCAGCAUGACACAACUGCCAGGGGCGAUGGGAGUCCAGCCAUAUCUGCAGGGCCAUGGGUCCCUCACUAUCCUAUGCUGACCAAUGGGCAACCCUAUGGCUUGCAAUUAUUGCAAGAAACAUUGAUGUAUUAUGGCGUGAACGUGUGGCGGUGUGAAAUGGAUAUGCAUGCCUGUUGAAGCAUCGCUAUUCUAAUCAAGUUUCCCAGACACUCGUAAAGGUGCUUUUAAAAGAUGCAUAUGCAUGCAUCUUUUAUUUCUGCGCUUUACGCAUUUGCAGGGGAAAACACUAGCAAAAGGGCAGGUGUUUCACGCAGCCAUCCAAAUGAGUAGCCCGGCUCUAAGUGAAGUCAACGGAAUCUGAGUGUGAUUGUGCUUAGGAUUGGGGCAUGGGGACAAGGCUAGCUUUAGGGACCGCUCCCAAACCUGUGUGUCUUUUGCCCUGUAGCAUUCCUUCCCAAGACCUGCUGUUUUAACUGCUGCCUCAUCCAAAGAAGUAGUUAGAGCUAAUUUCUUUCCCUUGAAGUGUUUUAAAUUUUUUAUUAUUACCGCUGGUACUUAAUCUUUGAGUUGAUGGAACUGAAGGUGCCUAUCAGGCUGUGAAAUAAUUUUUUUUAAAAGAAGAAGAAGAAAUGAAAUGGUGAAGACAGGCUGCGUUGCGGCAGCUCACAGCCAAGGGACAGCAGGAGUCAUAAGACCAGGAGGAUGGGCAGCAGGGGGAGUGACAAUAUUGCUCCCCAACAUCAUUUAAAAGAAUAAAAAAUUGUUCAAGGACACUAGGAGACUGAACUGCUAUGGAACCAAGGGCAACGUGGAAGGAAAGGAGAAGAGGGUUUUUAUUAACUGCUCAGGAAACAGAGGCAAAAGAACUGGGGAGUCAUGGAGCAGAUUUCCUUUGUGGCUGGAGGGGGAAAAACAGAGAGAAUGUUUAAUUUGCAGGGGCACUUUAUAACCCAGUUUUAGAACUCUAGUGGGGCACUCUUUUCUCUCUGGGCACUUCCAGGUGACCUGUCUAUCAAGCAUUCAUCCUGAUUUGUUUUUAGAGUGAUUAGACAGUGGCAGCCAUUAUAUAAUGAGCCUUUGUUCUGAUUUGUUUGAGUAAUGUUUAGGUAGAAUUGCGUCAAAAUAAGUGUGGAUCCCCCACUUUUCAGUGCAUUUCCCCCUCACUUUCCUCAUCGGAAAAGUAGAUGGGGGGGAAAUAGAUGGGAAAGACCUCCCAAUCAACUGUAAUUGUGCAAUCUGAAUUUACUGGUAUGUGACUGGUAUUUGCCACCCAGCCCUACCGUUGGGUAAAGUGAGGUAACUGCCUCAGACAGCAGGUGCAGAGAGAAGGGAGCCAUUACAUCCCCUUGGCUGCUCCUUCCAGACCUUCUAUUUUUUUCUCCACAGAGAUGGGUCUUUCCAUAUCAAGUGAUCCAACGUUUUUAACUCUUUUGCCUUGGCGAAUCAUAUUCAUUUUAUUAAUCACUUUUUAAAAUGUUUUUUAAAAUGUUGGGACGUGGGUGGUGCUGUGGGUUAAACCACAGAGCCUAGGACUUGCCGAUCAGAAGGUCGGCGGUUCAAAUCCCCACGAGGGGGUGAGCUCCCAUUGCUCGGUCCCUGCUCUGCCAACCUAGCAGUUCGAAAGCACGUCAAAGUGCAAGUAGAUAAAUAGGUACCACUCCAGUGGGAAGGUAAACGGUGUUUCCGUGUGCUGCUCUGGUUUGCCAGAAGCGGCUUAGUCAUGCUGGCCACAUGACCCGGAAGCUGUACGCCGGCUCCCUCGGCCAAUAAAGCGAGAUGAGCGCCGUAACCCCAGAGUCGGUCAUGACUGGACCUAAUGGUCAGGGGUCCCUUUACCUUUAAAAUGUUAAAUUUUGUAACUUAAAAAUUACAGUAAGUCGUAUCAUAUUAAAGCCCAUGACAUUUUGAAGAGAUUGGUGUUUUUAGUUUUGACACAUCUCCAUUUUGGGCUGAGCUUUUAAGGUUUUUGUGUAGCCUGGCAAGGCCAAAAUGGUCCUUGUUUUUUUUUUUGGGGGGGGGAAAUUUCAAACCCUCCAGAAAGAAUUAAGUUCUUAACCCGAGGUACCACCGUAUAGGCUCGGGGGGGAGGGGAAUGAGAGAGCAAUUUCUUAGACUGAGAAUCAGAAGAAGGGAAACUGAGAGAGGGUGGAGGGAAAACCUAUGUGAUGGCAGAGCAGAAAGUUCGUCCUGCUUGCUGCACCGAGGUGGUAUUUUCUGUAUCAGGGGGUGGCUAAUGUGUUGUUGUUGUUUUUAGCCUGAGAGCCACAUUCCCUUUUGGCUAACCCUCCAAGGGCCACUUGCUAGGGGACAAAAGUGUGUGUGGCUGGCCACACUCUCUCAUGCACAGGGCACACUCGCAGAGAGAUGCGUGCUGAUCAGUGUUGUGUUAUGGCUCCCUCUCCACUCAUCAAAAGAUCAGUUCAUAACUGUUCCACCCUCUUCGUCUCAAAAUUCAGGUGCAUCCUGGAGGAGUGGAAGGGGUAAAUGUAUAAAUAGUAUGUGGGGUGUAUGUCUGCUUUGGAUGAAGCCCAAAUAUCACCCUGAAGUGGGCUGCUCUGCAAGUAUUCAGACCUCCUCCAAAGCAAAGUAGGUCUUAUAUGGUAAUUUGGGGUGGUUCAAAGUGAAGUGAUCAGCUCUCCAAGCAUUCAGACCCACCCACUUAGGCUGUUUGGACACUUUUCUGGUCAAUGGGAUAUCUUUCUGAACCUCCCACAAGCUCCCCAUAAAACGAGAAUGCUAGGGAGGCAGGAAGGAAAGUGGGUUUUGUGUGAGUGAGUCAGUGUCAUUUUGUGACUGACAGCUAUAGCUUCCAACUAGGGCUUGACUUUACCAGGGUUCUCCAGUUGCAAUUGGAGGGGAUGAUUACUCUUCUAGGAGCCACAAAGUUGAAACAGUUUGAAUUGUUGGUGGUAGUGUUUUGCUUGUGUGAUCUUAUUCCAGUCCAGACCAAAGCUUUCUUGAAAUCAAUCCUAUUCUUGCAUCCUAAUUCCUCUUGACACUUGCAGUUGUUUGUUUAUGCAUGAGUGCUAGCAAUUAGGCAAGUCACUUCCUUUCCCCCUCCACUUUCCAUCCCAUUCUGACCCUAGUUGCAUUUGGCUGAAGUCAGGGAAUUAAACAUUGGGAUGUCUGUGAAUCUUUGGAGAACACCAAUCUGAAAUUUGGCAGGUUUUCACCCCUUCAGAAGCAGCUACACUACCUGUAAGUUUAAUCCAAUUCUGGCAAAAAGGUUUUUUUAAAAACCCAAUUUUUUUUUAGCCAUUUCUUGAUUUCUUCAUUAUAGUCAAUGAAGAGACACAUGAAGCUUUGGAAAACCAAAGCCACCCUUCACUGUAGAUCUGAAGCAAAGCAGGUCUCAUCCGAAAUGGUCCAAAGCAGAGCAGCCCCUUACCCAAAGCAGAUUUGUGAAGCUUAACCCAAUUAAAUUGCCCUCAAUGAAGCAUAGACUUGGCUUGAGGAAGGGCAGUUUUCUUCCACUUCUGCUAACAAAGAUCUUGCUUUGAGAGUAUCCACUGUUAGGGUAAGAUGUGCUGAUCUUCCAAUUCAUGCAGCGGAAGGGGGAGAGAGAUCCAGAACAUUGUGUGACUGGCGGUUGCUGGCAGGGAUGCCAAUGAGUGUUGAAUUUACAGUGAUGAUUUACAGUGCAGAUGACUGAUGGAAUGGGAGAGUCUUCCCUCUUAAAUAUUUGAUUGUCAGCUAUACAAAGCGCCAAGCAAUUUAGCCUCGAGCCUUUUGCAUUGGAGUUUUUUUGCUGCUUCUUCUUUUUGCCUCUGUCUAUCCUGUGUGUUAGAAGAGUCAUUAUUCUAACCAAAACAGGAACAUAGGGAGCUGCCUUAAAGUGAGCCCAGACCAUUGGUCAAUACCGACUGCACUGGCUGGCAGCAGCUGUCUAGGGUUUCAGGCAGCUUCACAUGGAGAUUUCAGGGACUGAACCUGGGAUGUUUUGUCUACCAAGCCUAUGUGCCCUAUAAAAUAUACUAGAGAAGAAGAAUAAAAAUGGAGAUCACUGCAGUGAAUGUUUUAAAAAGGGAAUAUAUAAUACAUGAGCAGAGAUUGAAUGACGCUAAGAAAUCAAAGAGACCCGUUAGGAAAAAGCUAGAACGAGGAAGCAUUGGGAAAUGGCCACUGGGUGGCAGCAGAGGGAAAUUUGGGUUGAGGAAAGUGUAGAAGUGGCUGGGAUUAAAUCAGGGAUGGGGAAAUUUGCGGCUUGGCAGAGGCUGCAGGAGUCCAUCUCCCAUCAGCCCCAGACAGCGUGGCCAGGGGUGAUGGGCUUUGUAGUCUUGUUAACUUCUGGAGGGCCACAGAUUCCUCACUCCACCCCCCCCGGAUGAAAGGGCGUCCAGGAUGACGGAAGGAAACUUACCCGAGUGUGGAUGUUUGGGAAGAACAGGGUUGUGAUUGGAGAGGAGCUUAGUGGCAAGAGAAAAGGUGGAAAUAGGUUCAGAAAGGGCAAAGGAUUGUGAGAAUGGAUUGACUGCAAGGCUGGGGGGUGGGGUCUGGGGAAGGAGGGAGAGUGAAAGCUGGGGGCAGGCUGAUAAAGAGAUGGGGUGGAGGUUAGCUGGAGAGCUGAUCUGACAGAGGGAAUGGGUGAAGGAGGCGCGGUUGGGUUUGGAGGGAAGAAAGCAUGGCACCAAAUGUGCCUAUAUUAAGGGGUGGGAGGAAUAGUGUAGUGACUGCUUUGUGGAAUAAAUCCACCUGUCGCUUUAUUGCUCAGGGGCCACUUCACACGGGUCUUCCCCUAAAUUGUUCUUUUUUUUUAAUGUGCAACUAAAAAUGCAAAGCAUGCACACAGCAAGCAGGUGUUCAAAAGUGGCACAUCGUGCGGACAAGCUUGUCGGAAGGCUGGGAUUGGCUCCCUUGUCUCCCAUACGCUCGGUGGCUGGCCCACGUUGGCGGCUAAACAGCUGUGUGCGGUUGACUUUAGAUCUGCUGGCAAAGCAGCAUCUUUUAAUGCCUCCCUCCAGCUCUCCUUCUGGAUCCUUUGUUGCUGUCCUUUUCCGACCAAUGUUUCUUUUGUCCUGGGUUGCAGGCAAUCCAUGGUGGACAUGGGCAGAGCUCUGACAAACACCCUGGUGCUAUCCAUGGUGCUGGGCUGUUCAGCUGUCCUAAUGGAUGACUCGCUGCCAAGCUCCGGGGAACCAGUGGUAACGGUGGCAGUGGUUUUCGGGGGCACUUCCUACCCUGUCCACAUCCGCAGCCGGCUGACGCACCAAAGCUUCCUGGAUAUGCCUCUGGAGAUCCACCCGGUCACCGUAGUAGUGAACGACACCAACCCCAGGACUCUCUUGACCCAAAUCUGCAACAUGCUGUCCAGCACGAAAAUUCACGGGAUCGUCUUUGAGGACAACAUCGGCACAGAAGCCGUGGCGCAGAUUCUGGACUUCAUCUCGUCCCAGACCAACGUCCCCAUCAUUAGCAUCAGUGGAGGUUCUGCUGUGGUCCUAACACCCAAGGUGAAAAAACCUUUUCGUUAUUUUGGGAGACUGGGGGUGAAUGCAGUGCACCAUUCAUAAAUGUGUCGGGUUAUAGCAGUGGAUAGCCACUAAGAACCUGACUCCUAUCAGCAAAAUAUAUAACUGCCCAUGACAGUCGUAGUAAACAAAAAGAAAGUACUCUGAGCACGUGCAGUUAAUAUUUCGAACUCGCUUCUCAUUGCAUUUUGCUCGUUUCCUAAAUUGAGGCAGGCAACAUCUCUCAACCUAACCUACUUUGCAUGGCUAUUGUGAAGAUAUAGAAGGAGGAAUAAAGCUGGUGCAAAAGGGAACUUAGUGCUUGUAUCCUAAGCAUCAAAGUUUGCUUCCUUUAACCAUAGUGAUGUGUCAUUGCACUAUACAGUUUCGUAUUUUUUCCUGGGUACCCCACCCCUGCAUUUUAGUACAGUUCUAAGGUUUCAAAUAGUCUUAGUCUAGCCUGGUUAUUGCUUUUUUUUCACCGAUGCAUAAUCCCUAUGUUCAGUUGCACUCCAGAAGGAGUUGCCUUAGGCCUGUAGCCACAGGGGAGUGGGUGAGGUGCUGUGAAAAGAAGAGGGUUGUACAUAUAUAUAUAUAUAUAUGUAUAUAUAUGUAUAUAUAUGUGUAUAUGUAUAUAUAUAUAUAUAUAUAUAUAUAUAUAUAUACACACACUAUUUUAGUUUUAUAGGUAAAAUACUAAGGAGUCAGUAUUUCCCCUAACUGCUCAGUUUAAAACAGCAACAAUACUGGCUCCUACUUUAUAGUGUUCUGCCCCAACUGCAAAACCACUAAGAUCUGCCGGGAUUUUUAAAUGUUACAGAAUAAUGUUUAUUUUAUUAAUAACGUGUUAAAAUUAUUGUUGAUUUUAUACCGCUCUCUUAUAAACUUAGGCUGCCUUUAAUAUCUGUUUGUUUUGCCUUGAUACUGGCCCCAUCGCCAUCAACCUUUUUGCUCUUUCCUCACAAGACAGACAAGGCUAUAAUCCUGCACUCACUUACCUGGGUGCAAACCCCAUGAAACACAAAGAGACCUACUUUGAGUAGCCAUGUAGACCAUUGUAUUGUUUAGUUAACUAUACAGUGAAUUCGUCAUGACUGCCUGGACUUCAGCUUACCUGCGGUGUGGUAGCAUUUGCAGAAAAUACCUUGCAAAGAAUACCGUAUCUCAGGUGAAACCACCAGAGCAAAGAAGCACAAAGUAGCUUCCUGUCCCUCUCUGCUUGCCACCACACCCUUUCUGAACCUGCUCCAAAGGAUUGGGGGAACCCCCAAAACAGAUUUAGUGGGACUUGCAGGGAGAUGAGAGGGAGGGGACAUUGCACUGUGCAGCCAGAAGUCCUUGCACUGGCAGUGCUACUUGUCUGGAUACCACCCAUUCUGUAUGGCUGUAUGGUCCAUCUCUCUCUCUAGGAAAAGUCUAAGGCUAGACUUUUGGGAAAAUUAUAUAAUAGAAGAAGUAUUUGUGUUCUAAACAGGUUACUCUCAUCCACUUGUAAUGUGAAUAUUAAUUCCCAGUAUGUUGCCAAAUGUCUCACACACCAUACAAGCAAAGUCAGGCUGUAGCAGUUCCAUUACAGUUCCAUUUCCCUAAGCCUGUUGCUACUGUUUUUAUGGCCAAAGGCUAUCAGGGGUCAGCAAACUUUUUCAGCAAGGGGCCCUCAGUCCCUCAGACCUUGUGGGGGGCCGGACUAUAUUUUUUGGGGGGAAAUGAACGAAUUCCUGUGCCCCACAAAUAAACCAGAGAUGCAUUUUAAAUAAAAGCACACAUUCUACUCAUGUCAAAACACCAGGCAGGCCCCAUAAAUAACCCAGAGAUGCAUUUUAAAUAAAAGGACACAUUCUACUCAUGUAAAAACAUGCUGAUUCCCGGAGCGUCCUUGGGCCGGAUUUAGAAGGUGAUUGGGCCGGAUCCAGCCCCCGGGCCUUAGUUUGCCUACCCAUGGCUAUGAGCUAAUAGUUACCAGCAUGUGGAGGGACAGGGUCCAGGGUCCUGAUAAUCUGUGUUGUAUUCUCCUGGCCCCGAAUGGCCAGGAACUACUGUUGUUGCUUUAGAGACCAAUGAUCCAACCAACCAUUUAUUUGUUAGCUGCUGCUAAAACUGUCUUGGUCAGGAAAUGGAAAUCAGAUAAACUUCCUUUGAUUAUGGAGUGCCUACUGAAAACCUUCCGUACUGCUGAAAUAGGGGAAAAUGGACUGUCUCGCUUCGUAAUGAGGGGAGGAAGCUGAGUGGCCAAUGACUCUGUCAAUAUGUGAUGUCCGUUUAUCGAUUUCUGGACCAAUUGUUGUAAGCAAGUCCCAUCAAGUUAUUGUGCAGAGAAUGCUAAUGUUGAGGAGAGGCUAGUGGGAAGGAAGGCAAAAUGCCAUCUGUUCUGCAUCCGUCCCAAAGCCAUUGGGAUGUAGUUCAGGUGGGCGAGGGUGGAAUCCAGUCCCAUGUUUCACCCCAGCAUUUACCUCUUAAAUCACCAGCUCAGAGCACGUGCAAGUUCAGCACAGUGGUUGCUGUAGGGCACCCUGAUUUCUUACAGGUGGGCUGUGCGCUGUGUAAUUAUUUUUGGCUUGCCUGCCUGUCACAGGAUGUCAGUGACGGUUACUGUCACCUGCUCAAAUUUCUCUGAGCCUCGUUCAAUGGCAGCACAGCUUACGUAAGACCAAUAUCAUGUGUGAUACUUACCUUGAGGGGUGGGGGAAAGCCUUUAGGACAUGAUUAGGAACAAUAAGGACCACCUUGGAUCAGCCUCCUCACCUUCGCCAUGCUCCAUUAGUGCUCAUUCCCCUGGCAACAUGUGCUCCAUAAAGCAAUUCAUGGAAAUGUCCAUCGCUGGCCACUAACAAGUUCUUGCUCUCCAGUCAAAAAGGGCCUCUGGGUUAUUGACAGGAACUUGCUGCUGGGUCUCGCCAAAUUAAAGCCAUGAUUUCUAGAAGAGCUAGUAGGGCGAUGUCUCAUCAUGCGGAAGCUGAUCCCUGUGGUGGCUGGAAGCAGUCCCAUCCAUAGCAGCUUAUCUAUUACAUGAUGUAACAGUGGCAGAGGGAGAGCCCUGGUGGAUCUUGCCACCACAAACCCACCCAAGCAUGAGUCCGUGACAGUGGGGUGAUAGCUAUCGCCUGCAUUUCCAGAGGAGCAUCUUGCCACAUGGAAGUGAACAUCAGAGGAAGGGGCCAGUCUAUGGUGCAGUAAGAUCAUUUUAGUCUCUGAAUUUCAUGGUCUCAGGGUGGGGUGCUCCUUUAGAUGGUAAAAUGUAUUCCUUCACUUCAACUUGUGGUCAGCCCCACCCUGAUGCAUUUGGGGAUCCUCCUGCUUGUUUUGCUAAAUGGGGGGGGGGGUUGAACUUCUGCCCCAAAGGCCUCCCCCAAUGGCAUCACUGAAAGCCCACUUCCUGGCCAGGUGUUCAAUUUUGUUAAACAAGUGCAUAUUCCUCUCAUUUGAAGACCAACGGCAACUCUGUCCCAGGUUGAGUUCAGUCUCCUGCUCCUCAUAUAAUAGAGUGGUGGAAACAGGUGACACAUCAUUUGCUGACUGUUGUUGCAUUGGAGUGAGGAAAUAGCACCGUGCAAUGAGAUUAUGGCUAUAUUUCAAUGGCUAUAGAUUGAAGGGGAAGGAAAGCAAGAUCAACACAGGGGCUGCCAUUUUGGGAAGCCACCCCCCGCCAUGUACUUUUCCACCUCUGUUCCACCCUAUCAGCACACACACACACACACACACACACACACACACGGCAGGAGCCCAAUCAGAUGCAAUGGAACCGUUGUUCACAUGUCCACUACAAGAAAGCAGGGUGUGUGGGUGGGUGUAAGCAGAGAGGGUCAGUGGGCUGAACCUUCACCCAUCCUCUGUGUUUCCUGGUUGCCUUGUUUGCUCCAGCUCCAUUUCUCUGUUUCUGUUGGUCCAGGUUCCAGAGGUAAACCUGGAAUUGGUGUGUGUGUGAGAGACUGAAACAGUGGACUACAGCCAAGUAAGGCAAAGGAGGCAAAAGGGCUCAAUGCUCAUGUCCUGCAUGAUCCUGUUGCUGCUAAAGGCUCCCCGCUCUCAACCCCAAAGUUAAGCGUACAUGGGAACAGGCACACGAAAAGAAAUAUGCCUCCUACCAUCAAUGGUGGGCUAUCAUGGCUGAGGGGGCAGUGUGAGCACGACAGCCCUGCCAAUGCAGCAACUGAGGUGCUUUCCAUGGUGCUGAACAUUGUGCUCUAUUGGGAAGGCCUUAAAACACACACAGAGAGAGCCAUUAUUUCCAGUGUUUCUGACAGUAACCCAGAUCAGUGCCUCCCAACUUGCUAGCUGUUCACACAAGGCUUUCCAGCACGUUGAUCCACACGGUCCCUUUGCUUACCACUGUUCAAAGUAGUGUAAGAGAAAGGCUGUGGUAGUCUUGUCAUGUCUGUAGUGAGCAGGAAGAGAAGAGGAAAAGCUCCAGAAGGUGCCCCCUUCCCCCAGAAGAAGCUAAUGCUCAUAGGGAAUGGACGUUGGUUAUAACGUUGGUUGAGCUGCCUAAUGUGUUUCCACAGUGUUUCCUUGGGGCCAAGAACAACAGGAGAAGUUCAUUUAGAGCAUUAGCAUAUUGCAUCCCCUCCCUCCUUGCCAACCUCCUUCCAUGAUGUGCGUCAGCAGCAGGUCACAAGUAAAUGCUGCAUGGAUUACACACACGCGGCGACCUUUCUGAGCACCCAGGGCUUGCACGUUGAAGGAGAGGACGAGAAAUGCUUUAAUGCAUGUGAAAGCAUGCUCACCUUUCCCCCCCAAUCUAAUUUAUUUAAAAUAAACUAAAAUAAUGUGAGCACUUCAUUCAAAAUGACACCCAGGCACAAUCAAGCUCUUAAAAAGAGCAGGGGGGGGAAUGCUAAUCACUGUUCCUCCCCACCCUUUAGCUAAACACCAAGUAAUCAUUUAUAUAGUUUCCAUUUAUAGCAAUGCAAAAAAGAGGGUUACGCUGUUUCACCGUUCUCAACUGGAUCUGAUCAACAAUUGAAAUUUUGUUUUUCUAUAAGCAGAAUAUUUUCAUUUCAAGUGUUUUAAUUCACUGAUGCAAACACUGAUCUCAUAGGAAUGCUGGCUCAUUUUUAUAUUUUAGCAUAGCAUUUGAAUACAUUAAGGCAUGAUUAUGGGGUUGCGUUUUGCAGCACAAAUGUUGACUUUCUUGGGGACAUUAUAAAUUGGGGUGGUCCUCCAGAUGACCGUGCAGGAUGAGGCUGAUGGGAGCUGGAGUCCAGCAUCAUCUAGAGGGCCACAGGCACCCAGUCCCUAUCAUAAAUAAUCAUCACCAACAGCUUGUUUCAGAAUCAGUUCCAUGUUUUUGAGCUUUAUUGGAGUACUCUUAGGAGAAACUUGUUCGUUUUCACAUCAUAUUGUUGGCGUUCUAGUUUUGCUGUCACAUUUGCGGUAAUGAAGUAGCACCUUCAGUUUUCAUUAGCCGCAUUUAGAUUUAAUGCUAAUGUAUGGCUUAGCAUUACGUGCAUGAGUGCCUUGCUUGUUCACUUCUUCCUCCCUGCCAUCGUCUCCAGCGUGGCCACAAGGAGAUCGGAAGCUUUCGCUUCCAUUUUAAAUAAACUGGAGCUUUGCAUUACAGCUGAACCUUAAGGUAAAGGGACCCCUGACCAUUAGGUCCAGUCAUGGCCGACUCUGGGGUUGCGGCGCUCAUCUCGCUUUACUGGCUGAGGGAGCCAGCGUACAGCUUCCGGGUCAUGUGGCCAGCAUGACUAAGCCACUUCUGGUGAACCAGAGCAGCGCACGGAAACACCAUUUACCUUCUGAUUCAGUGUUCCUACCCCACCAUUCUGCUGAUGUACACCUCUGGAUCAAGGAGUCUUCUGUCAGUAGAGGGGGCAUGACCCUUUAUAACAAGCCAGGGAAGCUUCAAGGAAGAAACCUUUGUUGAAAGCUAGAUCUCUCCUUCCCCCAUGGCAAGAUAGUCUUCAAAAUAGCCCCUGUGGUGGUAUCUGAGAGAUGGAAAGACCACAUUCACUGGAGCUCCAGGAGCUAAAUGGUGAGCAGCUAUCCAGGUUGUUUGGUCUUCUCUCUCUCCCCUCUCCUCAGGGCAAGAUGGUAUGGUCCUUAGGUAGUGGAAGUUGGGGGAGGGAAAGGCAAGGAGCAGAAUGUCACCUACUGCCAAACUAGUGGUUUUAAUGUUCUUUAGAGUGCUCAUUUUUCAGGGGAGAUCUUUCUUCAAGGUCCUAACUGAUUUAGGUUUGAUCUUGGCAAUCUGUUUUCCUCAUUUUCAUCCAAUCUUCGCUGCUGCUGCUGUCCUGGGAUUAUAUACCUCUCUGAAACCCAUUUGUUUUCUCCUUGCUCUUUCACUUGACAACCCCUAUACCUCUGCUGCAACCUCAGAUUCCAAGGCAGGCCAGGUCCUCUUCAAUCCACAUUGACUAUCUCAAUUUGCCUACUAAAUCUUUCCUAUGUAGUUUUGUCUGGAACUGCUUUGCAUCCCUUUAGAAAACAAUUAUUUGGAAACUGCAGCAAAAAAAUCUUGCUGAGUUUCCAAGUGAGUUUCUUCCAAAAAAAAUAACAGAACACCUCUCCAACUCCAAACUAUUUUGUAAAUGUUUUAAAGAUAAAUACCAAUCAGUUAAUCUUAUCCUUAAGAGGGCCAGGCUGAGCCAAAGAGGGAGAUUAGACAAAUGAAAAAUUCAGAUGGAUAUCCAGCAAAUACUGACUGAAAAACAGAGUAUUCAACAAAGUCAAUUCUCCAUGUGAUUUCCCCCCUCCCCCUUUGUGUUUUAAUACUUGAAGGUUUGGUUCGGCUUUUAAAAUAGAAACAUACACAGAGGGCAAGAAUGAACUCACUGACUGUUUAGGCUGAUUGACUUGGCUAGGAAAAUUUUGACCCUGCCAAAUGUUGACUCAAAUGAGCUUAAGUUCGCAAAUGAAAAUACUCUGGACCAGGCACAGGCAAACUCAGCCCUCCAGAUGUUUUGGGACUACAACUCCCAUCAUCCCUAGCUAACAGGACCAGUGGUCAGGGAUGAUGGGAAUUGUAGUCUCAAAACAUCUGGAGGGCUGAGUUUGCCUAUGCCUGCUCUGGACCAUGUUUCAUUUGUGGAUUGCGACAUUCUCCAUUGCUUUGUAAAACGGGAUGUUCUGGAAAUUGUGUUGUAGGUGGCGGAGCAACUGAGUCUUUUGAAAGUUAUUGCUCUGUGAGUAUGUAUGGGUGUGUGCAUUUGCCAGAUAGCAAGAGAAUCAAAUGUUCAUGUAGGAAACAAGAACAGACCAGGAAUAGCCAUUAGGAACUGGGGAUGAAAGAGACCACUUGUAACAGCUGGCCCAGGCAAAGAGCAGCUGAGGCAGAGCAGGAAAUAAGUGCCAGAAGUGAUGACACAUCUUCUGCCUCUAUAUAUCAUCAUAUAAAGAUUGACUAAUUGAGUUCCACAAUAGACUUGCAGAUUUUAAUGGUGGGGUGUGUGCUUCCUGUUUUAAAAUCGGAGAGCUCUGAGCUACAGAGAGAGUUCUGCUGAUGCACCCGGGCUUAUGCAGCAAGCAGGUGGCAAAUCUGGAAGCAAAAGGAAGGUUUUGCACCUCACAGCUCAUAUUAAAUUGGGAAAGGGUGAGUGUUGAGAACAAGAGUGGCCAUCAAGCCUGCUAUUCAAGGUCUGUGAAAAUAGCUAAGAAGUCAGUAAUGACGGACUAUUUAUUUACUUUAUUUUUAAAACUAUUCGUGUACACCCUGUUACUAAUCCAUCUCUCUUCCCCUUUCCUAGGAGGCUGGCUCUGCCUUUCUACAGCUGGGUGUCUCAAUUGAGCAGCAAAUACAGGUGAUCUUCAAAGUCCUGGAGGAAUAUGACUGGAGCUCCUUUGCCGUUAUCACCAGCCUAUAUCCUGGAUACAGUGUCUUCUUGGAUGUGAUACGGUCCUUCACAGAUGCCAGCUACUUUGGCUGGGAAAUCCAAGAUGUCCUCACCUUUGAGAUGUCCCAGGAUGGGAGCAACUCCAAGAUCCAAAGGUUGCUGCGUCAGCUAGAUGCUCAGGUGAUGAUUGUGUACUGUUCGCGAGAGGAGGCGGAAUACCUCUUCCAAGUGGCAGAACAGGCUGGUUUGAUUGGACCUGGCUAUAUCUGGAUUGUGCCUAGCCUGACCGUGGGGAACAUGGAUGUCCCACCUGCCUCUUUCCCAAUUGGCCUCAUCAGUGUGGUCACGGAGAGCUGGAAAAUGAGCCUGAGGCAAAAGGUCCGGGAUGGUGUGGCUAUCAUCGCCCUCGGAGCAGAGAGCUAUUUUAGGACCCAUGGCUACCUUCCCAUAGUGGGUAGAGACUGCAACAACAAGACACCUUCAAGUAUACCCACAAACAACACCUUCUACAGGUCAGCCCGGGCAACAGCCUAUUAAUUAACAUGAUUUAAACCCUGUUGGCUACUGGUGUGCAUCAGAAAUUAGAAUUUGAUUUGCAGCAACCAUUUGUAAGGAAGAUUUUGUGCCUUGGUAGUUAGAGAGACUUUGGUUUUCAUACACUUGAGAAUUCUGCCAUUUUCUGCAAUCAUAAUCCUGCAUUAUGGCCCAUUUUCUACAAAUGCAAUUCUCCAGCUUAUUUCACAUUCCAUUCCAUUUUAAACAGGCAUGGCUCCCCCCAGGUAAUUCUGGGAGCUGUAGUUAAGUGUGCUGAGAGUUGUUAGCAGAGUCCUAUCCCCGCCACAGAACUACAAUUCUCAGAGUGAUAUAACUAACAGUGUCUCUUCACAGGGAACUCUGGGAAUUGUAGCACAACAGUAAAGCUCACCCAAGAGUCAUUGCGCUAGCAGACAAAGGAUUUUGGAUACCACCCCCUUUGAUAUUUUGAAGCUCUUUGCUAUUCUUCUUUCUGUCUUUUGAGCCGAUCACCAUAGUUUCAAGUGGGUUGUGUGGUCACUGGUACAGCAGUGAAGAAUGAGAGAGGGUGGAAGGGAGAAAGAAAGAGAGGCGAGGAAGGCUCAACUGUUGUGAGUCAAGGGAUGGCAAAAAUCUAAAGUUUGAAGAAAGCUAACUGAGCGAAACAUUUUUUAAUUUCCCGGUUUUAAUGAACAGUUCUGGAGUGUGACACUCAAUAAUUGAGCAACGGCUUUAACUUGGGAGUUAUGUAAAUCUUGGGCUUUGCUCCUAAUGGGUACUUGCACAACCUUCAAGUCACUCUGUGGGUAUAAAUAAUAGACAAAUAAAUGGGACUGGUGCUGGUGGAGCAGCCUGAAGAUCAUAACCUUGGAAGUAUUAGAUGUGGAUGAGGGAGUCGGCUAGAAGGCAGCAGGGCAAGCGCAGGAGCCUUUAAGGAGGGAAGGAUGAUGAACCUGGAUACAUCCAAUGAAGCUGAAUCUUGGAAGAUUUGGGGCAGACAAAAGAGCAUCACAAAGCAGAUCGCUGUGGAAUUUGCUCCCACAAGGGGCAGUGAUAGCCACCAACUUGGAUGGCUAAGAGGAUUGGACAAAACCAUGGAGGUUUAGUCUGUCAAGGCCACUAGACAUAGCAUGUUCUGCUUCCACUGUUGGAGGCAGUGAUGCAGCGGCGGAGAAAGCCGAUCAGGCUCCUGGGGCAGCUCACGUGCCCUGCACCCAGGGGUGGGGCCAGCCACCUGCAGGGGCGGGGCGAGCAGGGGCAGGAUGCUCCGCGGGGUCUCUGAGGAGUCUGCCUGCCUCCUCCCACUCAGCCGCCCUACAACUGAGAGGGAGGCAGCAGGCAGGCUGUUUUGGGCAGCGCGGAGCCUGCGGGCGCCCAAGCUACUGCGUCACUCCAGGAGAGAUGUCUGGCUCAAGUGCGCUGCAGGCCCCGCGGUGAGUGCCGCCUGGCAUUUUGUCACCCCCUUCAGUGGUGACACCCGGGGCGUAGAGCUGGAAGGGGUCCUGAGGGUCAUCUAGCCCAAUCCUCUGCAGUGUAGGAAUCUGAACCCACAACAUGAAACCAUACCAGAUCCUGGUCUGCUUUGCAAAUGUGCUCGCAUUUUUAUUGCUGCCGUGUGCUCUCCCCAUAAGACCACCUGCGAGAAGGCUUUUCUACUAAAUUCUUUCUAAUUCGCCCUUGCAUCUCUUGGGGAAAGCAAUGUCUGAGCUCAUAGGGAGGCGUAGGCAUUUUCGGUAAAAUGCACUUUAACCAUCUUGCUCUGAACUGAUGAGGCCUGGGUGGUUCUUGCAAGGUCAGCAUGCGAGAGAGACGGAAGGGGAAACGUUUUCUCUCAAAGGAAGACAAAUGGAGCACAUUGCACUGAUGAAAUGGGGGGACUUCUCGCUUGCCCUUUCCCUCCUGGCAACAUCAAAGUGCUUUUUGUUUCCUCCUGACAGGCAUUUGCUCAACGUGACGUGGGAAAACAGGGACUUCUCCUUCAAUGACGAUGGCUUCCUGGUGAGGCCCACCUUGGUGGUGAUCUCAUUGAACCGGCAUCGGCUCUGGGAGAUGGUGAGGGCUCCUUUUUAUUUUUCUGGGCAGCCUUCUCUGUGAGUGGAGGCACAGUCUCCCUUCCUGCCAGUGUAGUGUAGUGGUUAAGAGCAGUAGACUCGUAAUCUGGUGAACCGGAUUCGCGUCUCUGCUCCUCCACAUGCAGCUGCUGGGUGACCUUGGGCUAGUCACACUUCUCUGAAGUCUCUCAGCCUCACUCACCUCACAGAGUGUUUGUUGUGGGGAAGGAAGGGAAAGGAGAUUGUUAGCCGCUUUGAGACUCCUUCAGGUAGUGAUAAAGCAGGAUAUCAAAUCCAAACUCUUCUUCAUCUUCUUCUUCUGCAGGAGGGUCUACCCACCAUUCAAGCUACAGGCUCUCCUGCUUUAAGAGUUUCAGGGUGACACAUACCAGUGCUUGUGGAGGGGAGGAAGGGAAAGAGAAAAUCAAUGAAAGAGGGGUCUUGGCUUUAAACCAGGAGCCAAAGGCAACCCUCCAAGUCUCUCUAUACCUAGACCUCAGAACUCCCCCUAAGCCACAAUCCUCACUUUCCCCAAGUGUUUUUACUUGGCUGAAAAGUUCCCUUGAACUCUGAUAUUGCUUCUUGCUUGUCUGAAUGGAGGAUCGUGUGUGUGUGUGUGUGUGCGCGCGCAGAAACUGCAAAAUUUGCACCCAUUGCUCCACCCACUUUUGUCUCUGGCCCCGCUCCCUGCUGGUAUGGGACCCUCAGAAUCUUGCCCAGAAGGGACUGUGGCCCUUGGGCUGCAAAAAGAGUUCCCUGCCUCUGCUUUAAACCAAAGAAUGACUUGGAAGCCCCCAAGUUCUGCUUCCUGUUGCCUUUCCCAGUUGUGCUUUGUGCUCCUCCCGGCUCCUGCCAUCGAGGUGAUGACUUAACUGAAUGAUUAAAAGCUGAAAACGACGCUUUCUUCAGGAUCUGCAUGGCAAUCCAAUUUCAUUUCAUAAACAAAUGGAAGCACCAUGAAAUGAAAUGAAAUUUGGGAUUCAUUUAUUCAGUGUUACACAACUAAUUUAUUUAAUUUGCGGCGCCUUGGUAAUGUAUCACAUGCUACGGGGCGCAUAGCUCAGUUGGAGAAAGAGGGCGGCAAUGCCCUUGUUUGCGCGAGAUUACUUUGUAGUUUCAUUCGUGUGGAAUUGAAUUAAAAAACAGAACUGGCCAAAUUAUGUGAAGGCAAAUUGGCUUAAGUGAGUUACAGAUCAGAGAUGAGGGCAACUGCGAAGCUUGUCAAUCAAUUGCGUUCAUCAGAAGUUGAAAACAAAUUGGAACCCUUGUGGCAGGUGUGACUAACCCACGGCCCUCCAGAUGUUAGACUCCAACAUCAGUCAGCCCCAGCUAGCAUGACAUGGGGUUGGGGUGAUGGGGGUUACAGUCCAACAGUAUCUAGAGGCCCACAGGUUAGCUGGCUUAUGGGAUGAAACCACUGAUAUCCAGUGUCCUCCCUCAGGUAUACAAUAGGAGCUCUCCAAAAUGCUGCACAAUAGUGAAGGGAAAUUUAAGUAACUUGAUUCCCGUGAAUUCCAGUACAGAGUGACUUGAUCCACACCUCCUGGACUGGAACAUAAUUACCUUCAUAUUUUGCACUUCUCUCAACUUUUUGAUACAGUUCUUGACUCGGUGAAAAGUACCAAAAUGCAUUAAAACAGAAUAUUUUAAGAUAAAGUGCAUUUAGAAAUGUGUGUAUUGAGAUAAAACAGAAUUUAAAUAGGGUGGGGUGUUUUUUUUGAGAAUAGGUAUUUUAAAUUGAAUAUUCUUUUUUAAGCCACAGAUUAAUGUGGAAACAGAAUAUAGAGCAGAGUUGUGACCGAACACAUGCAAAAUUGACAUGGAGCAGAAAUAGACUUAUCCAUCUCUACCUCAGAGGGAGAAAGGGCAAAAGAUAGAACAAAGCUCUGUUUUUAGAUGGUUUGAUAUCCUGCUAUGGGCACUGAACAGUAUCUACAUUUUGUGUGAGACUCUUUAUUCUUUUGUCUUGUCCACAGGUCAAGUCCUACCAUUAGCCAGAGUGAGGUGGCCACCUCAGGCAGAUGAUUUUGUGUGUCGGGAAAGGGCAGGAAAUUGUUAGUUGUUCCAUUUAUUAUUGGGGCAUUUUUACGAUCUGGAAUAGGGGAAAGGCCCUUGUCAGAUUUCCUGCCUCAGGUGUAAAAUAACUUAAUUGGCCUUGGAUACUGUGCUGCUUGGGGUAGAAAGGGCACCAUUUUCUGCAAAACGUCACAGGGACAUGCAAAGCUACCUUAUACUGAGUCAGAUCAUUGGUCCACCUAGCUCAGUACUGUCAAAACUGACUGGCUGUGGCUUUCCAGAUUUCCAGAUGAGAACCUGAAGAUUCCAGGGUCUUAGAUUGGCCCUGUAUAGUCAGGAUUAAUUUUGGGUCGUCCACGGUUAUUGGCUUCGUUUAUCCUUGCAUGGUUUUACUGGUUAGGAAUGCUCCAGUAAGUGUAGGCUCUUGAACAGUGCCACAGGCCUAGUUUCGUGUCAGAAUGUUCCGGAAGGUGGCGAUCUGCCCAUUCCCCUGGCCUUAUUAGCACGUUCUGGCAGUUAGACUGUGCUGGGGGUCCAUACAUGCAACCAAAUCCUACUGCUGAUUGGAGAACUGGCAUUGUCUCCCUGCUCCAUGGUUGGACGUUUUAAGCAUUUGAGACUGGGCCAUUAUUUUCUCUCUUCAGAAGUGGCAAAACCUAGGGGAGGAAAAUAGAGCCAGUUGCUUGUUAUGGCCAAGUGUGUGUGUGUGUGUGUGUGUGUGUGUGUGUGUGUGUGUGUGAUUAUUCUAUCCGAUAAACAUGUGUUACUAAAUAUUUCUGGUUGGGUUUUCUAUUCUUUUUGGAAGAGUGCCAUAAGUACUUUGGCCGAGAUGAAAGCUACCAGUGGAAUAAUAUUAGUGUUAAUUAAGUCAACCCUGCUGUUUGAGUAAAUGUUUUCCAUUGACACUUUCCCUUUAUGAUAUGACUGGUUUGGGCUGUUAAAAUGCUCUCUCGUGUAUCAUAGCAAUUAUUACUAUUGCUUUGUCAAUACUUCUCUUAAGAAACCAAGAGUACAAUGCUAUAAACACAGUCGAUACAACUGCAUUUGCAGUGUUAGGAUGGACUUGUCCUAAUAUUCUCUCAUUGAAGGUAUUGAGGGAACUGCCAAAUAGCAUAAAAAGAGAACACAUCUAUCUUUUCGAACAACAAUAAGCCUUUAUCCCAUCCAUCCUAGUUUGCUGCAUCCCUUUUGUGUUUCUAAGAGCAAAAUCAAGUUUGAAAGGUAUAGUUUGAAUUCACCAAGUCUGCACACAUACCAUACAUUUAAAGUCUGUUCCCCACCCACCGAAAGGAAUAUUGGGAACUGCAAUUUACCCCUUGCGGAGUCACAGUUCAUAACAAACUACUGUUUCUAGAAUUCUUUUGAGCUGGGGGUGGGAGAAUGUGCUAAAUGUGCUUUAAAUGUAUGGUGUGUACACAGCCUUAAACCUGCAUGCCUCAGAUUAAACAUGGCAACUUGAGAAUUUAGAUAACUACACUCCAGAAUUUGACUCUGAAAAUUCAUUGUUUGGGGAGGGAGGGAUAAAUAAAUAAAUAAAUAAAUAGUUUUCAGUUGAUAAUGUUCAUGUUUCAGUAGUGAAAGUAGCCAAGAUUACCACCUAAAUGCCAAGUGUGUAAAAAUGUACACUAUAUGAUUUUUCAAUGAAAUUUGGUUUAAAUGGGCUGACUUUAAAAUGUGGCACAUCCGAUGAAUUGGUUGUUGCUAUCUGAACCUACCAGGAUGCUGAGAUAAUCUCUGGAGGUCCUAAUUUGGUGCCCCAAUUGAUAUAGAUAUGGUGAGUUGGUCACUGAGGAGGAAAGGCUUUUAUGAUGCUUUGCUGGUGUCAUUUCAAUAUCAGUUGAAAAAACUUUUUCAUUCCUCCAGACGUUUUAGCUCAAGGAUAAUUUAGGGGUCAAGUUGCUCCCAAUGUACUUGGGGUGAGCUUUGUGAGCCCCAAGAUUCAUCUUUCUGAGCAGGUCUUGGCAGCAUCUCUAAUGUCAAGUGAUUCAUGCUUGACUUGGACCACACUUCGAUCUUAUCAAUUUAUUGCAAAUCUUUUGUUGUCACAGUAUAUAAAUAUACAUAAAAAUAAAUUAUAAUAAAAAUGUAAUUUCAGUAAGAUCACAAAAACUUGAGUAGAUUUUAAAAAUUCGGAAUCCUAUCCACCACCUUUUUUGCAUUCGGAAUCCUAUCCACCACCUUUUUUGCAUUUUAUGGAAAGCAACAACUCUGUGCCAUUGCAUCCCUUCCCUUUUUGCAACUUUGAUCAAGCAAGGUUUUGACCCAUCAUCCCUUGAGAUACACGCCCCAGGAUUGGUUUCUGUAAUAAUCACCUUUGGGAUGAUUAAAGAACUAUAAAAGAGCAAGAGCUUUUUAGUGGAGUGGUCCUUUUAAUCCAUGUCAUGGGAAUCUCCUUGCUCAUGGAUACAAGGUUUGAUUUCUCCAGGGAAGUACAGUUGUACCUUGGUUUUAGAACAGCUUAGUCCCUGAACGUUUUGGUUCUCGAACGCCGCAAACCCUGAAAUGACUGUUCCGGUUUACUAACUAUUUUUGGAAGCUGAAUGUCCGACGGGGCUUCCAGGGCUUCCAGUUGGCUGCAGGAGCUUAUUGCAGCCAAUGAGAGCCGUGCUUUGGUUUUCAAACAUUUUGGAAGUCGAAUGGACUUCUGGAACAGAUUCUGUUCGACUUCCGAUGUACGACUGUAGUUCACAUACUAGCCUCCAAGCUUCCUGGGGAGUGUGAUAUCCAGCUAAGUAACAGGUUGACCACGGAGAGCUCAGAUGAGGAGCAGCAGACCUAGAGUUAACAGUGGGGCCAUAGAGUGUGCUCUAGCUGGUUACUGGAGCCAGACAACUGUCCCAGAGCAAAAUUAAAUCUCUCCACUCAAUGCUCUGUUUAAAACCCAAGUUCCUCCUGCCUGGGGUUACAUCUAGUUUGUGUUCAAUCUCUGUAAAUAAAUAAGAGCCUCUAUAGCCAAUUGCUGCCGGGCCGUUUCAAAAUCUGGCUCAUUUGAAACUAAUAUCACAAAUUCUAUUUCCAAAAUGACUUAUCUCCUGAAGUCAGUUGCAGCGGGAGUGUGGUUCCCCCCCCCACAAAAAAUCAUCUCCAUUCAAUCAGGGAAACAGAAAUAAAACAUCUGUCUUCUGUAUCCAUACAAAACAUACUGAAUGCUAACUGCCCUGCCAAUUGCUCUGUUGGCUUGUCAUCAAGUUGCUUGGCAAAUUGUUCUAAGUUGGGACUGCCUGGAAGCUGCUAAUCUCUGCCGCCUCCCCGGUCAGUGCAGAGGCUGCCAGCAGCAUGCAUUUCCUGUGCCCCGGGGGCCUGUGUUGACUUCUGGGUCCGUUUCACGCUGUUUGGUUUCCUAUGAGCUGCACAGAGACCUGGCUCUGUCCUAUGUUCUCCUCCCCUGUCGGUCUUAUGGUCAUUUGCAGCAGAAAUUUCCUGCUGACAACAGGCUAUUUAGGACGGCACAGCCGGGGUGUCAAAGGUGUGUACAUGGCUGAGGGCCUCGUUUUGCUUGGUUCAAACUGUGUCCCUUGCUUUCUGCCCAUUGCACAGGUGGGGAAAUGGGAGAAGGGCAUCAUCCACAUGAAAUACCCAGUGUGGCCACGUUACGGAUCCUUCCUGCAGCCCAUGGCCGACAGCCACCACCUCACAGUAGCCACCCUGGAGGAACGGCCCUUUGUCAUUGUGGAGAAGACGGACCCAACCACCGGAGUGUGUGUCCGCAACACCGUCCCCUGCCGGGAACAGGCCAACCACACAAAGAGGUAAAUAGGAAGGCAGUUAAGGGGUGGGGGACUGCAACAAGGAUUUCUGAGACACACUUAGCACAAGCCUAUAUUUAGGGUUGGUUUGUGGAUAUGGGGUGCCUUUUGAGCAUUGAGCUCCCUGCUGCCUCCCCCCGCUGGCCAACUCCCCAGCAUAACCCUGCAGCAGGGUUAACCAACAUGGCGCCUUUCCAUUGCUGCUAGUCUACAAGCUCCUGACCAUCAGCCACAAUGUCUAGGACUGAUGGGAGUGGAUGUCCACCAACCUCUGGAGGAAGCCAUGUGGGCCUCCUCUGCCCCAUAGGCCUUCCCAUUGUAGCUGAAAUAGGGCAGUAUCCCAACUCCUGCAUCUCUAUAGCUCAGAUAUUUCCACUUGUGCAGUGGGACAUCCCAUGCCCUCCCUAAAAUUGCUUUGGAGGGUUGGGGGAACCCCUGGAACAGAUUUAAGGGGCACAUGGGAGAGUGGGUGGUGGUUUGGAGUGGGAACUUUUGCACUGACAGGACUUAUUGCUGCUUUGAGAACAGCCCGCAGGGUUCUUUCUUUCUUAACAAAGGGUUCAUGUUGUGGGCCGCUAUCAUUCACCUUUAUGCCUUCUUUCUCAUCAUAAAGAAUAUUCAGCAAGGCAGCCAUGAUCAUGUUUGAAUUCAGUGGCUUGAUCAGAUGGCCAGAUGUGGAACUCAGAUGUCCACAUUUUUGGAGAAUUCAUAAAGGGGUUGAUAACCCUUUGCAUAAUAACCUUUGGGGUUGCUUCUUCAAUGGCACGAACAUUCCAGCAGGGUCCGUGGUUGAGCUGGUGGCACCUUAUGCAACAGACUUAAUUCUUGUUGCCCUGGUGUUCUCUGUACCAAUCCUCUGCCAUGUGCUGACAAGUCCUUCAGCUGCUAUGUUCAUAUUUAUUUAUUUUCCUCCCUCCCCUCCCUCCCUCCCUCCCUCCCUCCCUCCCUCCCUCCCUCUACCCUCAGGUCUUGGGGCCAUAGCUGUCAACUUUUCCCUUUUCUUGCGAGGAAUCCUAUUCAGAAUAAGGGAAUUUCCCUUUUAAAAAGGGAAACAUUGACAGCUAUCCUCAGGGCGCUUUACAGGCUAAAAUCAGAAUAUAAAACCACAAAAUACACAACCAAAAUAAAAACAACAACCCAAUAAUCACACACACACACACACACACACACACACCAUUUUAAAAGGGCACAGUAGUCUUGGGACGAGGUGCUUGCACUUCAAAUAGCUUAGUUGCGAGUAGGGCUUGGCGAUAUCUGGUUUUCAGCAUUGCGAUAUAUCACCAGCUAAACAUUGCACUAUGCCAAUAUAUCGCAAUGUCUAUAAUAAGAAUGGGAACUAUGUAGAAGCAAACACGAGUCUACCAACUCAAAUAAUGCCAGCAUCAUAAGCCGUAGAUGCUGAAAGUUCGGCUUAAGCCUAUUCGAAGUUUCUUGGCUCCUCAGUAUAAACUGGACAAGCAUAUCAUGUUUGAAGCAGUCUGCCUGGCACUGACUUGCCUGCCCACCCACCACUCCUGCUGACCCAAAACCACAGAAACGACCCUCUGACUUUGUAUGGAUGUCUGAAAUGGGGAAGGGCUGUACCCUUUGCUGGCUCUGUGUGAAGCAAGAAGAUCAAACUUGUCAUACCCUCUGCAGUCUCCAGAGCAGAUCAGAGCCUGUGACUCUCUUUUCUGUAUCUGUGGGAAACAUAAUUAACUUUCCAAGACAAAAGGUGGCUGUGUGAGUCCGAGAGAGGCAAGCCACCUGAAGCAUGGAGGGGCAAGAAGAUGGACAAAUUCACUGGUGUGCUGACUGUCUUUCGAUUCAGUUGCAAAGCUGAGAGGAAGCUGCUGGGAGUCUUCUUUUGAUAUGAUGCCUUCCUUCAUCCUUCUUGACUCUGAGUGUGUGAGUGAUAAAGUUAUCCUUCCUGCUGCCUGCCCAAGGAAUAUGAGAAUCUGCCCCAGGCAGGGCCCCAGAGAAGUGUGCUCAAUAUCCAGAACCACAAAAGAAGCACAUCAGGACUUGACAUAUUUUAAUUUACAUCACACAAUUAAUUGAAUUUGCAUAAAAAUUACACAAACAUGAUGGAUGCUGGGCCACUGGCUGGAGGAAUCAUUGCCGUUAGUUUGAAAUGCCAUUUGUUUGCUUCCCAGGGUGGCACUAGAAGUGGGAGUCAUCUUGAUGGAUGAAAAUGAUUAUCAGUCAAUGGAGAUCUCAGAGGUUUUUUUUUUUUUACUUCUGAAAAAUUUAGCAGGGAAAACAUAGAAGUUACCUUGAGUGUUCCUGGCUGGCUGAGUCUUGGGAAUCAGAGCAUUCUUAUUGUUUCUUUUCUUUCUCCAUUGUUUUUUUUUAAAUUUACUGUUAUAUUUUUAAAUAAAUAUAGAAAUAACAAAAAAGAGAAAACAACUUGUAUGCAAAUCUCAAUGCAUCAUAGUUACAUCUGCUAUGUAUCAUAUCCUUACAAUGAGUAAGGCAAUUUUAAGAACCAGGUAGUCAGAAAUUAAGAUAAACCUCCCUUUUGCUAAAUGAUAGCAAGAUUAUCAAAUGAGAUUAUUUUUGUGUUUAGUUUAAAUUAUCUUCUCCUUCCAUAAUAAGGGUCACUGUGUUUUUAAUAGUUGCAUAAGAUAGUCGAAUUCAGUUCAGCGCAGCUUUUCCUAUCAUUGCAUUGGAAAAUCUUCACUUGCUGACUUUCUCUUGGACUUGCAGCUUUGAAAGACAAAGAAAAAUGCUGGCAACUGUAGUGUAGCAAGGAUCCCAGUGAGAAAUGCUGCUUCCUCUAAACCAGUAUUUCCCAAACUUGGGUCUCCUGCUGUUUUUGGACUACAGCUCCCAUCAACCCUAGCUAUCAAGACCAGUGGUCAGGGAUGAUGGGAGUUGUAGUCCCAAAAUCAUCUGGAGGGACGAGUUUGCCUAUGCCUGCACUAGGUGAUACUUUAAAUUGUAGUCCAAAAACCGUGGGAGACCCAAGUUAGGGAAACACUGCUCCAAACAGAGGUGGGGAACGUGUGUCCUGCUCCCAGCUGCUGCUAGACUCCAGUUCCCAUGUACCCUGACCAUUGGACAUGACUCCUGCAGCUGAUGGGAGCUCAACUACACCUGGAGGGCUAUAGGCUUCCCACCCUUGCUGCAAAACAUUGAAUGAAUUUGAAGUAGCGUUUUCUUAAUGCGGGAAGGACUCCUGUCCCAACACCGAUAGCUUGGUUUCUCUAGGCAAGAUGGGGUGGAGGCUCUGGAUGAGGUGUCUCUGGCUUGCAGGUAGAUUUGAAACCCCAGCAGCAGCAGAAACCCCUCCACUUCUAUGUCUAUAAAGGUAGCAUUUUCCCAGCAGGCUACCUGGUGAGCUGGCCCAUCAAUUACACUUCCAGGACUGCAUACAUGUGGUGACCCAGCAAGCAGACUCUCAAGGCUGUGGCUGCUCCUUGGAGGCAACUAGCUGGAAAGGUGGUCAUGGCAGUCGGUCUGCCGCGCGCCCCCACCGAGACCUAACCUGAAAAGUCUGCCCAUAGUUAUUAAUCACCUGCCUGUUGCCGACCUCUGCAGUCCUCUGAUCAAAGUUGUGUCAGCCAACCUGCUGGGUGAAGAAGCAAGCUACUUUCCCCAGCUCAGUAAAUGUAGGUUAAAAACUAUCGGAAGGCUUUUGCAGAAACACAGAUUCUGAAACUAACUUCCAAUGGGCAGUAUAUUCACAAGCACCCUGGGGAAAAAUGUGGUUUGGCAAGCCAGUUUUGAACAUAUGAAGCUGCCUUGUAGUGUGUCCAUCCAUAUUGUCAUCUGUUUAUUUAUUGGAAACAUUUCUAUGCAAUAUUUAAAGGUAAAGACCUUCUCUGUGAAAUGAAACAAAAAAAUGCAAUUAAGGAAAAUGACAGCAUUCAAAUAUUUCAAAUUUCAAUAAAGAGUAACUUAGUUUUUUUCUACUCUGACCGGCAAUAACUAAGGCUGUCUUCUUCAAUCUGGUGCCCUCCAGCUGGUGCUGGACUCCACCUCCCAUCAGCCCCAGAGAGUGUGGGCAGUGGUCAGGGAUGAUGGAGCUAGAGUGCCACAACAUCUGGAAGGCCCCAGAGUUGGGGAAGGCCAAGGCCUCUCCUGGCCUGAUUACUUGUUACCUUUUAGCUGGAGACGGUUAGGAUUUGGACCUGAAACCUUCAGGGAAACCCCAUUCUCUCCCAGUGAGCAUUGCCCACUAUGUGUUGUUGGCUGAAUUGUCCUACCAGGCAGAAAAGUGUUGUCCCCAUGCUUGCUUUUCUGGGGUUUGUAACCAGGUGCAGAAAUGUGGCGAGAUUCUAUUUCCCUGUCACCAGUUGGAAUUAAGCAGAUGGCCUGUGCGCCAAGUUGCCAUGUGGGGAAUGCUCACCUGGAUCCACGGCCUGAGAUCAAGUGAUGUUGCUGGUGGUGGCAGCAGCCACAGCAGUGGAGCACCCCCUUCCUUCCCUGUCCUUUUGAGCAGAGAGGAGGCGAGGACAAUUCCCUUGGAGAUCAGAUCAGUACAAAAGGAACGAGUGAGGUGCCGACAAACUGAUGUGUCUGGCUCUGACAUGCAAACUGGCUGUGAGCAAGUGAGACUUCAGCUAUCAUUUCCAACAACAACAAGUACAAUCUUUUAAGCAAGUCUAGUUUUAAGGUGGAACCUAAGGGUUGUUGUUUUUUGUUUUACCAGGCCUGUAUCAAAUGCUUUGUUGUCAGAGCCAGAACUCCUAAUCUUUCCUCUCUUUUCCUGGAGUGGUCUCUGACUAGAUGUUUUUUCCAGACUGUUUAGAAGACUGCUCAUCUCCCCGCAUCCCACUGUGGUGUGCAGAGUUUCCCAGACGUGAUUAGCAUUUUUCCUAGUGCUAAGGAUAGCAUGUCCCCUUCCUUAGGAGUUGAGCAAAGAUUGCCAGACACUCUAUUUCCCCCUCUGCCCACUUCCUCUUGAGCUAGGAGGCAUCCCCUCCAUGAAGCUUCUUGUAAUCAGUUACUCCUCCCUGCCUGCUGUCACCUCUCCCUCUUGCAUGCAUGUGACCCCCUCAACCUUUAAGAAGGAAAAGGAUUGCACAUACUCAAAGGUGAAGGAACAUUUCUGCAGACGGGACUUCAGCAAAUUUGCAAAAAACUGUCUGUUGUUUUUUCUUUGGGGCAGUAAGUGGAAAUGAGCAGGGCUAGUAGCCCUCAUUUGUUGUUGUUGUUUAGUCAUGUACGACUUUUCAUGACCCCGUGGACCAGAGCACGCCAGGCACUCCUGUCUUCCACUCCCUCCCGCAGUCUGGUCAGACUCAUGCUGGUAGUUUUGAGAACACUGUCCAACCAUCUCGUCCUCUGUCGUCCCCUUCUCCUUGUGCCCUUCAUCUUUCCCAACAUCAGGGUCUUUUCCAGGGAGUCUUCUCCUCAUGAGGUGGCCAAAGUAUUGGAGCCUCAGCCCUCAUAGAGAUGGGUAUUUUGGAAUCUGCUUUCUAUAACUAUCAAACCUAGUUGCGUGCCUCUUAUCACUCAUUCUACCUAGACACCUUGACUAUGUGUGCAGCCCAGCUAGGCUGCGUGGGGCUCCAGAAUGCCAGAACCUCACAGGUGCUUAGAGGGCAAUGGCAUGGGACAGAACAUGCUGACAGCUGUGUACUUCGUGAGAGCAUUUGCGUGCAAAGUUGACUUCAGUAAUGGCCAUCACACACAGAGAGAGGAAGAGAGAGAGAGAGAGAGAGAGUUCACCUUUGGUGGACGUGCCCAAGGAUUAAGGCUUUCUGGGAGAUGAUAUAUAAUGAAUUGAAAAAGGUAUUUAAAUAUACCUUCUUGAAGAAACCAGAGGCCUUUCUCCUAGGCAUAGUCGGCCAAUUGGUGCCAAAGAAGGACAGAACUUUUUUUAUGUACGCCACAACAGCAGCAAGAAUACGCAUUGCAAAGUAUUGGAAGACACAAGAUCUACCCACUCUGGAAGAAUGGCAGAUGAAGCUGAUGGACUAUAUGGAACUGGCAGAAAUGACUGGCAGAAUCCGAGACCAGGGAGAAGAGUCGGUGGAAGAAGAUUGGAAGAAAUUCAAAGACUACCUACAGAAAUAUUGUAAAAUUAAUGAAUGUUAGAAUGAUGUUGGAUAGAAAUUAAGUGGUUUCCAGCUGUAAUGCUUUAAGGGAAUAUGAAAAAUGGGUUGUUAAUAGGUAAAAAUCUAAUGUUACUAUUUUAAGACCAAAGAUUAGGAUAAACAAAGAGGGUAAGGAUUUGCUGAACCAACAAAUUGAACUGGAAUACAAAAAAGGGAGGUAUGAGGAGGUCCGGGAAACAAGCUAAGGAAAAAUAAGUAAUGGAAAAAUUGAGUGGUUUUUAAUCAUUUUUAUUUUGUAUUCUGUAUUUUUUCUUUCUUUUCUUUUUUUUUCUUUUUUGUCAUUUUUAUAUUGUAACAUUUGGAAAAUCUCAAUAAAUAUAUUAUAAAAAAAAGAGAGAGAGAGAGAGAGAGAGAGAGAUGUUUGUGAGAUAGGAAAGGUGGGAGCAUCAGCCUCUCUUGCCACUGAUAAAGUUAUAUUGCAAAAAUUGUAUGAUUGGGAUGUGGCUGGCUGCCACCUCCAAAUGACUGGGUUCUAGCCCCUCUGAGAAAAGAGUGAUGGAGCCAGUCGCUAUAGUGUUGCUCUGAGUAAACAGGGAAGGGGCCAGGGAGUUAGGCGGAGAUCACCCUCACGCUUAAGAGAUCAUUGGAGAGCCCCAGCAUGGCCACAAUGCAGGAGGCAAAGGACUACUAAGCAUGUCCUAUGUGUGUGUUUUUAAUAUAUCCUUCUUUCAGUGGAGAAGAACCAAUGGAUCCCUAUACCAAGCUCUGCUGCAAAGGCUUUUGCAUUGAUAUUCUAAAGAAGCUGGCCAAGACAGUGAAGUUCUCCUAUGACCUCUACCUGGUGACAAAUGGGAAACAUGGGAAAAUAGUUGAUGGCUUCUGGAAUGGCAUGAUCGGAGAGGUAAGGAAAUACGCGAAGGUUGCAUUUUCCUAGGAAAGUCUUUGCAACACCUGUAUAGCGAGUAACAGAGAAGUCAUCGGAUGUGCAAGAUCUGGGACUCUCCUGAUGCCUCUGUUAGAGUACUGUUUCCCAGACUCAUUUUUGGACAACAACUCCCAUCAUCCCUAGCUAGUAAGACCAGUAGUCAGGGAAGAUGGGAAUUGUAGUCCGAAAACAGCUGGAGACCCAAGUUUGAGGAAAAACUGUGUUAAAAUGAGAAUGGAUAUAGAGUUGGAUCAAUCCUUCUUCCCAGAGAAUUUUAGGAAUUGUAGCUGUUGGAGGGGAAUAGGGGUCUCCUAGCAGCUCCCAGCAUGCUUAACAAAUUACGGCUCCCAGAAGGACUGUUUCAAGUGGUAUCAUAGUGCUGUAAUGUCUGGUGUGAAUGUGGCCUCUGUACAUCAUUUGUUAGAAAAGUUUGUUCCAUGGGUUCAGUUUACAUUUCUCUAGCUGUUGAUCAUACAUUUUAAACCCCGUCCGUAUUUAGAUGCCAUUUGCAGCAUGGAUGUAACAGCCACAUUCAGAAAAAUCACAUGGUGGAGUCCUCCCAGGACUGUUCCUAUUCCCAAUACAAACUGGGGUGGGGAGAGCUAUAAGACAGAGCUAUUCCGCCUGGCUUUCAAUUUGAAUUUAGCCUGAUCUUUUAUUCCCCUUCCUUUCCUCCCCCUCCCCUUUUUAUGAAGAUUACCCGUUCUGGGAUCCCACAGCUAAUUCUCCCCCGGUCUCCUCGCUGGCCCAAAUAGGUUUAAUUUAGCCAGCUAGCCCUGGUGAUCAUCUAAUGUUUAUUGGAUAGAUUUCCCCCCUAAAUUGAUUUUUGAAUUCUGAAUUUAUUGUCAUUCACGUUUUAUACUGUAUUUCAUGCUGUUUUUUCUUGCAUCAAUUAAGUGUUUUAAAUUUGUUGUUAGCCGCCCUGAGCCCGGUUUUCUGAACUGGGAAGGGCGGGGUAUAAAUAAGAAAAUAUUUAUUUAUUUGUAUUAUAUGUAGGAACACUUAUGUCACAAAUGUCCUGUGAAACAGGAAGGAAGGUUCUAGCCUCCUCUUCUUCCUUAUGCCCUUUGUGUGCGGCAGGAGAUCUCCAGGUAGAGCAGAAAUCAAACAUACAGCUUGGCCAGUGCUGUCAUGUCAGAAUUUGCAACCAGGGGAGAGUCAGUUUUAUCUGACCUGUUAGAAAAGGGAUGGAAAAAUAUUGACACAUUACACCAGGCACAGCUUUGGUGUGCUCCAGCUGCUUUGGAUCAGCCCGGUAAGGAGCCAUAAAUCCAUCUGAACUGGCUGAGUCACCAGAGCAGCACUAAGUGGCCACUGUGUGUGCUGGCAAAUACAGCUAAGCAGCCCUGAGAGGGGGAAAAGGCGGUCAUUGGCAGCAAUGAAAUUGGGAGUGGGGUAUUAGGCAUGCAGCCCCGAAUUCUAGCUUGAACGCUCGCUGUUUCUCCAUAAGUAGACACUAUUCUCACUCCAGGAUUCCAUCUAUUAAAAUUUUCCACUAGAGAAAAUGGGACAAGACUUCAGAAGAACCGGGAAGCGCCUGUGAUCUGAAGCUGCCUCAGAAACACAUGGCGGGAACAGUUUUUCAAGCGAAUCUUUCUGAACUUUCAGUAUUGCUAGCUAUGGGUAUUGUUAGACUUGAGGGGUUUAAGAUGCAGUGGGAAAAACGAAACAAAACAAACAAUUACAGAUUGGCAGAUACUCAUGUUAGAAUAUUUACAACUAGCAAAACUGAUGGGAAGAGUUAGAGGAGUAUUGAACCAGAAAAUAUUUGGAGAAUAUUUAAGGAUUAUAUAAGAUCAUAUUGUACCAACCACACCAUAUUAGCAGAACUUGAAUGAUACUUGUAAACACAACAAAUACUGUUUGUGGAGUUGUUGUUUAGUCGUUUAGUCGUGUCCGACUCUUCGUGACCCCAUGGACCAGAGAACGCCAGGCACUUCUGUCUUUCACUGCCUCCCGCAGUUUGGUCAAACUCAUGCUGGUAGCUUCGAGAACACUAUCCAACCAUCUCGUCCUCUGUCGUCCCCUUCUCCUUGUGCCCUCCAUCUUUCCCAACAUCAGAGUCUUUUCCAGGGAGUCUUCUCUUCUCAUGAGGUGGCCAAAGUAUUGGAGCCUCAGCUUCACGAUCUGUCCUUCCAGGGAGCACUCAGGGCUGAUUUCUUUAAGAAUGGAUAGGUUUGAUCUUCUUGCAGUCCAUGGGACUCUCAAGAGUCUCCUCCAGCACCAUAAUUCAAAAGCAUCAAUUCUUCGGCGAUCAGCCUUCUUUAUGGUCCAGCUCUCACUUCCAUUUGUGGAGUAGAUGGGAACAAUAUUAAAGAAUAUAAAACUGUGCAGAAAAAACGACAGUAUAAACAGUACAAUGAGAAUGAUUGGAAGACUCGUUUUGUCAGAAGUCUUUUUUAUUUAAGUGUUUAUUUAAGUAUUAGGAAGGUUUUUUAUGCACGUAAAUCUGCUUUUUCUGCUUGCUUUUUUCUGUAUUUUCUUUUUUCUGUAUUUUCUUUAAUUUUCUUUUUGUAGUAUGAGAUUGUAAAUUCUUCUAAAUUCUUUGUAUAUGUGUGUAAUUUAAAUUAAUAAAGAUUUUUUUUAAAAAAAAAAGAUGCAGUGGGGUAGGGAGGAACCUCCACAAGGUAUUGAAUUUAGCAAGUUGUGGCAUAAUGUUGCUGGCCCUAUUCAGCCUCUUCUCAACCCUUGCCUUUUGGGGUGGGGCCAAGAAGGAAGGAGGAUCGGCGGCAGCAGCAUCACCAGCACGGACCGUGUGCAAAAGGGGGAGGAGCCAGUUGAGGCAGAGCCGGCCCUACCAUGCCACAAGGGGAAGUGGCCCUGCUUAAGGUGUCCCCCCAUGGGAGGAUAUAUGAAGGCAGGAAGUGGUGUGCAAACGAUACAGUGAGGCUUUCUUAUUGGCUGCAGUUGUGGAGGGUCUCCAUUUGAACUCCAGACUGAGAAAUGUCUUGGGCUGCCACUGUCUUUUGCUGAGGGAGGAAAGGAUUACUGCUCAGACAAGUUGCAGAUUAUAGCAGGGUCCACACUUGAGAUUGAACUGAAGGUUGAAGGUUCGAUUGUUGUAGAUCCUGAACUUUUGAAUUGGUACGAAUUUUCAUCCCGCCUUAAUUACCCCAGUCCUGCAUUUACAGCCUCAUUUCCUCACUGCCACUAUUUGGCUCUAAUGCUUUCUUUGCCUUAGGUCUUUCUCAACAUCAACAUCAUCGUCUGUUGCAGGCAUAGUGUGUGCUGUGAAUGUGAGUCUCUGUGCUGCGAGAGUUUGGGGUCAUGUCAUUCAUUCAUUCACAGGGCUAUUACUGACUCACCCGCAGUUAGCUGCCCUCUCUGACCUGCCUCCCCACCAGCUCCCCUGGUUCUGGGGAGAAGCAUCUUAGCCUGGUCGAAAGGAUCCCUACACUAAGUGGUCUCGAGAGCGGAGGCUGUGCAGGCGGGGAGUACAAAGAACCUUUAUAUAGCCACGGCAAUGUCAUUUCUUCUGCCUAGGUCGCAAGAGUGGAACAAAGCAUAAUCAGAUGUUCCCAAGGCAGACAGAGCAAUAUUAAAGACAAGAUGAUAUUUCUGACAGGAAGGGGAGAAGGACAGUGCACCUGACAUCAAUAUAAAAAUGCUGUGCAAAUAGAAGAUUGGUGUCUUGGGAGGGAGGGUGCACACUGCCACCUUACCAUGGGCCAUGAGGACAAGGAGCCAACGCAGACAAUGCUAGUCAUUUUGCACAUGGAAAUCUGCCAUAUUUGGGAGGCAUCUAUGUUAGAACCAUUUUCCCUUAUUAUUUAGUUUCCUAUAGUGUAUUUGUGUGAUCUGUCCGUUGCCCUAUCCUAGCUCCUGCCAACCUAGAAGUUCGAAAGCACACCAGUGCAAGUAGUUGAAUAGGUACCACUAUGGUGGGAAGGUAAAUGACAUUUUCGUGCGCUCUGGCUUCCGUCACGGUGUUCCUUUGCGCCAAAAGCAGUUUAGUCAUGCUGGGCCUAAUGACCCGGAAAGCUCUCUGUGGACAAACGCCGGCUCCCUUGGCCUGAAAGCGAGAUGAGCGCCACAACCCCAUAGUCACCUUUGACUGGACUUAACCGUGCAGGGGUCCUUUACCUUUACCACUAGUACAUUCAUGCAGAUAGGUUGUCCAGGGAGCAAUUCUAUAUACAUUUCCUUAGGGCAGUGGUUCUAACCUGUGAGUCCCCAGAUAUUGUUGGACUACAACUCCCAUCUUUCCUAGCCAGCAUGACCAGUGGUCAGGGAUGAUGGGAGUUGUAGUCCAACAACAUCUGGGGACCCACAGGUUGAGAACCACUGCCUUAGGGUAAGUCCCACUGUGUUCAGUGAGACUUACUCGUAUAGGAAGCUUCCUUAUCUGUGUCAGACCAAUGGUCCAUCUAGUUCAGUGACUGACAGUGGCUCUCCAAGGUGAUUUCAGGCAGGCUUCUUUGCCAGCCCUACUUGGAGAGCCAAUGGAGAUUUAACCUGGGAUAUUUUGCAUGCAAAGCUGAUGAUACCACUGAGCUAUGGCCCUUGCCAGACGUGUGUGUAUAAGGUUGCAGCCUCUUCCGCUUGUUAGAGAUGCAGCACAAGAUAGGGAAGGGAUCAAUGAGUGCAAGAUGCUCUGCUCAGUUUGUGUGCAGCUGGCUCUGCUGUGGUGUUUUGUGUGUGCGUGGGGGGGGGAUUUAUUCCUGUCGUUUCAUUCUUUUCUAGGUGUAUUACAAGCGAGCAGACAUGGCCAUUGGGUCCCUCACCAUCAAUGAGGAGCGCUCGCAAAUUGUGGAUUUCUCUGUGCCCUUUGUGGAGACCGGCAUCAGCGUCAUGGUAGCAAGAAGCAAUGGGACCGUCUCGCCUUCUGCUUUUCUAGGUAUGAGCACUGAAAAAGAGGGACUUGCUAUAAGUUGUUGCUGCAGAAUGGGGUUCCCUUGUUCACUGUUUCAGCCAGCCAUGCCUUUUGCCAUGAUAUUCUGUUCCUUUCUCUCCCCCCCCCCCCGCAAGUGUCCUGUAGCCACUGAACAUAUUCGUUCUUCAUUUGGCUUUGAGGUGCUGGUGGUGGUGGAGUCCCAUCCCAUCCUGUCCCCAUCCCCUCCAAUUUUAUUUUUAAAGAUGUCUUGUACUUCUAUAAACCUCAGUGCCCCCCGCUCCAGGCUGCUGAUGCCUCCUCCUUGUGUGCAGAUGAUGCUGUUUUGGCUAUAGAGUAGAACCUCUACUUACGACUGCCUCUACUUGAGCCCAAUCCAAGUUGCAACCGCGGCAAACCCAGAAGUAAAUACAGUGGUACCUCUGGUUGCAAAUGGGAUCCAUUCCAGAGGCCCAUUUGCAACAUGAAAAGAGCGCAACCCGCAGCGGCGCAUCUGCACACACACAGAUUGCGAUUCACUGCUUCUGCGCAUGCGCAUGACGUCAUUUUGCACUUCUGCGCAUGCACAAGCGGUGAAACCCGGAAGUAACCCUUUCCAGUACUUCUGGGUCGCCGUGGGACGUAACCUGAAAGCACGUAACAUGAAGUGGACGUAACAUGAGGUGUGACUGUACCGGGUUUGCCCCAAUUCGCACAUGCGCAGAAGCGGCUGCCGUCGUCUGCACAUGCACAGGAGCACGCUGCCGCCGAAUGCGCCUGUGCACAACGGUGCUUCUACCAGCGCCCUGGAUUGACUUACGGACGGACCUCCGGAACUGAUUACGUCCGUAAGUAGAGGUUCCACUGUAUAAGGAUUGGCCCUCACCUCUGAUUGUCACAAAUAGAGGAGAGGGUUUGCUGAUGCCAGAUCCAAAUCAUGUGUGCUAGAGAGAAUUGAGCACUUUUAUAACUGCCUAGAUAUUUGGGGUGCUAACAUUCAGUUGUGGCUGUACAUAAUGCUUCCCUGAUUUCAGUUUUCAAGCUGAAAACUACGAUUUGUGGGAGAAUAGAAAUACUUCCAAAAGGAACACUUAGCACGACCGGUCGAUUUCAUAACAUUGUUUGGUGUUGUUUCCCUUGGUUAAUGUUGAGUCUAAGCCGUUUUUUCGUUGGCUGAUUGUGGAAGCGGUGAUAUGGGUGAUUCCCAACAGUUGGGGAGCAUGUAAUGAACAUGUAAUGAGUGACAUCAAAUGCUAAAUUGCUAAUGAGAUGAUGCAACUGAGGGCAGGUAAAGGUCGUUGAGGGAGUGGAGAAGAAGAGAGGACAAUGUAAAUUGUAAAAGAAUGGAGCAUCAACUUGAAAAAGGGAGGUGUCUAUCCUUUCAAAAGUUCUUAUAAAAUGCUGUGCCGCUUUGCCUUGAACCAGAAAAUUGGGCAACCAAUUAAGAGAUUAAUGAAUUGGGCUGAUACAAACAGGAAGGAACUGGCUGAGAGAACAGAGGCUGUAGGUGACCUGGGUAGAUCUUGUCAUGAAGUGAUAGCUUGAGAAGUUAAGGUGAGCAGUAGGUAAAAGAACAAUGAGCAUGAAAUAAGGUGUUGCUUUGGGAACUGACAGGAAAAGUCACACGUUUGGAAAUGCUAAAGGGAAAGGGUAUCAAGGAAGGUUGGCAGCAAGGAGAUACCAUCAGAUGUACAGUUGCCAGCGAUUCCCCUUCCAACACCAAGGAAAUAUAGCAGGGCUCGGAAGAGGCUGAGCUGUCAAGAUAUAUGAUAUUAAUUACACCCCCUUAUCUAUUAACAUGAGUUUAUUCCAUCAGUGGAGGAAACUAGCUUAGCCUGGCAUGAUUUGUUCUUAACAAAUUCAUGCUGAUCUCUGGUAAUCACCCUGUGUUGUCCUAGAGUCUUAGAGAUGUAUUGCUUCAUUAUCUGUUCUGAUAUUGUAAUGGUUCUAGGGGUUGCUUGUGCGUAAGCCGGUGCUUAUCUCCCCGGCUGGGUGCAAACACCUGGCUGGGUUGCCUAAGUGAACCUUUUCUGUCCGGACAGCCACUCACCCGUGGCUGACUCAACCGUUGGCAGAAUCCGUCAGUGGGCGUUUCUUAAACUUCUUCCAGCAAAGAAGCUCUUUGACGCCUAGUCUCCUCCUACUCUCUCUGGGCGAAAGCCUUCUGCGCAAGGAGGGCGUGGGCAGCGGAGGACCCCUACUCUCCCCGCUGGUCCCAGGCAAGGAGUCAUGGGACCGCCUCGCCGCUUCCCCCAUCUGCCCCCCUUCUCCACUGGUGCUACGCUGAUUCUCUUCCCCAGAAGAUGGGCUGCUUCUCCCGAUCCCUGGACGCUCUCUGGAAUCCCUCUGGCUUUUGCUCUCUCCCUCCGGCACUGAUGGCAGUUCCCUGACAGAUAUGUUUCCAGAGACUUAAAGCGCCAAUACAUUCUCUCGUGUCCCUUUCAUUUCUUUUGGAAAAAUUUAACCUUUCCCCAGUGGAGUCUCAUUCACCUCUCAAAAUCUGCCGAUAGACCAGAGUUCUCCAGAAAGAGUGUAGAAACUUCAUUGUGAGCUUCUCAAAGGCCCUCAGCAACAUUUGACACACACACCCCAGCUCCCACACUGCCUUCCCAAAGCCAGGCAAACAAGGCGCUGGGCUUUGGGAAGAAGGCAUGAGGGCUCUGACAUGGUCCUGGAGUUCUCCCACCAACCUCCCAAAGCCUAGUUAGUGAUCUCCCAGCUUUGAGAAGGAGGUGGGAGGGCUCUAGGAUCCUGUCAGAGCCUUGCGACCCCUUCCCAAAGCCUGGUGCCUCACUCAGUCAGCUUUAGAAAGGCAGUGCAAGGGCGUGUGUCAAAUUUGGGCCUUGUGUGUGUGGCCUGCAGGUUCUGUGUCGAAGUAUUCUUGCGGCUCACUUGAUAUGAAAAGUUGGGCUGCCCAGCUGCAGAGCAAAGCAGUAAAAAGCAAGUUCAUCAACGGUUUUAUAGUGUACUCAGUGCUUCUUGGAUGAAAUGUACUGUAGGAUAAAAAUUUAUUGCUCUAAUGAUGUCUCCUGACUGAUGGGCGCUCCGUUGAUGCAUUGCUACCAAAUGCAUCAAUUACUUGGCGGCGUCCAUAGAGUAGUUUGGGACAGAUACAGUGUGGGAGGCGGCACUUAAGUUUUAAACUUGCGUGUUGGAUUAUCAGCGUUAAGAGUUCAUUUCCCACUUAAAGUAUUGGUUUUUUUAUCAUGGGCCAAUUAGCUUGCUAGCACUCCCCUCUGGCAAGCUCUUUCAUCUGUUUAGUGCUGGAUAGCUUGAGAAUUGUGCUGAAGCCAGCCAUAUAGCUUCAGUUUAUACUGCACCCGUGGUUCCCAGAAUCUCCCGUGUCCUUCCUUUUGUUUAUUGUGGUCUAAAUUCCUUACAUCAUCCCCACAGUGUAGAAAGUCUAGCAUAAUACGGUCUCUGCAUAUUAAACAUAGCAGCCCUUGGCGGUGGUGACUCUUUUAUUGGGUAAUUUGCUUGCAACCCCUGUUUACAAGGAUGUUGGAUGUAUUGUUAUGGCUGCUAGCCAGCCAUUCCUUUGUCGGGGAGAUGGCUGGUUAAUAGCCUAGGAUAGCUGGUAGUUUACUUUUAAUGGGAGCUAAUCAUUAGACAGACUCUUGAUGUAGAGAUCUCUCCAAAAAAGUUUCAAAUAGAGGAUAGCUUGGAAAGUGAAGUUAUCUCCCUUCCUGCAGCCAGAGGGAGAGAGCUGGUGUAAGGUGCAUGCGUGUAGCAAGGUAGAGUCAGUAUGCAUGAAAUUGCAAUUGUCUUUCCAUAUGCCAGGCAGUGGGACUAUGUGCUGUGAUCUAAACCACUGAGCCUUUUGGGCUUGCCGAUUGGAAGGUCGGUGGUUCAAAUCCCCACGAUGGAGUGAGCUCCCGUUGUUCUGUCCCAGCUCCUGCCAACCUAGCAGUUCGAAAGCAUGCCAGUGCAAGUAGAUAAACAGGUACCACUGUGGCAGGGAGUUAAACAAUGUCUCCGUGCGCUCUGGUUUCCAUCAUGGUGUUCCGUUGUGCCAGAAGCGGUUUAGUCAUGCUGGCCACAUGACCCGGAAAGUUGUCUGUGGACCAAUGCUGGCUCCCUUGGCCUGAAAGCGAGAUGAGCACUGCAUCCCAUAGUUGCCUUUGACUGGACUUAACCGUCCAGGGGUCCUUUACCUUUUACCUUUUGACUAUGUGCCUGCGUCUGUCUAGAUUACACUGUGUUCCCCCCAUGUUAGCAGCCGCAGUGUAGCUCAGUGGGCAGGGAAGGACCGGAGCACACCAUUUGUUUACUUUUCCUCCCGAUCAGAUUUUUGUUUGUUUGUUUGUGUGUGUGUGUGUGUGUGUUUAAUCGCACUUUUAAAAAAUGCUCCUGCACAAUUACUUCAGUAAUAUCAAAUAAUCUUCAGAAGCGUUUAAAAGCCAAAUAGAGGGAGAGAGGCGUAAAAAUGGUAGCAGUAGAGCAGCAAUAGAGUUGUGAUUGCACAAAAGGAUGGGUACCUUUGUAGGUGCGCUUGAACACAUCAUAGGCUCAUUUGAAACAGCGGCUGCACAUACACAAUGAUGAAGGUGAUAAUUUUACUAUUUGUAUUCCGCCCAUCUGACUGGGUUGCCACUCUGGGCAACUUCUAGCAUAUACAGAAACAUAAUAAAACAAAGAGAUAUUAAAAACUCCCUAUACAGUGGUACCUCGGGUUAAGAACUUAAUUAGUUCCGGAGGUCCGUUCUUAACCUGAAACUGUUCUUAACCUGAGGUACCACUUUAGCUAAUGGGGCCUGCCACUGCGCCGCCGGAGCACGAUUUCUGUUCUCAUCCUGAAGCAAAGUUCUUAGCCCAAGGUACUAUUUCUGGGUUAGUGGAGUCUGUAACCUGAAGCGUCUGUAACCUGAGGUACCGCUGUACCAUACAUCUAAAACAGGUGACUUCCUUGAAGAAUGAUGGGAAAUGGUAGCUUACACUUCACAGAGCUACAGUCCCCCAGCACCCUUAACAAACUAUAGUCCCAGGGUCCUUUGGGGAAUGUCAUGUGCCUUAAAUGUAUGGUGUGUGUGCAGCCAAUGAAGUGCAGGCCCCUUGGGCAGGGGCGGAGCCUGCUGCUACAUGGUCACCUCUGUGAGUUGUGUUGUUUAUCCAUGGGUGUAUCAUAGCUGAAAAGGGCUUUCUCCUUUUCCCACUUGGGAGCUGAGAGAUAUGGACAAAACCAGACGCUUUGGUUCUAGCUUGUUAUAUCGCGGAAUUUAUUGUUUGCCCUCGAAGGAAGGGAUGCAUUUCCUUCCACUCCACGGAGCUCCCUUGGAAAUGAAUUGCUCAGUGCCAGGUGAGGACACUGGCUUCUCAUAGGCUCCCAUUAAAGCCCCUCUGAGGCAGGCAGGGCUUCCUGAGAGCUGCCCCUCCUCCUUCCUGUUGUGAAACAAAAGCUGUCACUUCCUUUCUUGUGUUUCUCUGGCACCAACCGUCAUCUAUGCCGAAAGCUGAAGGCACUAAAAUAAACAACAAAAUAAACAACAGGGAGGCAGAAUUAUCGCUGCAAUCAGUCGAGGGGGGUCAUAUCAGGCUCUCUCUUGGAACGGCAAACACAUAAUUACGGAAACAAAAGGGAAUCUUUGUUGGAGAUUAGUGAAAACAAUAUCCAUUGGGAAGAUAAAUUAAUGUAGCUAUGCAUCUGCAAGAGCCUUGCGUGAAAUAUUAGCUUUUUAGCUAUGUUGAGUGAGCGCUGGCAAAUGUUUAGGUGCAAGAAAGGUGGUAGCCUGUCUUCCGUCAGUUGCUGGUUCCGAAAAAGAGGCACACGUAUUACGUUACACGAGUUAGCACCUCGCAGUAUGGUGCUGAGCAAGUGAGCUGCAUCUUCCGGGGGUGGGGUGGGGGGGAUCCAACGUCAUGCUGUUGUACUUUGGAAAGCUUUGAAAUGCCAUCCUCGAUGCACAACAGCUGUGUUUUGCCUUUUGACACGGCAAGUGAUUGAUUGGUCUAGUAUUUCAAAUAGAAGCUUGUUUAACAGUCGGGGGGAAUCUAUUACACCUCAUGAGAGGAUCUGUUUUGCAGAAAGGCAGGCAGUGGCUGAUUCCCGGGGAAGUGGAGAUUUGUUGAGUCCACUAGAGGAUCAAGUGCAAGUUCAGUUUAAAGGAGCAUCCAGUACUCCUAGGGAGAAAAGCAGUAGCACACCGAUGGCAUACGCUUAGCAGGGAGUAAGUGCAUUCGGAAAUCAAGAGGGUACCAUUUUGCCUACUGUUUUACAGGUGGGGAUCGCUGCCCAAAGGCACAAGUACUAUCAAAACCCCAUCUGGCAGGGAUUUGGAAAGUUGAUAGUAUUGACCAACAGAUGUGCAUUUGCUCAGUGAACCAGCAUCAUCCCAUGGCUCUGAGCUGAGUUCCCUUGUGCCUUCAGUGUGGGUGGAAGCAGCCCAUUGCAUGCCUGGUCCACAGCCAGAAUAUUAAAAUGGAAUAGAGGCAGGAAGCUGUUUUUUAAGGGCAGUAGUGGCUGGCAGAAUGGAGCAGCAUUGCUUACCACUGCAGAGGGUGCCGCUGGUAACUGAGAUGGGGGAGGCAGUGGGGAGGCUGGCAUGAUGUGGGUGCAGCGCUGGAGUCUGCCCAUUUGCUCCCACUUUGUGCCAGCCUCCAUGCCAGCUCCCCUCUGGUAGUGACCUCUGCCAGCCUUUACUGGUUAAGGGUAAGCGUGGCAUGUAGAAGUGUACAGUGGUACCUCGGGUUAAGUACUUAAUUCAUUCCGGAGGUCCGUUCUUAACCUGAAACUGUUCUUAACCUGAAGCACCACUUUAGCUAAUGGGGCCUCCCGCUGCUGCCGCACUGCCGAAGCACGAUUUCUGUUCUCAUCCUGAAGCAAAGUUCUUAACCUGAGGUACUAUUUCUGGGUUAGCGGAGUCUGUAACCUGAAGCAUAUGUAACCUGAAGCGUAUGUAACCUGAGGUACCACUGUACCCCCCCCUUUAGAGGAAUAUGUACUUUAUUUUAUUUUUUUAAAAAAAGAGGAGAGGGCUUGUCAGAAACCUCUCUCGGAACCUUUUACUUACCGUUCAGAAAAAUAAAAGAAUCAGACAUUUAAAAAAUUCCUCUAGGACAAAGACACUUCUCUGAUCUGGAUUUAAAAAAACACACAUGCACAAAAACCAGGGAGAUUCUACAUGCCAGAUCCUCUUAACAUCACAGAAAAGAGUGGCUGCCUCUUGCAUUCACGGUCCCCCUGGUACACAGUAAUUACCUGUACUAUAGUUAUCAUAUAACACACUCUGUGUGUGUGUGUGUGUGUGUGUGUGUGUGUGUGUAUGUGUGUACCCCCACACAUUUUGGACUGGGAACCUGAAGUGAUCAUCUCUAAAGCCUUUCGGAAGCCAUAGAAAUACUGGAGCAACUCAAAACAAAAAAGGCUCUUAAGAAUGGGGGGAACAUAAAGGCAAGAAGAGGGAGCUACCUGCCCCCAUCUAACCAUCUGGAUGCAGGGCAGGGGGGGGGGCAAAACUAAGCCCAGAGAAAAUUAGGGGCCAUUCCUGCUGUUGUUCUUGGAUUCCCACCCAGCGCUGCUUGCUUUUCUGGAUCUCUUCUCUUUCUCAUCUGCCUCAACAUGCUAAUGAAGUGCAUCUGAUGCCAUCAGAUAAAGUUUUUGUCCUCCUUGACAGGGAAGGACAAGCUGACAAAUGGGCCUCUGUUGCUGUAUUUUGAGGGCCUGAAUUAAUCCCAUCCUUCAGUCUGCCCUUUAACGCUGGAGCUCUAUCUCUCAGUCUGCUGCUGUCAUCAGACAACUGCUUGGGCUCUCUGUUUGCUCCUCUUCCCCUCCUCUCCCCCCUGUGUUGCUCUCUUCCUCAGUUUGAUCACGUCCGCACGGCUCCUGCUUAGAGGAAGAGAUGUGGUGUCUCAGCACAAGCCAGUCCUCGCAGUAUACGCAAGCAGGGGAACCUCGGCCUCAGCUGGCAUUCCCCCAACCUCAGCCCACACUGAGUGAUAACCAAAAGAGCAGCAGAGUAUGUGCAGCUGGCUUCCUCCACCUCCGGCCCUUUAAAAGCAGAUUUGCGGGCACCUAGGGCCCGACAGAGGGACGCGGGUGGCACUGUGGGUUAAACCACAGAGCCUAGGACUUGCCGAUCAGAAGGUCGGUGGUUCGAAUCCCUGUGUCAGGGUGAGCUCCCGUUGCUCAGCCCCUGCUCCUGCCAACCUAGCAGUUCAAAAGCACGUCAAAGUGCAAGUAGAUAAAUAGGUACUGCUCCGGUGGGAAGGUAAACGGCGUUUCCGUGCGCUGCUCUGGUUCGCCAGAAGCGGCUUAGUCAUGCUGGCCACAUGACCCGGAAGCUGUACGCCGGCUCCCUUGGCCAAUAAAGCAAGAUGAGCGCCGCAACCCCAGAGUCAGCCACGACUGGACCUACGGGUAAUGGUCAGGGGUCCCUUUACCUUUACUAGGGCCCUACAGAUGUUGUUGGACCGUAGCUGCCAUCCUCCCUGACCACUGGUCAUGCUUGUUGGGGCUGAAGGGAACUUGUUUAUUUGCAAAUAUUUCUAUCCUCCAACAUUAAGGGUGGGGGGAAUGGUGGCGAAGAGCAUAAAAUAAACAAGGAAGUUACAUUAAUAAAAGUUCAAAAUGCAUCACAGAUUAAUACAUCAGCACAGCUGGAUCACCCAUCAGAGGAAUUCUGAGUGAACAGAGGAGUUUUAAGCAGGUGCCUAAAUGUCAGGAGGUGCCUGCCUGGUGUUCAUUUGAGAGCACACACCAAAGGGGAGGUGCCGCCAUUUCAAAGACCUUGGAUCUUUGUGGACUUAAGACAAACCUCAGGAGCAAAUGGCACUACAGUGGUACCUCGGGUUAAGAGCUUAAUUCGUUCUGGAGGUCCGUUCUUAACCUGAAACUGUUCUUAACCUGAAGCACCACUUUAGCUAAUGGGGCCUCCCGCUGCUGCCGCGCCACCGCCGUGUGAUUUCUGUUCUCAUCCUGAAACAAAGUUCUUAACCUGAAGUACUAUUUCUGGGUUAGCAGAGUCUGUAACCUGAAGCGCCUGUAACCCGAGGUACCACUGUACUAAGGAGUGUCUCUCUCGAGAAUUGAGGUGUCCAGGCAGGAUUACAAGGUAACUUGAUCCCAAGCUGUUCAGGGCUAUAUGGUAAUAAUAAGACCUUAAUGACGGCACAUUCUGAGGAAUCUCUACAGAGACUUGUCAGCCAUUUUGCCCAAGCCUGCAGGCAGUUCAGUCUUACCAUCCGGCUGACGAACUCCAACAUCCUGGCUCCGGACAUUGCCAGUACUCCACGCAUCAGCAUUGCUGACCACACACUCGAGGUGGUAGAUGAGUUUGUCUACUUGGGUUCCACCCUAAGCAGCAUCCUCUCCAUUGACACUGAGCUGGACAAGCGUAUUGGCAGUGCAGCUACGGCAAUGGCUCACCUCUCAAAGGGUAUGGGUGAAUGUGAUGCUAACGUCUCAUACCGUGAUGAAGGUCUGCCAGGCUUGAGUGCUGAACACGCUGUUUCAUGGAAGUGAGUUGUGGGCAGCUUACAACUUCCAGGAACAAUGCCUCAGUGUGCUGCAUCAGGAGGAUUUGGGGAAGAAUAAUAAUUUUUGUCACUACACCACCUGUGUGCAGUGAAAUUAAAUGACCCCCCCCCAAUACACUCAGUCUUGUUCGCGCUCUGUGUGCUUGUCGGAAGUCAAUUGCACCACUAUUUUUUUCCAUUCAGCAGCCCAACAGCCCACGGAUAAAAACUGUUCUUUAACCUGUUAGUGCGGCUGACUAUAUUUCUGUAUCUCCUGCCCGAAGAGGUGCUGGCCAGGGUGUGAGUUGUUCCUAAGAAUUUUCCUCGCUCUCCUGAGACAGUGGUCUCCGACAGUGUCAUCUAGUGAACUCCGGGGACAGCCCAUGAUAUCAUGUGCUGUAUUCACCACCAUAUCAAAUGGCAGGACAGAAUUCCAAACAAAUACCGUAUUUUUCGCUCUAUAACACGCGCCUGACCAUAACACGCACAUCAUUUUUAGAGGAGGAAAACAAGGGGGGGGGUGAAUUCUGAAUGAAACAGUGGAUGUAUCAUUUUUGUGCUUCAUGCUGUGGCCACAGACAUGUGAUCUGAUGGUGAAUUUGGGGUGACCCAAUGCAAAAAUCGUGAGAAUCCCUGUGGAUUCAUGCUUUGUAACCACGUUUUUGCACCAUUGCAGCCCCAAGCAACAGUGGGUGCGUGAUUUUUGGGGGGCAGGCUGUAGCCAUGGACAUGCUAUGUUAUCUGAUGGUGAAUUUGGGGUGACCCAAUGCAAAGAUCCUGAGGAUCCAUGUGGAUCCAUGCUUUGUAACCACGUUUUUGCACCAUUGCAGCCCCAAGCAACAGUGGGUGCGUGAUUUUUGGGGGGCAGGCUGUAGCCAUGGACAUGCUAUGUUAUCUGAUGGUGAAUUUGGGGUGACCCAAUGCAAAGAUCCUGAGGAUCCAUGUGGAUCCAUGCUUUGUAACCACGUUUUUGCACCAUUGCAGCCCCAAGCAACAGUGGGUGCGUGAUUUUUGGGGGGCAGGCUAUAGCCAUGGACAUGCUAUGUGAUCUGAUGGUGAAUUUGGGGUGACCCAAUGCAAAGAUCCUGAGGAUCCAUGUAGAUCCAUGCUUUGUAACUGCCUUUUAAGUGGGGAGGGAAGGAAAAACACAGAAGGGACAAGGAGCAUAAGAAUGCAGGAGAGGGAUUUAACGGGAGGGAGGAAAGAAAGGCAAAAGUCCCCCCACCCCACCCAAGCCAGCCCUCUCUCUCCCUCUCUCUCUCCCUCUCUCCCACCUGCAUGUUUUCUGGCUGCCUGCGAGGAGCAGGGAGAGGAAUUAGAAGGAAGGACGCUCUGCUUUCCCCUCUGCUUGCCUGGAGGGGAGGGGAUUUGCCUGCUCUUUGUUCCAUUUGAGCAAACACAGCAACGAAACACAAGCGGGUGGGCAGUAAGACCCUGAGGCAGAAUGCAGGAAAGCAGCAACUUCCUCUUUUCAGGUUUCCCUUCUCCGACACGCGAUUUGAUUUUUGACUGAUUUUUGUUCCUGCGCUUGCCCUAGUCGGCUCCAGGGACCACACAUUCGCUCAAUAACACGCACAGACAUUUCCCCUUCCUUUUUAGGAGAAAAAAUCUGCGUGUUAUAGAGAGAAAAAUACGGUAUGUGCUCUCCCGAGCCCAGCAUGUUCGCACUCCUGUCCCAAUGACAUCUACAUUGGCUUGGUCAUGUCCACAGAAUGGAAGAUAGCGGGAUCCCCAAAGACAUGCUCUACGGGGAGCUGGCUUCAGGCACCAAGCCCGUUGGCAGACCAACGCUGUGUUACAAAGAUGUCUGCAAACGCGGCAUGAAGGCUGGCAAAGUCAACCAUGGGAAUCCCAAUCGCAGUGCCUGGAGACGGCCAGUCAGGUCGUGCAUCCUUACCAGUGACCAGAGGAGGAAUGUUUGGUGGGUGGAGCGCAGACAGAAGAAACGGCAUGGUGCAUCUGCAGCAGCACAACUGGAUGCCUUCACUUGCCCCAGCUGCAACAAAACAUGUCUCUCCUCUAUCGGUCUCUACAGCCACAGCAGGCGCUGUAACCUUCCAACGAACGGUUGGACUUCACCCCCAAAGGAGCACUCCUCCAUUGUCUCCCGAGACAGACAGACGCCAGCAACUUAGUGUUUUUUACCUUGGUGUUUUUGCAUCCAGUCACGAGUCCAGUUGCUGCAUCGCUAUGCCUAAUGGGGAGCCUGUGUCUCUCCAUAUGCUGCUGGACUUUGACUCCCAUUGGCAGGGCCAACAGUCGGGGUUGAUGGGAGUUGUAGUCCGGUAAUCUCUGGAAGGCCACAGCUCCCUCACUGCUGACCAAGCACUGAUGAAAAAGACAUUGAGAACACCGGUUAGCCCUGUGGCAAAGACACAGGAAAACCAUUAAUCAAGCCACCUGCAUGCACUCACUUCUCUUUUGACUCUCCUGGUGCGCAGAAACAGGUUCUCACCCAGGGGCAGAAACUGCUUCUUUCUCCCACUGCAGCUAUCAGGCAAAAGUGUUCAUUAAACCCAUUUUCUAAUAACCAGAGCCUGAAAAGCAGGGCAGGGGAAGAUCCGAAUUCUACAAAACUUACACGUACGACCCAGGGAUGUUGUAGUCCACUAACAUCUGGGAGACUACAGGUUCUCCACGCCUGAUUUAGAACUAGGUGGAGAAUGUAGCAGCUACGGCUUCAUCUGUUUCUUCUCUGCCAUGUACAUCCUUUUCAUGCCCCCUUUCCAUGCUGGACCUGCAGGGCGGGGGGCUUCCGAUGCAACUUUUUCAGUCCUUAAAGAGGUAGAGCAAAUCACCAGGUUGUAACCUUGCAACUGAUCCUCUUGUAAUAUGUCCGUGGGUAUCCAAAUUACAUAAACAAAAGUGUUACAUCAGAGUAAUUACUAACAGAAUGAGAUGCCUUUAUAAUAUGUUUUUCCUCUUUCUGUGUAAUUAAGCACAUCUGUAAGAUGCCCCGGAAGCUUGGAGAUUUCCUGUAUACUUCAUCAUUGUAUUACGAUUUGUACUUAUAAUUUCCUUCCCACUAUCUUCAUAAGGAAUUUGAUAAAUAUUGCUGCCCCAAAAUUACCUUUAAAGUCAUUGUGGUGGGUUUUGUUUUCUUUCUUUCUUUGCUCACAAAAUACCAGCCCUGGACGGGAAAAUAUUUCAUACGCUGAAGCAACUGGUCACGGGGUUGGUAUUUCCCAUUAUUCUCUGCCUCAGCCCGGCAAAGCACAUUCUGUUCAUACACCUUGGUGUGCAAAACCGCAUUUGACAGGUGAAGGGAAAACCAUAUUAAUUUUUCUCUUCUGAUAAAGGCAGACAAGUAGCUUUGGGGUGUGUUGUGUUGAAAAAUAUCCCGUUGACUUGAGAGCCUGUUCAUUCUUACAGCUUUAAAAUGUGGCUUAGGGUUCCUAAAUGCUCCUGAAAAUGCUUCAGCCUUAGUUUUGGGAAUAGUAAUAUUUACUGACAGUCCUGCACAGUGGGCCCAUCUUCCUAACACCCCCCCCUUCACAGAAAAGGAGAGAGAUUUUCUCACCAAGAGGUUACCUUGCAGAGAAACAUUGAAGCUUUUGGUUCAAUAGAGAUUUUCAAGUAAAGACUUCCAUUCCAUUAUGCUUCAGAGGGGGAAAUAAAUAAAGAUCUGGCCUAAUUUGGAACUAUUAUUAUUAUUAUUACUAUUUUGUAUUAAAUUUGUAUUCUGCCCUUAAUCAAAGUUCCCAGGGUGGUUCACAACAGAAAAAUACUGAAUGAGAAUACAAAAUGCACAAUAAAACAAAGACAGAAACAAACCCCAAACUCACCUUCCACAAACACAUUUAAAAAACCAUCGAAUGUUAAUCAGCCGAAUACCUGGUUGAAGAGAAACAUUUUCACCUGGUGCCUAAAGGUAUGUAAUGAAGGCGCCAGGUUAGCCUCCUUGGGGAGAGCAUUUCACACAGAGGAAGCCACUGUAGAAAAGGCCUGUUCUUUUUUUUGCCACUCUCCAGACCUCUCUUGGAGGUGGCGCACAAAGAAGGGCCUUAGAUGAUGAUCGCAGGGUCUGGGUCCGUUCAUAUGGGGAGAGGAUUCCUGCUGACUCUCUAGGACAUACCUGAUGGACAUUAGUUGCACACUCUAUGGUAUCUGCUGCAACCAAUGAAUGCAGCAAAUGGGUGCUUUAGUUGAGAUUCCAGCAUUGCAGGGGGUUGGACUAGAUGACCCUCGGGAUCCCUUCCAACACUAUGAUUCUAUAAUAGGCACACACAACCACCAAAUUUCUUACUCAUGUCUGUCUACUGACAGCACUGGGGGAGAGAAAAUAAAUGUCCUGUAGAGAUGGGAAUGAACAGCCUUUUCCAGCUUGAUAAGGACAUCUUCCAAGGUCUUGGGUGUCACCUUAAUUUCCUUUGCUUUGUUGUCAAAACCAUCGCUGUGGAUGAUGCAAGUGUUUGUGUGGUGUGGUGCUAUGGAAAGGUUAUGUACAUAAAUUUUAGUGAAGUUGACUCUUUAAGCACCUAUCACCAAGGGGGAUUGUACUACUCUAACUCUUUCCAUACCUGAUGCUUCUCUCCCUGCUAAAUGAAGGGGCCUCCAGUAGCAGACUGUCUGCUACUGUCUCCCUGUCUGCCUGUCUCCCUGUCUUCAUUCAGAUAUUUAAUGAACUCGCAUAGAUCGGGGACAGAGUUUCCCCCUGCCCCCAUUGAGUACCCAGGGCAACAGCAGCAGCAUAUUGCCUUAAAAUGGCUCCUGUGUCUCUUGGGCUGUAAUUGGGCGCAGGGGAAUGGUGGGAGGAACCAGCUGGGGGACCCUCAAGGGAAGAAGACUCAGUGCCAGGGGAUUAGUGGUGGGAUGAUGAUAGUGGUCAAAAGGAGAAGACUGGGAGGAGGAGGUUUCGGAAGCUAAAGAAGCAACAAGGCUAAGUGAGCUGGGAGAAUCUGUGUCAGAGGGAAGUCCAGAAUCAGAGGCAGAAGCUGAAGCAGGCGAGGGGGGUGAGGGAGGACAAGAGGCAGAGAGAUGAGUCAAGCUGAUGAAGAGUCGCAAGUGUCUUGUUCUCCUGCUGUGAAAAGCUCCCCUCCCUCCUUAUCUGCAAGAACCAGAAGGGGCAUGAAAAGGGUGGAGGAAAGGUUGGCUUCACACCAGCGCAGUCUCUGAUUGCUUGGAGAAAGCCCUGGAGAGGAGGGAACUUUGAUGACUGUGGGUAGACGGGGACUUUCAGUCUCAGCACAUGAUCCAUGGGGCUGAGCUGCUGUGCUCAUUAGGCCUGACACUGCACCAAGUCUGUGCGGACUGUGUUCUGACUAAUGAAGACUCAACUCCAGCUUGAGCAGUGUGAUUUACUGCUGGCCUGCUCAUAAUAUGGGUGUUUGAUAUUGGUGCUGGGGUGCACUUCAACAGUGCCACCACAGCAGCCAAUAUGCACCCAUACCUGUUAUCAGCAUCGCUACACACACAAUCACCGUUCUGUCCAUUUUCAGUGCUCAGACUGACAGAGAGGGAGGUCCAUCAGGAAGCUCAGGGGAAUCCCACUUCACAGAAGUAUUUAGAGAAAAACGAGAGAAGAGUGGGGAGCCCCACAAAACAGCCCAAGGGGGACCAAGCAUGUUCAGUGGCCACUGGAUGCUGACCCACUGUUUGGUUUGGGGAGAGGAUGAAAAUUAGUCCUCCACUCUAUAAUGUUUUAUUGCAGGUCUCACUGGGUGUUUACGUAGCCAUAGCAGAAUCAAACCAUGGAGAAGAGGGUGCCAAUAUUGGGGAGGGUGUGGCUGAUUGUCUGGUGCAGUGAAUGGAAGCACUCCCUGCUGCAACAAUUCAUUGCAAAUCACACUCGCAACUCCUAUUGUCACACGCAAAGAAUGAGCACAAUAGAGGUGCAUUUCACAGCACAUGUUGUUGACUUCAGCAGGCAUUGAAUGCAGGUCUCCCGCUGUCUAUCGGACCAUCUUUUCUCUCUAUCAAUGGGCAGGGAGGGGGUGUUGCAGCAUCAAUGGGUGACUCUUAACCUGUCACUUGCCCUGGGUUGACUGGCUUCCUCUUGUCUUCUAGAACCCUACAGUCCAGCCGUGUGGGUGAUGAUGUUUGUGAUGUGUCUCACUGUCGUUGCCAUCACAGUCUUCAUGUUUGAAUAUUUCAGCCCUGUUGGAUACAACCAGAAUUUAACCAGUGGCAAAAGUAAGUAAGUUUCCAAAAUUGCACACAGCAAGUGAGCCUUAAUUUUUUGGUGGGGGCAAAGACAAAAAGCAGGAUGUAAUAAGCAUGAGCCACCCUGCUAUUAUACACUCCACAUUUAAACAGUUGCAAAAGAUAAACAAUUCUCAGCAUCUCAUCGAAAGCAUUGACCUUUGGAAAGAGAGCCCGUGGCAAUCUCCAGCAGGUGGGAUUUCUCUGCCUCCCCACCACAAGAGUCCCAUGGUAUUCCAGUUUCUGGUGUAAGGAUUCCUCCAUUUAUUUACUUACUUUAGUUAUGGCAUUUCCAGACAUCUCCUUUACCCAGCAAAACCAGGGUGUAGUACAGCACUCUGUGGCGACCCAACGAUAUUUAUUUCUUUAUGGUCGCCAUCUUUUUCACACCACCAGCACCGAUAACCUUUCCAUGUGCACACAUAAACCCCAAACAAGAGAACGGAAAUGUGGCAAAUGAGACUGGUAAAGAUCUCUGUCAAAAUAUGUGCCGUUGUUAAAUAUUUAAGACCUGCCAGACAUUUUCUGCAGUUCGUGACAAAAUCUGGAAAAACAACCCUUUAGAUUUUAGGAGAGCAAACUGAAAAGCACCCAAAAUGCCCAUUUUGAGUCCCCUGCUGUGGGAAGAGAGACCCAGUAGCCUUUCAAGCAAACUAUAUGAACACUGGCAGGGCUCCCUGUCCUGUUCAUUUACAUGUGCAUAGAUGGACCAGGUGUAAAAGCAAACAGGGCUCCUGUGCCUUUAAAACAGAUGCACGGAAGGGAACAUGUCAAUGCAGAUUUUCUCACCUCUGCAUGACAAAGCUGCAGAAAUUCUGGCUUCUUUGCGGCUAUGGAAGGCACCAGAUUGCAUCUGGUAGUCAGCACAUGCGAAGGCUGUUUAGAGACAGUGCCCUGCCUUGACUCCUUCCUGUAGGAUAUAGUGCCUUUGGAUCUCUUCCGAAUCAGUCUAGAGGGUACCAAGGAAGCCCUCCUGAUCACCCAGGAGCUGGUCCUUAAGUGUUCCUCCUGCAAGGGCAGCAGCCUGGGCUCCUGUGCAAAGAAACAAAUGCAUCCAUUGCAGGCUGAUCCGAUCCACCUCUGAGUCAUGUCAGCAUCUUUUGUGUCUGAACUGUCAACAGCUAGCCGGAUCAGCCAGCCUGAUUUGUAGGCUCGCCUGUAAACUCCGUGAGCGGCUCCUCCUGUUAACAGCUUCCGCGUCUUAAGUGAGCUGGGCAGAAGAUUUCUCACAGCUGCUUGGAGAAGCUGUCAGCCCCAGGCCAAUCCUACCAUCCCUGCCCUUGAUAAAUGCUCAUUAAAACUUACACAUCCUGACAUGUGGGGAAUGAAAAGGCUCCUCGGGUGCUGAGAGAUAGGUCCCACACACCCCCCACACCCUCCAGCCACCUUUGGCUAGCCUUUUCCCCGGGAGAGCUCCCCAAAUGCCACCGUCCCACUUGACCUCUGAGAAUUUGCUGCUGAAGGUGGAUCAAACAAAGGUAAAAGAUGCUGGAAGUCAGGAGGAGACUGGUAGCUACAAGGAGAGAAUAGCCUGGAAUAAAAAUAUACAACCUAUUUUUAGCUUUCAUCAUCCAACUCUGUAAAAAAAACACCAAACCUCUGGCAGAGUGUGAGUGGCUGGUACCCUGCUGCUUCCUUCCUUCCUCUUACUGGAAGCUGCCUUUGAACCAUUCUAAAUAUUCUGGGUUUCUGAUUUUAGGGUGGGGUUUUUUUUUUGUUCUUUGGCUUGUUCGUUCAGUAUUGUUGCAUUCUUAAUUUAGAAAUGGCAGCAGAAUCUCAUAACUGCAAACAGGAGGGAAAUGGAAAUGUGAAGAACUCGCAAACAUUCCUAACUGUGCCACCGUCCCUCCUUUGGCCUCAUUAUUACCAUGACAAGGGGCUGAUGUCAAUGUCCCCCACCUUCAAAUCACCUUCUUCCUGCCGGGUCAAGAAAACAAGGUCCAGAGUGUGGCCUGCCAUGUGCGUCGGACUGGUGACAUGUUGGGACAGCUCCAUGGGUGCCAGCUGCCUUGGCAUGGAUGUUGAAGUCUCCCAGAACCAGCAGUCUGGGACUCCUCAGCACUGCCCCUGAGACCAGCUCUGUCAGCUCAGGCAUGGAGACUGCUGGGCAGCGAGGCGGGCGGUAAACCAGCAGAAUCCCUAAUCUGUCCUGAUUGCCCAAUGCCAGGAACACACACUCUAGAACCCUAUAACUGGACAGAGAGCCUGGAGAUAGAGAAUCUCUCUAGACCACAGCAACUCCCUCUCCGACCCUUGAGUCUGGCCUGAUGCUGUACUGAGUACCCAGGUGGGCACAGCUGGGUGAGACCAACUCCACCCUGUUCACCCACCCAGGUUUUUCAGUGAUACAUUCCAGAUCAGCCUCCUCAUCCAUAAUCAGAUCAUGGAUGAGGGAGAUUUUAUUCUGGCAUUCAACAGCAGCAGUCGCAUACCCGAGGGCUGACUGAUAUGACAAUCACAAUUCCCCAGGUUGGAGGGGGGACGGGUACACGGCAGUCACUAACUGCCUGUGCUGUGUGCCCCUCACGCAGCUUGCCCCUCCUCCCACGCCAUACCUCCCCCUGCUCUCCCCCGCUCCUCUCCUCCCAGGCACAUCGCAAAAAAUGCCCUUUAAAACAGUUAAAAAAACAAUUUAAAAGGAUAUAAAAGAAGAAGCCCUUUCUGCUGAGCAGCAGCAGCAGCAGCCCUUAUAAAACCUAUCAAGCCCUGCCCUGGGCCAGGUGGAGAGAGGCAGGAGCAGGGCCCUCUGGCUCUCAGCAGGGUGGUCCUAGAAAGUCUGAGAUCUGCUUAAGUGAAGCCCCACAUUAAUUGUUUGGGUUUUGAAGCUUUCCCCUGUAGUCAUAGGGUCUAGAAACUUACAAACAAUAAAUGAUGAAGAUUCUCAGAAUUCUCAAUAGAUUAUACUGGAAAGGCACUCCAAGUAAGAUCGUGGUGCUUAUUUGGGUCUUCUUCAAUGUCGUCUCCCAGGCAAGCUCUGCUGCUAAUCUGCCAGCAUUCUCAAUACUGUGUCUGAGUUGAGCAAUAAAAAGGUUGCAGCAAUUGUUGCAAUCCAACAAAGGUCAAACAGAUUAUGAGGUCUCUUAAGUACAUUGUUGGGUUCUGGGUUGCCCUGGUUCUCUUCUUCUUGACCUUCGGCUUCUCAAACGCUGCUGUGCCUACAUCUUUAAAUACAAGUGCAUGUCUUUGCUUAACAAAUGGAAGAAGCAAUCCCUUCCCAAAGCAAAUCCUGCUCACGUGUUGAGCCUUAGCAGAAAUGGCGGCCAGAAAUAUUUUAGCAGAGAUCUCCAAAGUAACUAAAAUGGCACGUGUUUUACUUCCAAAAGCUUACAAUGAACGAAAAAGGCUUCUUAUUUCUAGCAGGAAAAACCUGCUGCCUACAAAUCGCUUUCCCUUUCAUCUUUUCUAGAAUCUGGGGGGCCUUCCUUCACUAUUGGCAAGUCCGUCUGGCUGCUCUGGGCUCUGGUUUUCAACAACUCCGUUCCCAUUGAAAACCCCAAAGGGACUACAAGUAAAAUCAUGGUGCUUAUCUGGGCUUUCUUCGCCGUCAUCUUCCUGGCCAGCUACACUGCUAAUCUGGCAGCUUUCAUGAUCCAAGAGCAAUACAUUGAUACUGUCUCUGGGCUCAGCGAUAAGAAGGUGAGGAAUGCUUGAGCAAUGGUGGCAAAGGGAAUGAAUGUUGAGUGCUUAGGCCAGGGGUGCAACGUUUUGUAGCUUGGAAUAUCCCAGAAGGAAGAUAUGCUAGUGCUGACUGAAUGGCAGGACAUAAACUCAAGUUGGUUUCAUUUGCUGGCUUUGAUAAGCAGCUAGAGGAAACCAAAAGAUAGCUUUUGGUUACCAAGGAAAGUUAAGCCCACACAAAAGUUUCCCUUUCUGUGCCCACCUUUGCAUCUGUAAGGCUGAAGAUAACUCAAUGGAGCUGCUUUUUCACUCCCAAAGUUUCUGACCUCUGUAUUACUGACUCCCAAGACACUGUUGCAACAUGGGCUAUAAACUGAAAUAAGUAAAUGUAGAAAAUUAUGUAGAAAAUUAUGCUAAAAUGGUGGUACUGAAGUACACACUCAGGUUGUCUCCAGACUGUCAGUUUUAUACAGUGGUUAGAGUGUUGGACCAGGACUUUGGAGACCAGGGUUCAAAUCCCCACUCUGCCAUGAAGGUCACUCAGAGACCUUGGUCAAGUCACUCCUUCUCGGCCUAACCUGCCUCACAGGAUUGUUCGUGAGGGUAAUAUAGGGGAGGAGGAGAACAACUAUGUAUGCUAUCUUGAGUGUUUUUGAGCAAAGAUGGGUUACAAUGCAAUACAUUAAAUAAAAACUAUUUUGUAGGAGAGAUUUAAGCACAUACCUAAAAUUUAGGUUUGCAGCCAUUCAAGUGGAUUAAAGGGCUCUGUCACCCUGGUGCAACAAACCUGUUUUGUUUUUUAAAGGAUCAGUUUUUUUGUGGUUUGGAAAGUGGCAAGGAAAUGCAUUGAAAACUGUGGGAUGAACAGUUGAUUUAAUGGGAAGACAUAUAACCACUGCACAAACAAAUCAGGAUGAAUCCAUGAUGAAGGCUGAUGGUUGUAUAACCUCCCCACUACCAAAUUGGAACAAGUGCCCAGUAAGGGCCAGGUCUAACCUCCAACUAAGCUUUGUGCAAGCAACUCAGGGCUGAACGCUCAAUAGUUAGGUUGGAGGAGCCCAGAGUCCUUUCUGAAAUGCGCAUCCUCAAGUCUGAAUAGAGGGAUGCUGUUUCCAUUCUGGAUCUGGCAACAGACUUGUCUUUGUGGUGUCCUUCCCAGUUUCAAAGGCCUCAGGAGCAGUACCCCCCAUUCCGGUUUGGAACAGUUCCCAAUGGCAGCACCGAGAGGAACAUUCGGAGCAACUACCAUGACAUGCACUCGCACAUGGUGAAGUACAACCAGCGCUCGGUGGAGGAUGCCCUGGUCAGCCUCAAAAUGGGGUAGGUUGCAGCAUUUCCCCAUAAGAAAGAGCAGCGUGCAAGAAGGCCUCAAGGUAUCUGUGCCACAUUGAGUUCAUUCAUGGCCAGCCCUAGCAAAUAUAACAGGAGAAGUAAAUAUACUGGCAUAUACUUCAAUAAUGACGUUGAAGUUGGUUGUUGGAACUGGCCCAUUUCAGCUUCUGGUUCUUGUUUUCUGUUUGCUUGUGAGCUUCUGCUUCAGUGAUGACAGACUCAGGCAAACCUUCUGAUCAGUUUUGUGAAUGUUCCUGUAUGCCUCUCACACAGAUUGGCACUAUGGCAUGCUGCAUUUCUGACCACUUCCUUGGGGCAUUCGCAGGACUGGCCACCAUGUCAAAAAUGGGCAGCCCAUAGCAACCUGAUCAAGUCACCAUCCUAUGAACAGGAUCUUUAUUGACUGAAGUUUCUCUGCACGCUUGAUGCUGUGUGAGAUUAAACCAUAAAGAAGCUCUCUGCUAAUGAUGACUACGUUUCAGUAUUCUGUCACAUAGCUGGCUUACUCUCUGUGAGAGUGUUGACUUAAGUUCCUGGUUCUCACUGUGAAUCCCUUCUCUCAGUCAGACUCCACAAAUAUGUGAACUAUAUUCUGUCCAAACAUGAUUAUGUUUAUUCUGGGUGGAAGUUUGCUUGCUGCUGUUGUGAGGUAAAUGUCACAGACCGAGUGCUGGCCAUGAGAUGCCCAAAUAUCUUGUUUUCAGACUUUUCUAACAAUCUGGAUGUUUUGGAAUAUGUGUGUAUCACAUGUAAGGUUCCUGUCUUUACAUGUGAUGCAAAAUUUAACAAUUUUGAUAGCCCUGCAAGCUGCUAGAUCAAUCAAAACAAUGGUUCUCAAGCAUCUUUAUAGAGGUUUCCUUUGGUGCGUGAUGGGUGCGUUCCACAGUGAAUGCUGGUUUCACUCCUGUAGCUAACAAGCCUCGAAAUAUUUAGUGCUUCCUAAUUUUAGCAACAGAAGUCUCCACGUUUCCAGUUUCUGGAAGUUCAGAUUUUGAAUGUAUUACUCAUUAGUAGGAGAGUCUUCUCUCUGCUACCAGCCUCUAAUUCACCCUCUAAUUUCAUUUGCUCCAUUUCUUUCUUUCAUCCCUCUGUUGCUAUCCUUUGAUCUGUUGACCUCUUGUUGUCCUUUUUAAAAGGCAACUUGCACAGCACAAUGAAGCUUGAGUGUGAUGUGGUAUUCUAAAACCAAGGGAGUGAAAGCUCUCAAGCCAGUUCUUGUACUCACCUGCCCUAGGCUGCAGCAUGCAUGUAUGUCACAUUCUGCCUAAGCAUUUCAAGGUGGGGCUGCAGGAGCUGCAAAGCUGCAGCUGUGCGUGCACAGGCCCAAGCCAAGCAGUCCUUGCUGCUUUCCAGAGUUCAAUGGAAUUUGCUCUCAGGAAAGGGAGCACACGACUGCAGCCACAGCCUGAUAGUUAGUUUCUAAGCGUGUUUCUGUGAAAUUGUUUUUAUGGACAGUGACUGCCCUGUUGUUUAUGACAGUGGGGUAAUGCUUGCUUUCCCCCAAGGCCAUACUUUUGAUAUGGAGAAAGUGAUUGCCCCCCCAAUCACUCAAACUGUGAGAUUUUGCAGCUGGGGAAAAUGUGAUUUAUCUUCCAAACUAUUACAGUUGUGGCUGCCCUGGAGAAUAUGCUAGAUAUCACCAUUUUGUGAACUGGUUUUUUUACAUGAAUUGUUUGAACAGUGUGCAGUCCCCAUCUUCAGUGUUAAGAGAGGCACGAGUUGUUUCCGAAAAAUUGCAAGCAAGACGAUGACAUAUGCUGUCUUCUCCUGCCCCUUGAUUGCACUGCAAGACUAGGUUACUCUCAGCGUAGCACUUUUUCUAUUGGAUUGAAGCUUCUGGGACUGUCCUACAAAUAUGGUCAAGCCCACAGAUGAGAACAGCUUUGCUUGCUUUCUUGCAUCAUUUUAUAGCCUGGCACUUGGCACUGUGUGACCUUCUAGCUUACCAAACCCCCCCCACCAUGUGGCUUUUGUAGUUGCUGUCCCUUAAUUUUUUCCCCUCUCUCUCCAUCUCUCUCUCUCUGCUUGAUUCCAGAAAGCUGGAUGCAUUUAUAUAUGAUGCCGCAGUGCUCAACUACAUGGCGGGCAAGGAUGAGGGUUGCAAACUGGUGACCAUUGGCAGCGGGAAAGUCUUUGCCACCACCGGCUAUGGCAUUGCCCUCCAGAAGGACUCCAAGUGGAAGAGGCCAAUUGAUUUAGCCCUCCUACAAUUCCUGGGAGAUGGUAAGUAGUUCUCUGUCUCCUCCCCGCAAACACACUUUGCUUCCUCAUCCUCAGGGGUAGUUACCAGUAGUCUCCUACGUAUUUUUCUCCAAGGGGUCACAGAACAAGAAAACCUCUGUCUUAACAGGUUGCGGGGGGGACGGGACACACCUGGCCACAACUGCCUCACAAACACAAAGCUGAACCCUACUUAAUCUUUAUUCCCUCUCUCCUCUUUCCACUUUCUCAUCCACCCCUCCAUGUUCCCUGGCACAAUCACAACAGUCCUGUGUUUAUUUAAAAUUGUAUUUAUUUUUAAAUAUGAAGGCGUUAUACCCGUCCCCCCCCCAAAAAAAAACUUCCAACAGCCUGUCAGAACCUCAGACCCUGAGGGGCAAAAGAGGCAAAAGGAUGGCCACCCCCUCACAAGUCCCUCACCCUCCCUCCCUCCCUCCCUCCCUCCAUUAUAGCGGUUGCUUUAAAAGGCAUUUUCACAUGCAAAUAAUAACUGGAGGAUAAACUGGAAUUUAAAUUGAAGCUGCAAUUUUAAACAUGUUUACUUGAAAGCUAAGGCUGCAUUCCUAAAUAUGUCUACUGACUUCAUUAGGGCUUGCUCCCAAUUAAAUGGGGUUAGGAGUUCAGCCCUACACCAUCAAAAUUAGUACAAUUAUACAGUGGUACCUCGGGUUACAUACCCUUCAGGUUACAGACUCUGCUAACCCAGAAAUAGUACCUCGGGUUAAGAUCUUUGCUUCAGGAUGAGAACAGAAAUUGUGCUCCGGCGGCGCGGCAGCAGCAGGAGGCCCCAUUAGCUAAAGUGGUGCUUCAGGUUAAGAGCGGACCUCCGGAAUGAAUUAAGUUCUUAACCUGAGGUACCACUGUAUGAUGUUUGUGGGUGGGAUCAUUUAUCCCAUGUGGGACAAACUUUGCCCCCACCCCCAUGCAUUUUGCUCCUAUUAUGCCUCCUCCAAUAUAUAUUUUUUCCUCGUGUUGCUGCUGGCCAGGGCUCCCGUUUGUGUUACAGUUGCUGCAUGUAUUUAGGCCUCGGUUGUCUCCUUGACCCAAUUUCCUGACCACCAUGUGGCAGUGCCUCCCGUCGGUUCUGUCUUGCUGACUGCUUCGCCCCAGGGUGCUAGGACAACUGUAUGCUCGGAUUCUGGCUCUCUCCACUGAGCCGCCAGCCUGUGACCAAAGUUCCUUUCUGGCCGUUAGGGAGAAUUCUGAGAAGGUUUCAGAGCGCUGUUCCUCCCUGCCACACCGUUUGGUAGUCCACAUUAAAUCAAGCACAACGUCUCCUUGUCAGGUGUCUGGGAAGUUAUCUCGCCCUGAAAUCACUCUCUCUUCCCUUCAGUAGGAAAUAAAGCUCUCUUGUCACUCUGGAGACCUUAACAAGUGAUCUGUGUGCAAAAAAUGUUUUGUUUUUUUAAAAAAUGUGUGCAGGGUUGGGGGAGUUCAGAUGGAAGUGUUUUAAGGAAAUGUCGAACAUAAUGGGGGAUCAGAGAGCCAGAAAAGGAGACAGGCUAUGAGAAAAGGAGAGGAAAAGGGAAGGUCUGUACACUUAUACGUAUGAUCAAUGACAAAUAUGCUGUUAUAUGAACAAAAGCAAAUAAGGUGAAAGCACACAUCAGAGAGUCCCUUUAAUGAGUUCCUGUCACACAGUCUUGACUUGUUGUCUCUUCUCUGAACACUGCUUCUUGUGUUUUAAAGCAGAGAGGUGUUCAGUGGUGGGGCGACGAGGAGGAGCACGGGGUGAACAUCCCACAUGUGGACAGCUGCUCCCAGGACUCUGGCCUGGGUGGAGACCAUACCUUCUGGCCUGAUUAAGGAAAUGCACUCUGCACUUGUACACAGGAGCUUUAUAUAAUGGGGUGACCCACAUGGUCCCUUCCAACUCUACAGUUCUAGGAUUAUACUAUAAAGCCCAUGAAGCUGGUAAUCUUAAAUUUAAGCUCUGCUGUCUGGGGAAAGGUUUUUCCAUGGUGUAGACCUCCAGAAAUGCUUAGUCCUAUGGAAGAUCAUGGGAACACAGGAAAUUUUACUUGAGUAGCCAUGGGUAUCUUGACUGAGGUGGACAAUGAAUACUACAAGCCAAAAAUAAUCUAAAUUUCUUCAGGUUCAGCUAUCUGUGAUGUCAAUCAGAGGAGAUCCAUUUGCUAGGAUUUGACUGUCUUCCCUUCUUGUUAUUUGUUUCCCAGGUGAAACACAGAAGCUAGAGACUGUGUGGUUGUCAGGGAUCUGCCAAAAUGAGAAGAACGAGGUGAUGAGCAGCAAGCUGGACAUUGACAACAUGGCAGGCGUCUUCUACAUGCUGCUGGUGGCUAUGGGGCUGAGCCUGCUCGUCUUUGCCUGGGAACACCUGGUCUAUUGGAAGCUGAGACAUUCUGUACCCAAGUCUCACAAGCUGGAUUUCCUUCUGGCUAUAAGCAGGGUAAGGAUGCCAUGUAGAUAUGUACAUACCCCUUCUAUGUCCCCUUUGAGAUUAUUCCUAAUGUGACACAUAGACAGUUUAUUCUUCCAAGCCGCUGGUCAUAUUUGAACAGAGGGCUUAAACCACAGUGUUGCCCUGCAUGCAUAAGCAAAAAAGAAGGAACCAGUGCAAAGUGAUAGCUCAAGCAUUCCCCUUCUCCUCUCCUGUAGUUGGGAGGUGGAAUAAGCCAAUAAUUCCGUUUCACUUUGUCUGAUUCCUGGUCUGUCCCCCACAUUCAUACCAGGAAUGGUUAAAAACAAUCUAUUAUUCACUUUCAAAACAAGGGGUAUGCAGGUGGCUUAAAUGAAUUAGUUUUUAUUUAUUAUAUUUCUUUGCUGCUUUUCAUUCAAAUAAAUCCCAAAGCAGCUUCAAACAAAAAAUAACACUAACAUUACAGAUCAUCACAAAUACAACAUAAAUCUCAUAGAAUAAUUAACAAAUCAUCCGUAGAACAUUUGCAAUCUAUAAAAUUUACAAAUCAACAACUAAUAAGCUAAACAUCACAAUUCAAGCCAGUCACAUUAUAUGAUUAACAAACCAAUACAGCAUUUAUAAUCCAUAAAACAAUGUUAACAACAUUAACAAAAUAGCAACCAAAAGAUAAGCUGAAUAUAUUCUCCACACAUACAGGUUCCAUGGACAGCUUCCAGUCCUCCUCAUGCGAACCUGAAAUUUUAAAUUUGAAAAUGUAUUUUAUGGAAAUUAGUUUUUCCAUACAUGGUUCUGGAGGAAUGAUAUCAACCAGUUUUAGCAGUAAUGAUACCCAUGGUGGCUACAGCUAACAAAGGAGGCAGAGUGUAAAAACAGAAGCCACCUCUGCCCUGCGCCGUUUUUCUUUUGGGCCUUGUUAACAAAGAGUGCUCCAACCAGCCACAACCUUCUGCUAGGAACUCAUCUUUGGAUAAUGAACAACGCUGCCCACAGCUGCCUGACCCUGCUCCUUCUGAGCAGCUCUUAGGCAGCCACAAUUCUUUCAGGUCAAAAAUGCAACAUGUGGACAGGGCAGGCUCAAGAAAGCCUUCCGUAGUCAACCUGCCUGCGGAUAAAGCAACAAGUGUGCUGCUCCUCAUGUACACUGAAGGAGCCGCCUUAUCAGUAUUUGUAGCCCAGUCAUGACCCACUUCCCUAGUACUGGUAAGACAGAGCAAGGCUUUCUGUGACAGGUUCGUGAAGCAAUUUGUAGAGGACUGCAUCACUGCUGCUUAAUUUGUGUGAAAUGUAUUUGAAAUUAAACCAAUCAAAAACCAAUCUUUUCCCAAUUAGAAAUUUACUGGAGAAAAGACCAGGAAAUUGAUUUGCCUGUUCCUGGUUCUACUGCAUUUACAUUUCGAGGCUGCACUGUCUGCUCCAACAUAAAAUGCCUUAACUGUUUCCUGCCAGUGCCUCACCUGAUCAAAGUAAUAGGUGUUUGAAACUAUUUAAUGUUGAACAGAAGCAAGAGAGAGAUUUGUUUCUACAUAAUCUGGAUUGAUAUCUAGUAUCAGAAUAGGCCUCUUUCUCAUUACAGGGCCUUUUAUUGUCACCUCUGUCCUCAAUCUGUUCUUAACUUUAAAAUGUUAGUUACUGUAUAUACUUGAGUAUAAGCUGACUUUUUCAGCACAUUUUUUAUGCUGAAAGAGCCCCCCUCGGCUUAUACUCGAGUGAGAAAGGAGCCCUUUCUCACCGCUGGUCCCACCGCCGCUGCUGCCCGUCUCUCGCAAGGGCAGGCACAGGAGCCGCGGUUGGGAGACGUGCUGCCCUGUGCUGCGCCUCUCCCAACCGUGGCUCCUACGCCUGCUCCUGCGAGCGGCAGAGGGAUGAGCGGCCCGAAAGCAGUCUUUUGGGCUGCUCCUUCCUCUGCCGCCACCACCAGGUUUGUGGUGUGGUGAACCAGCUUAUACUUGAGUCAAUAAGUUUUCCCAUUUUUUUCUGCUAAAAUUAGGUGCCUCGGCUUAUAUUCGGGUUGGCUUAUACCCAAGUAUAUACGGUAUUUAAUCUUGUCGAAUGCCAUCACCUUGAGGGCCCUUAAGAGUAAUGGGACAUAAUAAAUUAUUAUUAUUACUCAAAUUCAUUAUUUAUAUGCCACCCAUCUGACUGGCUCCCGACAAAAAACAAUAAAAACACAAUACAACAUCUGCUGGGAGGGGUAUCCCACAGGGUAGGCGCCACUACUGAAAAGACCUUCUGCCCGGUUCCCUAUAACCUCACCUCUCGCAAUGAGGGAAACACCAGAAGGCCCUCAGAGCUGGACCUCAGUGUCCAGGCUGGAUGAUGGGGGUGGAGACACUCCUCCAGGUGUACCGGGCUGAAGUUCAGAUAACGAGGAUUCAGAAAGUGUAGGCUCUUUAAACCUGAGGGAUGGAAAGCAGGAGAUAAACAUAUGAAAUAAAAUUAAUCUAGUACAGUGAUUCUCAAAUGUGUAAGCUUGAUACAUUUUAACAGAAUUACUUCACCUCCAAGAAACGAAACAGGAAACCUGCACUAUUUCAUAGAAAACAGUACAUGGCAAUUGGAGACUGGAAUGCCAGAAGUAGCGAGAGGGAGUUGGAUCUGUGAAUGCUAGAGUGCCUGGGGGGUCAGACAUGAACAACCUCCUGGACAACCUGACUUGGUCAGCAGAAAAGGAGGAAACGUGUUUCUUAUCAACCCUGUUUGGUGAUCCAGCCAAGCUUAUAAUGGAAUCCUGAUCUUUCACCCAAGUUCUGAAACUACCUCGGGUUAAGAACUUUGCUUCAGGAUGAGAACAGAAAUCGUGCUCCGGUGGCAUGGCAGCAGCAGGAGGCCCCAUUAGCUAAAGUGGUGCUUCAGGUUAAGAACAGUUUCAAGUUAAGAAUGGGCCUCCGGAACAAAUUAUGUUCUUAACCUGAGGUACCACUGUAUUUCCUUUGAAUGACUGAAGCACUUGGUUUGCAACAGGGUAAGUAGGACUGUCAAUAUAGCUAGCUUACCCAAGUAUCUUGUUGCUCAAACAUUUUCCCAGUUCACUCAGAAAAAUGUGGUCAUUCAGUAUUUGUAAUGUCUGUCCUGCAUGAGCUUGAACAUUAAGCCAACCUGCCCUCUCCACCCUCCAGCUCAUCCCCUUUCCAAUACAUGCCUACUUAGCCACUGCCUUCCCUCUUCUCUUUCUUUCCAGGGCAUUUACAGCUGUUUCAAUGGAGUCCAGAAUCUGGAGAGCCCUGCCCGCGUCCACAAACCAGACGUCACUGCUAACUCUGCUCAAGCCAACGUGUUGAAGAUGCUACAGGCCGCCAAGAACAUGGUGUCGACAGCCAGUGUGGGGAACUCCCUGGAGAACGCCACACGCACCAUUGAGAACUGGUCAAACAGGAGCGAAAACCUCCAAACCACCUUCUCCCUAAGGACUCCUCAGCUUGUUGUGCAGAACACCAGUGGGCCUACCAGGCCAGCUCAUGCCUCUGAUGCAGCAGCAGCUGAGAGGCUUGGGAGGUCUCUCCCACAAUCCCUCUCUCCGCUCCAGCAGUCUUUGGUGCCAGCCAGUGAAAACUGGAGAGGGACACUAGAGCAGCCGCAGAUUCUUCAUCCGCUGAAGUUCCGAGGCAGCUAUUCUGAGGACAAGGUGCUCCCCGGUUCCACUGUGAACAGCUCCCCCCACUACAUGGUAAGACCCACACCUCAGACCCAUGUCAGAAACCACGUGCCACUUGGAAACCACCUUAGUGCUGCUCCCCACUCCCCAGUAGGAACUGCUAGGGAGCUUCCUCUACCUGAGCAUAAGCAUAAGCUGGCCUUGGCCAGAGGGCACACCAAGGAGAAAUUCCACCACCAGAACGUUCACCUGGUGUACGGAGAAGGUGGUGACGACAGCUCAGCCCAGGUGGAGCGGCUGGCUUCCACUUCCGAGAAGCGAAAGGAGUUGGAGAGCCACUUUCCGCCUCAUGCCUGUGUCCACAAUUCCUUCCCCAAAGCUAACAGGACUUGCAGACCCUUUCUGUACAAAGAAUCUGACUCAAUAGAGCUAAGGAGAGAGAAGCCGAGCCACAGAGCUAAUCUCUCGAGGUCCGGCUGGGAGCAGGAGAGACCCCAGUCUCUAGGCCUGUGGAAACAUCAUGGGAAGUCCUCAGCCUAUGGGGAUGUGCCAGACCUCUUCCCCAAAGCUGGCCGGGCUCCAAAAACAAUGUCAGUGCCUGGAACGCAUUCCUACCCUCCCGGUGCCCUUAGGCCGAGUUAUACAUGCAAUAGGAAAUGUGUGGAGGCCAACGGCUUACCUUGGAAGGACCAGCGGCUGCUGCAUUCGCAGUCCACGAGGCUCCCCUCGUACCGGGAGGCCUGCCUACACAACAGCUCAGGCGUGCACAAGGCUUCUUCCACGGUGGUGCACAAGCAGUAUGCCUACAUGAACUCGUACACAAACCUGCCUAUCUACUGGGGGCGCCUUUACCCAGGCUCCCCGCAGCUGUGCGAACAGUCCAGUGCCACCCAGCACAGCUUCAGCCGAGCUCCCUGGUCGCCUUGCAGCAGGGACUUCCUGGUCCACCAGGAUGGCCAGAGGACCAUGUACUUUGGUAGCACCUACAGAGACUACAGGGACCGCAGCAGGGUGGACCCAACGUUUCUUCAGAUGGUCAAUACCGAGCGGAGAGACUUCCUGAGCACCCAGAGGAUGCACAGCCCUUACGCAGGAAGAUCGUGGAGGCGAAUCUCUAGCCUAGAGUCUGAAGUCUGAUAGAGGGAAGAUGCUGGGGCUCUUGAUGCUCGAUUGGAGACUGCAGAGAAGAAGCUCAUCCAGGAGGGCAAGAGACAAGGCCUUCCAAGCCAGCGUUCUGCGUCUCCCUGUUAAGCUGGUAUCAGCAGAAAGUUCUUUGUCUCUUCACUACUACCACCCCGGAUCAACGUAAGAGCAAGUGACCUUUCUCCAUCCUCUAAUGGACCAAAACGCAAAGCGGGAGCAGCUGAAGGCACUUUAUUGACUGAUUCCAAAGUCUUCCAUUGCUGGGCACUGAGAUGCCCUCACUCGCGUACAAGACGACUCUCUCAUGGUGGUGAUUCACAGUCAUGCUGCCUCUGUGGAUAGCUUAUGAAGCAUCAGUUGCAGUGUCAACCAUCUACAUUUCAGUGCCAGUUUAUCGUUCAGAGCAUGGCUGUCCGUGACACAGUGGGAAAUGCCCAACAGCCUCCUAUUAAACAAAUAAACAAAAUGAUUAGGACUAUCUUGCUUUCCCAUAAUGCACUGAUAUAAAUGGAGACUGUAUAGAGGACUGAACAGGGGGCAUAGUAUGAUAUUUUUAGUGUUUUACAUUACUUUCUGGAUCUUCGUAAAGAGCCCAAAAUGCCAAAUGGAGGUUAUUAAAUACACACUUCUUAAAAUGUAUUCACACACC
Messenger RNA from Podarcis lilfordi (Lilford's wall lizard), 91529 nucleotides. NCBI's taxonomy places the organism in Eukaryota, Metazoa, Chordata, Lepidosauria, Squamata, Lacertidae. The record is from the annotation of a GenBank genome assembly.